Coregonus sp. 'balchen' is the source of this 92948-nucleotide messenger RNA. The record is from the annotation of a GenBank genome assembly. NCBI's taxonomy places the organism in Eukaryota, Metazoa, Chordata, Actinopteri, Salmoniformes, Salmonidae.
UGGUUGCAUACUGAUUGGAGGAGGGCAGUGCCAGUGACUGGAAAAGCCCUGUGUGUGUCAGCCAGCAGGAUGAGUGUGUCUGAUGGUGUGGCGAGAACAGCCAGCAUGGACGUAGAUCAAUUACAGCAAUGGCAGGCCGUCGUCCUUCAGAUCUACCCGCGCCUGUCCCAGGAAAUAGCAGCAUGUUGUAUCCUCCAGGUCAGCCCAGGGGCCACGGCCGCUACGGUUAUCCAGAACGCAGGGGCCACGCUGGGCCUGGACAUGACCCGGCACUACGCCCUCCUGGAGGUCAGGCAGGAUGGAGGGGCUGAGAGGAGGCUAGGGGACUCUGAGAUGCCCGUGGAGAGGGUGUUGCUGUGGCCCCCAGGGGCCCGGAACCAGCAUCCCCAGGAGGAGGGGUACUACUUCAUCCUCCAAGGAAGUGGAGGGGAUCUGGGGUCAGGGACAGGCAGUAGUGAGGUACCUUCACUGGAGGAAUAUGACGACCUGUGCAGCCUCUCCACCCUGACCGAGGACACAAUCCUGGCCACAUUGCGCCAGCGCUUCUACAAACACAACAUCUACACGUACGCCAGCGGCAUCCUGGUCGCCAUUAACCCCUUCAAGUUCCUACCCAUCUAUAACCCUAAGUAUGUCAAAAUGUACAACAACCAGCCGCUGGGAAAACUGAGCCCUCACAUCUUUGCGGUGGCGGACGUGGCGUACCGCACCAUGCUGAAGAAGCAGGAGAACCAGUGUGUGGUGAUAUCAGGGGAGAGCGGAUCGGGAAAGUCCCAGAGCACCAACUUCUUGGUUCACUGUCUGACGGCGUUGAGCCAGAAGGGCUACAGCAGCGGGGCGGAGAGGACCAUCUUAGGAGCUGGGCCUGUCCUGGAGGUAAGGGGAUAGAGAAGGUGCGGGGGGGGGGGGGGGGGGUGCGUGUAACUGACGGUUAUGGAUGAAGACCAUUAUGACAAUAAAAUAACCGUCAAAACCGUUUUUAAAUAGGCCUAGCCUACAUUCAUUUUAAGGAUUUUUUAAAAAUAUAUAAUGUUUUGCUUUAUUUUCAUGUAGAUAAUUCUUACCUAGUAGCGGGUGUGUUUACUAAUGGUUAUAUGCAGCUGUUUUGCUAAUUUAGUGUGUCUAUUAAACGUUCUACAUCUCCUCUUUCCAACUGUCCUUUGAUGCUCCAGCAGCUAAUCUGCUCGAUGCGCGGGGGAGUAGCGCGCUAUAGCCUAUGGCACUAAAGAAAAGAAAAAAAAAUGAUGUGGACUUUUUUUGCUUUAAUCUCUUUGCCUCACUUCCUGUUGUGCUGCUGGUGCCUCCUGGAACUCUAGAGCAGACAGGAAGCCAUAUACAUUGCCUUCGGAAAGUAUUCAGACCCCUUUUACUUUUUCCAAAUUUUGUGACGUUACAGCCUUAUUCAAAAAUUGGAUUAAAAAAAUACAAAAUCCUCAGCAAUCUACGCACAAUACCCAUAAUGACAAAGUGAAAACAGGUUGUUAGACAUUUUUGAAAAUGUAUUAAAACUUAAAAACAGAAAUACCUUAUUUACAUAAGUAUUCAGACCCUUUGCUAUGAGACUCGAAAUUGAGCUCAAGUGCAUUGUUUCCAUUGAUCAUCCUUGAGAUGUUUCUACAACUUGAUUGGAGUCCACCUGUGGUAAAUUCAAUUGAUUGGACAUGAUUUGUAAAGGCACACACCUGUCUAUAUAAGGUCCUACAGUUGACAGUGAAUGUCAGAGCAAAAACCAAGCCAUUGGGUCUAGGAAUUGUCCGUAGAGCUCCGAGACAGGAUUGUGUCGAGGCACAGAUCUGGGGAAGGGUACCAAAACAUUUCUGCAGCAUUGAAGGUCCCCAAGAACCAUCAUUCUGAAAUGGAAGAAAUUUGGAACCACAAAGACUGUUCCUAGAGCUGGCUGCCCGGCCAAACUAAGUAAUCAGGGGAGAAGGGCCUUGGUCAGGGAGGUGACCAAGAACCCGAUGGUCACUCUGACAGAGCUCCAGAGUUCCUCUGUGGAGAUGGGAGAACCUUCCAGAAGGACAACCAUCUCUACAGCACUCCACCAAUCAGGCCUUUAUGGUAGAGUAGCCAGACGGAACCACUCCUCAGUAAAUGGCACAUGACAGCCCGCUUGGAGUUUUUCAAAAGGCAGAGAAGAAUGGGAGAAACUCCCCAAAUACAGGUGUGCCAAGCUUGUAGCGUCAUACCCAAGAAGACUCAAGGCUGUAAUCGAUGCCAAAGGUGCUUCAACAAAGUACUGAGUAAAGGGUCUGAAUAUUUCAGUUUUUUAUUUGUAAUACAUUUGCAAAAAUCUUUUUGCUUUGUCAUUAUGAGGUAUUGUGUGUAGGUUGAUGAGGGGGGAAAAAACUAUUUAAUCAAUUUUAGAAUAAGGCUGUCACCUAACAAAAUGUGGAAAAGGUCAAGGGGUCUGAAUACUUUCCGAAGGCACUGUACCUAAGUAAGAAACAAACACACAUGAACAGAGAACUACUAUUUGCACCUGAACGUGUGGCCUCUGAUUUCUUUAUUUACAGCUUGAUGUGUCAAUGAAAAGACAAACACUAUGGCUGCAUCCCAAACGGCACCCUAUUCCCUAUAUAGUGCACUACUUUUGACCAGAGUCCUACGGGCCAAAAGUAGUGCACUAUAUAGGGAAUAGAGUGCCUAUUUGGGAUGCACUGUGUUUUCUAUACAGCUGUCAGGGAAGCAAAACAUUCUCUGCCAAAGCUGCAUUCCAUCUGGUGUGGGAAAUACCUACCGCACAGGCAAAGGCCUGGGUCCCACCGUACCCCGCCCCUACCCAAGGUGCAUUGCAGGCCUUGUCAGUCAGUAACUCAGAGAGUAUUUUAAUUGUUUAAUCUCCGUGAACAGGUCCAACAGGGUUCUCUCUGGGGGUUUUCCUGUUUAUUUCCUUAACAACAGGUUUCCUUCUAAUCUCUCUCUCUCUCUCUCUCUCUCUUUCUCCUAGUCUCUCCGUCUGUCAUUACAUUACGUUCCUCCUUUGUUGGCAGUCAAUGUCAGACUCUGAGGUUUGCAUAGCUGCUGGAGAGGGAAGUUAGCUGAUUAUUUGCUAGAGUAUUUUUCAGAGUAUCUAUUAAGCUCCGUGAGAAGGAAACAGGAAAUAGUUGUAAAUUAGUAGGUUGUGUGAAGUGGAUUUCCCUCCGGUGUAGUGUAACUGAGGACAGUGUGAACAACAACAGAACAUGCAGUAAAACUAACCUGUGUCUCUCUCACACCACUGACCACACCACUGUCUUAUCUAUCUGAUAUCAGUUCGCCUGCUGUAACCUUACAGAGAUGGUAGUGCAAAUAGCCUACAGGCAGAUGACACAGUCAAUCCCUGAUUUUGGUUCACUUUGACCAUGUCCAUCAUCAUAGCUUGAUGGUUUUCUUCUCACGGUGCUCAGGAAUAAAGGGGAGCCAAUAUAUAAAGUAGAAUUACUUAUUUAUUAAAGGACGUGUAUGAAGUUAUAUUACAUGUACUAAUUCCUUUCCGCCUUCAGGGAAUUUUUUUUUGUCAGGAAGUCAGAAGCACACUAGGUAGUUACUAUAGUAACCUCAGUACUGUUUGUAAUGUAUACAGUUGGUACCUUUUGUCUCUGCUCUCAGAGUCUAAAUAGCCAGUUGCAUUACAUUAUCCAUAAUCGCAUUACACUGGGUAAUUGUAUACAGACUGACCCUAGCCACAGGCACAUAGACUAUUGCAGCAUAGAUACUGGAGACUGAGACAGGGGUGGGGUCGGGGGACACUGUGGCCCCAUCCGACGAUACCCCCGGACAGGGCCAACCAGGCAGGAUAUAACCCCACCCACUUUGCCAAAGCACAGCCCCCACACCACCAGAGGGAUAUCAACAGACCACCAACCUACUACCCUGAGAGAAAAAAGGCAGAGUAUAGCCCAUGAAAAUCCCCCCCCCCCCCCCCCCUCACCGCACGAGCCCGAGGGGGUGCAAAACUGCACAGGAAGAUCACGUCAGUGACUCAACCCACUCAGGUCGAGUAGACUGAAAAAAGCCUGGGACUGCAUCUAGGAUAUUGCGCAAGGUUAAGUUCAGAUCCUCGGUUAGGUGGUUAACAGAUUUUUAACCUCCUUGGGUAGGUGGAGGGAGUCUGGAAAGGCGAUCUGCAUGACUAUAAACUCCGAUAGGAAUUCAGGGAGCUCAGUUAGGAACGCUGUAUAUGGCCCAGGAAGCCUGUAAACAGUAGCUAGCUAUAAAAAGUUAUUGAGUAGGCUGCAUAGAUUUCAUCACUAGAACCUCAAAAGAUGAAAACACUGUAUUUAAAAAUAAAUAAAUAGACAUUUGCUGUCCAUAAAUGUUAGCAACCAAUCCACCUGCGUGAUGCGCAGGGGUUAUGGUCACUAGUGUAACCAGGAAGAGAGGCAUCAUUUAACGCAGUCAUUUCAUCAGGCUUAAACCAUGCUUCAGUCCAAUCACAUAAAGUUUAUCAUCAGUGAUUUGUUCAUUGACUAUGACUGCCUAGGAAGUGAGGGAUCUAACAUUAAGUAGUCCUAUUUUGAGAUGUGAGGUAUUAUCACAAUCUCUUUCAAUAAUCUAUUUCGCACGGCAAGCGGUACCGUAGUGCCAAGUCUAGGUCCAAAAGACUUCUCAACAGCUUCUACCCCCAAGCCAUAAGACUCCUGAACAGCUAAUCAUGGCUACCCGGACUAUUUGCACUGCCCCCCCCCACCCCAUCUUUUUACGCUGCUGCUACUCUGUUAAUUAUUUAUGCAUAGUCACUUUAACUCUACCCACAUGUACAUAUUACUUCAACUACCUCAACUAGCCGGUGUCCCCGCACAUUGACUCUGCACCGGUACCCCCCUCUAUAUAUAGCCUCCCUACUGUUAUUUUAUUUUACUUCUGCUCUUUUUUUCUCAACACUUUUUUGUUGUUGUUUUAUUUUACUUUUUUUUAUUAAAAAUAAAUGCACUGUUGGUUAAGGGCUGUAAGUAAGCAUUUCACUGUAAUGUCUGCACCUGUUGUAUUCGGCGCAUGUGGCCAAUACAAUUUGAUUUGAUUUGAUAAUGACAGGAAUGGAGGAGGCCUUUAUUCCAGUGAGAUUGCUAAGGUUAACACCGCCAUGUUUAGUUUUGCCCGACCUAGAUCGAGGCACAGACACGGCCUCAAUGGGGAAAACUGAGCUGACUACACUGACUGUGCUAAGGGGCAAACUCCACUAAGCUGACAGGCUGGCUAACAGCCUGCUGCCUGGCCUGCACCCUAUCUCAUUGUGAAGCUAGAGGACUUAGAACCCUGUCAUUUCAAACCUUGUAUACGGACACAUACAUCUCUCUAUAAUGCGUGGGAAUACUUUGGAACAGAUUUCCCAAAUGUAAGUCACUUGGAGCUGAUUUGCUGGUGUUUUUAUAGUCUUUUAUGUCCACCAAUAAAAAAAAUGCUCAGAGAAUUUGGGGGGGGGGGGGGGGGGGGGGGGGGGGGGGGGGGGGGGUGGGGGGGGACCAAAUAAACACCCGUAGGACCAAAUAUUCACCCGUAUAGGCACCAAAUAAUAUCACCCGUAGGCAAAUAAUAUCACCCCGCAGGCCAAAUAAUAUCACCCGCAGGCCAAAUAAUAUCACCCGCAGGCCAAAUAAUAUCACCCGUAGGCCAAAUAAUAUCACCCGUAGGCCAAAUAAUAUCACCCGUAGGCCAAAUAAUAUCACCCGCAGGCCAAAUAAUAUCACCCGUAGGCCAAAUAAUAUCACCCGCAGGCCAAAUAAUAUCACCCGUAGGCCAAAUAAUAUCACCCGCAGGCCAAAUAUAUCACCCGUAGGCCAAAUAAUAUCACCGCAGCCAAAUAAUAUCACCCGUAGGCCAGAAUAAUAUCACCCGAGGCCAAAUAAUAUCACCCGAGGCCAAAUAAUAUCACCCGUAGGCCAAUAAUAUCACCCGUAGGCCAAUAUAUCACCCGAGGCCAAAUAAUAUCACCCGUAGGCCAAAUAAUAUCACCCGCAGGCCAAAUAAUAUCACCCGUAGGCCAAAUAAUAUCACCCGUAGACCAAAUAAUAUCACCCGUAGGCCAAAUAAUAUCACCCGUAGGCCAAAUAAUAUCACCCGUAGGCCAAAUAAUAUCACCCGCAGGCCAAAUAAUAUCACCCGUAGGCCAAAUAAUAUCACCCGCAGGUCAAAUUCAGCCCGCAGGUAGCCAGUUGGAGAACCCUGCUCUAAAGUAUUGAAGUGUGUGCUAGGAAAAUACUUGUACGUUUAUUAAAGUAAAGAUUCACCUAUUUUGAAUGUUAUAUUGUUUUUGUGCAUCUCUGAGCGAUGCUCUAUCGAUUCCCUAGGUCGUUUCAUGUUUCAUGUGUAUCUGAGCUAUUGCCGUUCAAACAGGAAGAAAUUCGGUCAGUAUGACAUAGCAUUGCGAUAAAGCCGCUCCCACUACACUGGAAGUUAAUAGGAAUAUGACUUUUAGAUUGUGAAAACGUCUAUCAUACAUGUCAGAUUUCAACACUGGCCAAGUCAUAAAGCUGGAGGUUGUGUUCUCUCAAAUGAGCCAUUGAUCAUAUUAUUUUAUGUUCCUACCUAGAAAUGUUUUAUUUAACAGAGGGUCUAACACAUUUAUCCUAUUUGUCUGUCUCUUCAGUCCAGGGUGCGUUGCAUGGUGCCGUUGUACACUCUGUGAGACACGAUCUGCAGGUUGAACAUGGUGAGAUUGUGGACUCCUGAUAGUGCAGUUUGUUUAGGCGAUUUUACAGCCAACUAGCUACUUCACAUGCUGAUAUUGACCAGCGGUGGAAAAAGUACCCAAUUUGGCAUACUUGAGUAAAAGUAAAGAUACCUUAAUAGAAAAUGACUCAAGUGAAAGUCAGUAAAAUUCUACUUAAGUAUCAAAAGUAAGUGUAAAUCAUUUAAAAUUCCUUAUAUUAACCAAACCAGACGGCACAAUUGCCUUGUUUUUAUUUCUUUACGGAUAGCCAGGGGCACACUCCAACACUCAGACAUCAUUUACAAAUGAAGCAUGUAUGAGUCCACCAGAGGCAGUAGGAUGAACUGGGAUGUUCUCUUGAUAAGUGUGUGAAUUUGACCAUUUUCCUGUCUUGUAAGCAUUCAACAUGAAAUGAAUACUUUUGGGUGUCGGGAAAAUGUAUGGAGUAAAAAGUACAUUAUUUUCUAAACAAACUGCACUAGCUAGCUACUUCACAUGCUGAUAUUGAUUCUGGUAUUGUUGUGUGUAGCUAGCUAGCUAGCCAGCCAGCCCAUAGCGAGAGCAUUGCAUUCUGGAUUUUGUAGUCGAGCUGCAACAGAUUUCCACAACGAUUUUCACAUGAUGCUACCAACCUUACUAUAAUGACAAAAUGAAACAACAUUUGUUCACAAAAAAAUAUUGUUCUCACAUUUUUUUAUGUAACACUGUAAAUUAUAGGAAUUAGUGGUUUUGGGUGGAUUUUUUAUUUAACUGAACAUGUUGUUUGGUAUUUCAUGCCUUGUGAUUGAUAAUUGGCCAUGAUGUGAAUUGGCUUGUUCUCAUUGGCUGAUGUAUGAUGGGAAUUGCUGUAAGAAGCCUGUUCUUUCUUUGCUGGUUGGACAGAUAGGGAACAGGUCGGCUGCCAGGUUAACAGGCAAUUAUUGAACCUGGGUUUCCUUUUGAACAAGCUUGUAUUUGAUUCAGGUUAUGAUCCUGUUGUUGCAACAUCCAGUUUAUUUUCUUUUGUUUUGUAAAUAUUCUAAGGUUUCGCUGGCUUUUUCCUCACUGCAAAUAAAAAGCCUCCGUCUGGGCAAGAAAAAGCACAUCUACAUCGUAUGCCUGCUCACUGUUAAAGUCCAACCGCUGGGUCAACCUUCAGGGUCCUACUGAAAACGACCCUGGUUUGGUCAAACAACUGUGUCGUGUUAUUACUCGGAUCAUUGUGUUAUCUGAAUGUAUCUAUUAACCAGAGAAAAAACAGCACACAGUGGUGUGUGGGUGUCUGCGUCCGAGUUUCAGUUUCAUUAUCAGUAACUGGUGCGUUUCCUACAAUAUGCCUACGCAAUGCUCUUAUCAAUCAGGCUAGUGACUCUGACUGUAACAAGUUAUCAUGAAAUAAGUCCCUUCUCAGAAUGUCACGAGAAAGUCGUCACACUUUGGACAUUCUGUGGCUAGUCAUGUGAUUUCCUCCCAAAAUCACGUUGCUCAUCUAGUAAACAACCUAAUCACAGUAACAUACGAGCGUCUGGAGCAAAGCGUUGCACUUAUAUGAUAGCUUUCAUGUUGGGUCAUCUUAGCAUACAACCCCUUAACUUUUAGUUAAUGUCUUUUCACAGCAGCACAUCAUUGGAAAUGUUUUGUAUCUGCCAAGUAAUUCUAGAGGAACUUGCUUACGGUUACUCAACCCUUUACAGUACCUCACCAGUUUAUUCGAAUUGUAAAUAAUAUCCCCUCUCUCUCUGUUUCUGAACAGGCAUUUGGCAAUGCUAAGACGGCUCAGAACAACAACUCCAGUCGCUUUGGGAAGUUUAUCCAGGUCAACUAUCUGGAGAGUGGGGUGGUGAGAGGGUGAGGCAGUGUUAUCAUGUUAUCAACACAUACUCUACACCAUCUGUCUUUGCAUGACUUGGCAUGAUAGCAGCAACAUCACAGAAACAAACUAUCCCAUCACUUUUUAUUCAGUGCAGUGGUUUAUUUUGGUUAACCUGGGUGCCAGUCUGAUUCUGCUCUGUUGGCCAACUCCUUAUGGAAUUACCAUGCCAAACAGCAUGCUUGACUUGACAAUGACUGCAAUUGAGUUGGCAAGAGAACAGAUCUGGGAACAGGCUAUAAUUAGGGCAUUUCCUCAUCAAAGGUCAACCACAUUUUAAUUGGUGGGUUUCUGGUUAAAAUGGAAUCUAACUGUAAUUCAUUGGUUUAUUUGUGUAGUUCCUUGCUGUCAGUGUCACGGCGAACACAGGGGACUUUGUCGCUUACACUGCUGCCAUCGUAACCUUUAAUUUCACAGCACAACCAUUUGGCUUGAUUUGAUUUUAGUAAGCAAACAUAAGUUCAUAAAUCAAGAAUUUGUAAACAAACCACAUUUCUGUCAGAUGUUUGGUUUGUAUUGAUUGUCUGUUUGUCUCCUUUGCAGGGCGGUAGUAGAGAAGUACUUCCUGGAAAAGUGUCGGCUGGUGUUUAGAGAGAAGAAUGAGAGGUAUGGAUUGACUAGCAGAGAAGACAUGACCCAAAUGUCCGCGCUGUUGAUGUGAAUUAAUGACUAGCGCGAAAGCCAGAGUUGAUUUCUUAUCUCGACUCUGGCUCACAGUGAAUCAGGCCCAUACAGGAACUAGUGCAUCCAGCACGACUCAGUUUUCUUACGAACGAUUAAAUCAGGAAAUUCCCGUUUUGACUUAAAAUCUCAGAUCAUGAAUUUGUACAGGAGCUUUUCAUUUGUCAUAGUUAGUAUCUGCAAUUCUCUGAACACAUCACUUUAACAGGCUGUGUGGGGUUAAUGCCAAACACACAGCAUGCGCUCCUGUGACUGCAGUUCAAGUUUAACCUGGUCUGAGGUGUAACAUAAUAAGACAGUGAAGUAGACUUGAAUUCAAACCGUCCGGUAGAAAGGUAGAAAUGAAACUGUUGUACAGAUCCCAUUUUUAGCAGCUGAACAAAUAUUAGGUUAGACAGAAUUACUCUCACGCUGAAAAAUUGAUAAUAAUUAUGUAAAAUAAACGUCUAGGUAACACUUAACCUCAGCUACGUUAAAGGUAUACUUUAUAAAGGGUUUGUAAAUGUUGGUGUAAGUAGCUGUCAAGUUGGUGCUUGACAAAUAAUCACACAAUCGCUCCAGUUCAACCAAUUAGUUCCAACUGUUUAUUACUGAUUCAUACACUAAUGAUUGACAGUAUAUGACUGGAGCCCUAAGUUGUUCCUAACUACAUUACCUGACUAGGAAAUACAGUAGUUGUAGUUUUUAACUGGGGCCUGUAGUUUUUAACUGGGGCCCUCUCUACAGUACAGUUUGACCUCUGACCCUUGACCUCUAGGAGCUACCACGUGUUCUACUACCUGCUGGUGGGGGCGUCCAAGGAGGAGCAGAGAGAGUUCAGUCUUCUGCAGCCUGAAGACUACACAUACCUGCAACAGGUCCUUACACAGACAGACAGACACACACAACACACACACACACAGACACACACAACACCUAACACAGACAACAGACCACAACACAUACACUGAAGACUAACACAUACCUGCAACAGUACACCACAUACACACAACACACACACACACACACACACACACAGACACACAGACAGACGAACACAGAUCACACACACACACACAGACACGACACACAAGACACACACACACACACACACAGACAACAGACACACACACAACACACACACACACCAACACACACAUCAACAGAGACACACCAGGACCACACACAUCACACACACAGAACACACACACACAAACACACAACAACAGACAGACCAAAGACCACACACACACACACAAACACCACACAACAACAGACAGACUGACAGAAACAGACAGAAACAACAAUGACAGACAGACACACAGAGCUAAUAUACACAUACCUGCAAAGUUACAUCAUACACACACACACACACACACACACAGACACACAGACACAAGACACACACACACACACACACCACACACACAGACAGACAGACAGACAGACACACACACACACACCACACAGACACAAGACACCGACACACUGAGCCUGAAGACUACACAUACCUGCAACACAUUUACACACACACACAGACACACACACACAGACAGACAGACACGACAGACACACAACACACAGACACACAGAGCCUGAAGACUACACAUACCUGCAACACAUUUACACACACACACAGACACACACACAGACACACACACAUGACACACACACACACAGACACACACACAGACACACACACACUGAGCCUGAAGACUACACAUUGCUACAUGAGGUACACACACCAGGGAUUUGCCAGCUUUUCACCGAUUUAAAAAAAAACGAAUGAAAAGCCGAUAAAUAAAACGGUUACUGUUGCUGUCCCAAAUGACCGGGAGAAAAAAAAUCCCAUUGCAAAAUAAAGCUUUUUAUUUAUUGAUGGAAAUACCAGUCGAUGGAAAUACAUUUGACCGUCAUGCUUAUCAGUCUAUAUUAUUACAUAAUAUAGUGUAGUUAAAUUGGCAUGUGUGUAUUUUCGUUAGUCAUCAUGUAUCUUAUUUAUCCAACACAACUAUCACGUGCACACAGCAUACAGAGAUUAUUUUGAGCGGGAUUUCUCCUGCUGAUCCUCAGCUGGUUGCUUCUGGAGUAAAAAGUGAUUUUAUAAGCCCAUUCAUUGCGCAACAAUUCUAAAUUCAAUCGUGUGUUAAAAACAGUUUUGGUGCACGAUUUUAAAAAAGUGCUACUAUUUGUAUUUCUCAACUGGUCAUUGAAGCGCGCCUCCCAUUCACUAUCAAAGUGCAGACAACAGGCUACCAGCGCUUCACCCACCACUUUACAAUGUGAGCUGGAGGCAGUAUGCAUUUUGAAAACAUAGUUAUUUGUUUGAAACCUGAACAUUCUAUUUCAUAUUAUGAGGCAUGUCUUGCUUCAAAGUAGCCUAUAGGCCAAAAUCCCACCAUGGAAAUGUUGAGGCAGUUCUUUUAUAAAGACUUCAGAGGCGGAGCGUGAGUUUCAAGUUUACAAUUUAUUAAAUUUCUACCAAUCUGCCAGUUAUGCUUUUUAUAUGCAAAUUUUUGUGGAAUUUGAAACUAUUUAUACUUUUACUUUUGAUACUUAAGUAUAUUUAAAACCAAAUACUUUUAGACUUUUACUCAAGUACUAUUUUACUGGGUGACGUUGACUUUUACUUGAAUCAUUUUCUAUUAAGGUAUACUUUUACUAAGUAUGAAAAUUUGUACUUUUUCCACCACUGAAAGAAAUGAGCGCAUGGAACUCAUCGCCUAUAGGCCAAUAACUUCCAUUGCUCUUUCACACAGAGGAUUGGUGAUUAUCGAGCGGGAGCUUGUUGUAAAGAUUUUAAAAAAUAGUUUACAGUGAGGAACUAUAGUUUUUAAUAUAUCAUCAUUCGCAAUGGGAUGUUUAAAAAAACAACACUUUCCUACAUUUCGGCGCAGCAGGCCAGGUCCUAUGCGUGCUCAGGCGCACGAGUUCCCUCAACGUUAUCAGGACAGAGAAAUCAGACACAUGCUCACUGCUCACAUGGAGCACUCCAAACAAAAGACAAUGAAAACAUUCACAAAUCUCCUAAAAUGAUGGUUAUGAAAUGAACCAAAACGUGUUUCUCACAAGUGUAGCAGGUUGUGAACUCUGCAAACGACAUAUCCACUUCGAGAAUGAGAAUGGUAAAUGACUGUAAUUAAUACAUGCAUUAACAGAAAUUAAUGUAACCAAAUUAUGGGGAUUAAUGGUACAUUUACUACCGGUGACAUAUAUAUAUAUACUGAAAAUUGAUCAAAAAAAUCAAAGGGCAAUUCACACAAAGAAACAAUGAAUACGCAAGAAUUAGCGGGAGACAGCGGAGCCAUUCUGGAGAGAGACUGGCCUAUAUCUUGGCCACACACCCCUCCCCUUCUUCUUGUCUCAACAUUUUAAAUUAUACUCAGGACGCAUUAUCUUCACACAUAUUUUAGAUGCUUUUCACUGACAGCUGGAACUCAAUAAUAAGCUAGGCCUACUGCCAGGUGCGCUGCCCAAAUUGCAGCCUUCACAAAUAGGCUGAGGCCUAAAAGCUUGUGAUUUGAAACAAUCCACAGCCAUUUUUUUUUUUUAAAGAAGCUCAUGAUCCUCGGUUCCUCUGUGGCUUUCUGGUGAAGUAUUUUUAAUGUUUUUAUAUAUUUAUGUAUAGGCUGGAGAAAUUAUAUAAUUUUGGCAAAUGUAUUUCUAUUUACUUUCUUAUUGGAUACACCGCUAUGCUGUUUCUCUGCUGUUACAUCGGUUUUCAUAUCAACUUUCUUUCGUUGUCCAGAAGCCAAAGGCACAAUCCUACUCAGAUUAGCAACCCAAACUAGUUGUUGCAUCUUUAGGUUCCACCUCUUUCUAUGUUUCUAACAGAGAUUUUCAUCUCUGUCACAUAUGGAACCGCUAUCAGGUGCGCUGUUUAGAAUGGUGUUUUUCCCAGGUGCGCUGUUUAGAAUGGUGUUUUUCCCAGGUGCGCUGUUUAGAAUGGUGUUUUUCCCAGGUGCGCUGUUUAGAAUGGUGUUUUUCCCAGGUGCGCUGUUUAGAAUGGUGUUUUUCCCAGGUGCGCUGUUUAGAAUGGUGUUUUUCCCAGGUGCGCUGUUUAGAAUGGUGUUUUUCCCAGGUGCGCUGUUUAGAAUGGUGUUUUCCCAGGUGCACUGUUUAGAAUGGUGUUUUCCCAGGUACGCUGUUUAGAAUGGUGUUUUUCCAGGUGCGCAGUUUAGAAUGGUGUUUUCCCAGGUGCGCAGUUUAGAAUGGUGUUUUCCCAGGUACGCUGUUUAGAAUGGUGUUUUCCCAGGUGCGCUGUUUAGAAUGGUGUUUUUCCCAUGAAUGGCAUUUUGGCAAAUUACGUUUUAUUGGCUGCUUCAUUACAUAAGUUACAUGUUCUGUUAAGAUGCAUUACCAUAAUCUAAAUGUGAUUUCUGUCAUUCUGAACACUGUGGGUGGAGGUCCUAAUGCAGCGGUUCCCAAACCUGGGGUCGCGACCGCUUGUGGGGUUGCCUGAUAUGACAAUCAUUGUAAUGUGGUUAACCUUAAAAAUUUAAAUGAAAAUGACUGAAAUCUGAAAGAUAAAAUUCAACCAGAGUGCCCUUAGCUCGUGGGGGCUGCACUUGACCGUUGCGCUUGAAUCGGAAUGAUUCAAGUGCAACAGUCAAGUGCGGCCUUUCGAGCGGUGACAAACAUUCACGGGUCAUUACGGAGGAGUUUUGGUUCCUGACCCUGCAGUCUCCCUCAGAGCAGAAAAAACAAAUAUCGAUCCAGGUUGGAUGUGACCGCAGAAAUGAGGUGCGCACUGUUGACCACGCCCCCUGACUUUGAGAAGCUCCGACGCGACAUGCAUCAAGCACACCCAUCUCAUUAGGGGUGGUGAGAAAAUUCCCAGUUGUUUUGAAUGCGGCAUUAGAGGCAUUUUGUCAGACUAAUUUGCAAUUGACUGUCAUAGCCCCACAUUAAAAGUAUGUGAUGGUGAGUUGAGAAGACAAUCAGAAAUAUUGUUGAAAUCAAAUCAAAAUGUAUUGGCCGCAUACACAUUUAGCAGCUGUUAUUGCGGGUGUAGCGAAAUGCUUGUGUUCCUAGCUCCAACAGUGCAGUAUUAUCUAAUAAUUCACAAAAAUACACACAAAUCUAAAAGUAAAAGAAUGGAAUUAAGAAAUAUAUAUAAAUAUUAGGACAAGCAAUGUCGGAGUCCGGAGUAUAAAUAUAUAUAGAAAGUUUUGUUAGAAUGUUGUUCCAUUGACUGCCAUAGCCCAAAAUAAAACAAGGAAACAUUGGCUGGAAAUACAUACUUUUUUUCACAUGGUUGGGGUCGUGAGAAUUUUCAGAUAUCAAAAUGGGUUCGUGGACAGAAAAGGUUUCUGAACCCUGUCCUAAUGGCUUAUGCACCCUAAUGGAAACCCUGACACACACACUGAGCCUGAAGACUGCAUAUACCUCCAACAGGUACUCUGUCAGUCAGUCAGACUCUCUCUCUCUCUCUGUCUCUCUCUCUCUCUCUCUCUCUCUCUCUCUGUCUCUCUCUGUCUCUCUCUCUCUCUCUCUCUCUCUCUCUCUCUCUCUCUCUCUCUCUCUCUCUCGCUCUCUCUCUCUCUCUCUCUCUCUGUGUGUAUCACUUUGCAGGAGGACUUUCAUUUAGAAGACGCUGAGGACCUCAGGCAUGAGUUCAAGAGGCUCCAUCAGGCCAUGGAGAUGGUGGGAUUCCUGGUCCCUACCAAGAAACAGUACGUAUGGGUACUGUAGGGUUACAGAUUGAGGGAGACGGAGAGGUGGACAGAGAGAGUGACAGAAGAACGAGAGAGAGAAACAAUUUAUCAUAGCUCAGAAACCUUAUCCUCUCCUCUUAACAUCUCCAGUACCAUGUUCCAUUUCUUCAGCCCUGAUCUGAUCUUUUUCCUGAAAAGUUGGUGUCAUACCUCAUGGAACUAAAACAGUAUGCCUGUAACAGAACACAACUCUCCAGUAAUUCCUCCUCCCUCUCCCAUAGCCGCAGCAGGUUAGAGCUGGGUCAGACGUAGCAGGGGGAAAUACAGGGAGCAUUACAGCAGCGGGCAUCUGAUGUUGACCUCGGGGCCUGGCAUGCGUGGUAUAGAGAGGAGCACAACCCAGUUGCUGAUCUGUAGGCCUACUGGGGUGCAUCUCCAUGUAAUUAUGUUCUAGCUCGUAAACCAUUAAUGUUUUGUGUGAAUGAAUGUCCUGUAUGUAUGGUACCCUAGAAAAUGAGGAUGGUGUAGUAACCUAUACCACUACCCAGUAGGGAUUCAUAUUAUCCCGAAGAUCAUCAUUUAAUAUUUAUCCAGAGAGUCCUGGGAAAUACCCCAAAAAUCAGAAGUGCCCAUUUUAAAGUGUUUAAAACCAAUAUAUGGUCAUUAUGCCAGGGUUCUCCCCAAAUAAGAGGGGCGCUGCGCCAACCUGUCGGCUUGUCUGCGCCACCCUGUCGGCUUGUCUGCGCCACCCUGUCGGCUUGUCUGCGCCACCCUGUCGGCUUGUCUGCGCCACCCUGUCGGCUUGUCUGCGCCACCCUGUCGGCUUGUCUGCGCCACCCUGUCGGCUUGUCUGCGCCACUAUCUAAAGAUUUCAGAGCAAAUUAAACGGACAUUUAGUAAUGAUAGAGUAACUAUCUUUGAUCGGCAAUGACAUUGUUGUGAAUUGCGAAAAAGGCAGUUCCAAAAUUCAGAGCGUUAUCAUGUUUCCUCAAUUAAUUCUGCGCACUUCAGCGGUCUCGACACAGAGCGCACCCCGAGUAUAGCGUUGUGGAAUCAUACGAACUUUGUAACGGCAGUCAAACAAUGGUUAUAUUAACAAAGUAGCUUAGCUUGCCAGAUAAUAGUCCAGGUGUAUUGAAUAGUCCAGGUGUAUUGGGUAGUCCAGGUGUAUUGGAUAGUCCAGGUGUAUUGGAUAGUCCAGGUGUAUUGGGUAGUCCAGGUGUAUUGGAUAGUCCAGGUGUAUUGGGUAGUCCAGGUGUAUUGGAUAGUCCAGGUGUAUUGGGUAGUCCAGGUGUAUUGGAUAGUCCAGGUGUAUUGGGUAGUCCAGGUGUAUUGAAUAGUCCAGGUGUAUUGGGUAGUCCAGGUGUAUUGGAUAGUCCAGGUGUAUUGGAUAGUCCAGGUGUAUUGAAUAGUCCAGGUGUAUUGGGUAGUCCAGGUGUAUUGGGUAGUCCAGGUGUAUUGAAUAGUCCAGGUGUAUUGGGUAGUCCAGGUGUAUUGAAUAGUCCAGGUGUAUUGGGUAGUCCAGGUGUAUUGGGUAGUCCAGGUGUAUUGAAUAGUCCAGGUGUAUUGGGUAGUCCAGGUGUAUUGAAUAGUCCAGGUGUAUUGGGUAGUCCAGGUGUAUUGGGUAGUCCAGGUGUAUUGGGUAGUCCAGGUGUAUUGGAUAAUCCAGGUGUAUUGAAUAGUCCAGGUGUAUUGGAUAGUCCAGGUGUAUUGAAUAGUCCAGGUGUAUUGGAUAGUCCAGGUGUAUUGAAUAGUCCAGGUGUAUUGGAUAGUCCAGGUGUAUUGAAUAGUCCAGGUGUAUUGGAUAGUCCAGGUGUAUUGAAUAGUCCAGGUGUAUUGAAUAGUCCAGGUGUAUUGGAUAAUCCAGGUGUAUUGAAUAGUCCAGGUGUAUUGGAUAGUCCAGGUGUAUUGAAUAGUCCAGGUGUAUUGGAUAGUCCAGGUGUAUUGGAUAGUCCAGGUGUAUUGAAUAGUCCAGGUGUAUUGGAUAAUCCAGGUGUAUUGAAUAGUCCAGGUGUAUUGGAUAGUCCAGGUGUAUUGAAUAGUCCAGGUGUAUUGGGUAGUCCAGGUGUAUUGAAUAGUCCAGGUGUAUUGGGUAGUCCAGGUGUAUUGGGUAGUCCAGGUGUAUUGGAUAGUCCAGGUGUAUUGAAUAGUCCAGGUGUAUUGAAUAGUCCAGGUGUAUUGGGUAGUCCAGGUGUAUUGAAUAGUCCAGGUGUAUUGGGUAGUCCAGGUGUAUUGGGUAGUCCAGGUGUAUUGGGUAGUCCAGGUGUAUUGGGUAGUCCAGGUGUAUUGGGUAGUCCAGGUGUAUUGGAUAAUCCAGGUGUAUUGAAUAGUCCAGGUGUAUUGGAUAAUCCAGGUGUAUUGAAUAGUCCAGGUGUAUUGGAUAGUCCAGGUGUAUUGAAUAGUCCAGGUGUAUUGGGUAGUCCAGGUGUAUUGAAUAGUCCAGGUGUAUUGGGUAGUCCAGGUGUAUUGGGUAGUCCAGGUGUAUUGGAUAGUCCAGGUGUAUUGAAUAGUCCAGGUGUAUUGAAUAGUCCAGGUGUAUUGGGUAGUCCAGGUGUAUUGAAUAGUCCAGGUGUAUUGGGUAGUCCAGGUGUAUUGGGUAGUCCAGGUGUAUUGGGUAGUCCAGGUGUAUUGAAUAGUCCAGGUGUAUUGGGUAGUCCAGGUGUAUUGAAUAGUCCAGGUGUAUUGGGUAGUCCAGGUGUAUUGAAUAGUCCAGGUGUAUUGGGUAGUCCAGGUGUAUUGGGUAGUCCAGGUGUAUUGGGUAGUCCAGGUGUAUUGAAUAGUCCAGGUGUAUUGGGUAGUCCAGGUGUAUUGGAUAGUCCAGGUGUAUUGGAUAGUCCAGGUGUAUUGGGUAGUCCAGGUGUAUUGGGUAGUCCAGGUGUAUUGGGUAGUCCAGGUGUAUUGGGUAGUCCAGGUGUAUUGGGUAGUCCAGGUGUAUUGGGUAGUCCAGGUGUAUUGGGUAGUCCAGGUGUAUUGGGUAGUCCAGGUGUAUUGGAUAAUCCAGGUGUAUUGGAUAGUCCAGGUGUAUAGUGACCUAACUGUGUGUUAUACAGGAUCUUCUCUGUGCUCUCUGCCAUCCUGUACCUGGGCAACGUGACGUACAGCCAAUCAGAAGACGGCCAGGGGCUGGAGGCAGGGCCAGCAGAUGUCCUCUCUAUCCUGUCUGACCUGCUGAAGGUAGAUGUUAUUUUGUUGAUGGAUUUUGUUGUGUAUUGUCUAUUUAUGACUAUUUUAAAUGGUCAAAUAAUUAAAUAAUUCAGCAUUAGCUGCUAUUGAUACUAUGUAAUGGUGCCUUAUUGAAUUUGAAAAUAAACCAUUCUCAAUAAAUCAAUCAAUAUAUUUGUCUCACCUGCUCAAGCUAGGGCAAUCACUGUCAAUCAAUAUAUUUAUUGUCCAGUCAAUCAAUAAAUAUGUAUUGUCCAAUCAAUCAAAAUCUUCAUUAUACAGUUGAAGUCGGAAGUUUACAUACACCUUAGCCAAAUACAUUUAAACUCAGUUUUUCACAAUUCCUGACAUUUAGUCCUAGUAAAAAUUCCCUGUCUUAGGUCAGUUAGGAUCACCACUUUAUUUUAAGAAUGUGAAAUGUCAGAAUAAUAGUAGAGAGAAUUAUUUAUUUCAGCUUUUAUUUCUUUCAUCACAAUCCAGUGGGUCAGAAAUGUACAUGCACUCAAUUAGUAUUUGGUAGCGUUGCCUUUAAAUUGGGUCAAACGUUUCGGGUAGCCUUCCACAAGCUUCCCACAAUAAGUUGGGUGAAUUUUGGCCCAUUCCUCCUGGCAGAGCUGGUCUAACUGAGUCAGGUUUGUAGGCCUCCUUGCUCGCACACGCUUUUUCAGUUCUGCCCACACAUUUUCUAUAGGAUUGAGGUCAGGGCUUUGUGAUGGCCACUCCAAUACCUUGACUUUGUUGUCCUUAAGCCAUUUUGCCACAACUUUGGAAGUAUGCUUGGGGUCAUUGUCCAUUUGGAAGACCCAUUUGCCACCAAGCUUUAACUUCCUGACUGAUGUCUUGAGAUGUUGCUUCAAUAUAUCCACAUAAUUUUCCUUCCUCAUGAUGCCAUAAAUUUUGUGAAGUGCACCAGGCCCUCCUGCAGCAAAGCACCCCCACAGCAUGAUGCUGCCACCCCUGUGCUUCACGGUUGGGAUGGUGUUCUUCGGCUUGCAAGCAACCCCCUUUUUCGUCCAAACAUAACGAUGGUCAUUAUGGCCAAACAGUUCUAUUUUUGUUUCAUCAACCAGAGGACAUUUCUCCAAAAAGUACGAUCUUUGUCCCCAUGUGCAAUUGCAAUCCGUAGUCUGGCUUUUUUUAAGGCGGUUUUGGAGCAGUGGCUUCUUCCUUGCUGAGCGGCCUUUCAGGUUAUGUCGAUAUAGGACAUAACCUGACUGUGGAUAUAGAUACUUUUGUACCUGUUUCUUCCAGCAUCUUCACAAGGUCCUUUGCUGUUGUUCUGGGAUUGAUUUGCACUUUUCGCACCAAAGUACGUUCAUCCCUAGGAGACAGAACGCGUCUCUUUCCUAAGUGGUAUGACAGCUGCGUGGUCCCAUGGUGUGUAUACUUGCGUACUAUUGUUUGUACAGAUGAACGUGGUACCUUCAGGCAUUUGGAAAUUGCUCCCAAGGAUGAACCAGACUUGUGGUGGUCUACAAUUUUUUUUCUGAGGUCUUGGCUGAUUUCUUUUGAUUUUCCCAUGAUGUCAAGCAAAGAUGCACUGAUUUUGAAGGUAGGCCUUGAAAUACAUACACAGGUACACCUCCAAUUGACUCAUUAUGUCAAUUAGCCUAUCAGAAGCUUCUAAAGCCAUGACAUCAUUUUCUGGAAUUUUCCAAGCUGUUUAAAGGCACAGUCAACUUAGUGUAUGUAAACUUCUGACCCACUGGAAUUGUGAUACAGUGAAUUAUAAGUGAAAUAAUCUGUCUGUAAACAAUUGUUGGAAAAAUUACUUGUGUCAUACACAAAGUAGAUGUCCUAACCGACUUGCCAAAACUACAGUUUGUUAACAAGAAAUUUGUGGAGUGUUUGAAAAACACGUUUUAAUGACUCCAACCUAAGUGUAUGUAAACUUCCGACUUCAAAUGUGUCACCUGCUCAAGCUAAAGGACCACUUGUACAUUGUGUUGACUGACAGUCUGCUCUGUUCCUAUAGGUCAAACAGGAGUUGCUGGUGGAGGCCUUGACUAAGAAGAAACAAAUGACGGCCAACAACACCCUAGUUCUACACUACACUCUCAAGGAGGUAGGGGUUUUAACAUCACAUGACAUGACAGGGGAAACUCCAAUCUGUUGUUAUAGCUACCACCUGAUUUUUUAUACAUGCCAUUUAGCAGACACUUCUAUCCAAAGUGCUUUAAAGUCAUGCGUGCAUAGACUCAGGUCAUAUGUGGGCAUAUGUUACUGACUAUUGUUGUUGUCCUUCCUAGGCUGUAACUAUGUUGUUGUUGUCCUUCCUAGGCUGUAACUAUGUUGUUGUUGUCCUUCCUGGGCUGUAACUAUGUUGUUGUUGUCCUUCCUAGGCUGUAACUAUGUUGUUGUCCUUCCUAGGCUGUAACUAUGUUGUUGUCCUUCCUAGGCUGUAACUAUGUUGUUGUUGUCCUUCCUAGGCUGUAACUAUGUUGUUGUUGUCCUUCCAAGGCUGUAACUAUGUUGUUGUUGUCCUUCCUAGGCUGUAACUAUGUUGUUGUUGUCCUUCCUAGGCUGUAACUAUGUUGUUGUCCUUCCUAGGCUGUAACUAUGUUGUUGUCCUUCCUAGGCUGUAACUAUGUUGUUGUUGUCCUUCCUAGGCUGUAACUAUGUUGUUGUCCUUCCUAGGCUGUAACUAUGUUGUUGUUGUCCUUCCUAGGCUGUAACUAUGUUGUUGUCCUACCUAGGCUGUAACUAUGUUGUUGUCCUACCUAGUCUGUAACUAUGUUGUUGUCCUUCCUAGGCUGUAACUAUGUUGUUGUCCUACCUAGGCUGUAACUAUGUUGUUGUCCUACCUAGGCUGUAACUAUGUUGUUGUCCUUCCUAGGCUGUAACUAUGUUGUUGUCCUACCUAGGCUGUAACUAUGUUGUUGUCCUUCCUAGGAUGUAACUACCUUGUUGUUGUCCUUCCUAGGCUGUAACUAUGUUGUUGUCCUUCCUAGGCUGUAACUAUGUUGUUGUCCUACCUAGGCUGUAACUAUGUUGUUGUCCUUCCUAGGCUGUAACUAUGUUGUUGUCCUUCCUAGGCUGUAACUAUGUUGUUGUUGUCCUUCCUAGGCUGUAACUAUGUUGUUGUUGUCCUUCCAAGGCUGUAACUAUGUUGUUGUUGUCCUUCCUAGGCUGUAACUAUGUUGUUGUUGUCCUUCCUAGGCUGUAACUAUGUUGUUGUCCUUCCUAGGCUGUAACUAUGUUGUUGUCCUUCCUAGGCUGUAACUAUGUUGUUGUUGUCCUUCCUAGGCUGUAACUAUGUUGUUGUCCUUCCUAGGCUGUAACUAUGUUGUUGUUGUCCUUCCUAGGCUGUAACUAUGUUGUUGUCCUACCUAGGCUGUAACUAUGUUGUUGUCCUACCUAGUCUGUAACUAUGUUGUUGUCCUUCCUAGGCUGUAACUAUGUUGUUGUCCUACCUAGGCUGUAACUAUGUUGUUGUCCUACCUAGGCUGUAACUAUGUUGUUGUCCUUCCUAGGCUGUAACUAUGUUGUUGUCCUACCUAGGCUGUAACUAUGUUGUUGUCCUACCUAGUCUGUAACUAUGUUGUUGUCCUUCCUAGGCUGUAACUAUGUUGUUGUCCUUCCUAGGCUGUAACUAUGUUGUUGUCCUACCUAGGCUGUAACUAUGUUGUUGUCCUUCCUAGGAUGUAACUACCGGUAUGUUGUUGUCCUUCCUAGGCUGUAACUAUGUUGUUGUCCUUCCUAGGCUGUAACUAUGUUGUUGUUGUCCUACCUGGGCUGUAACUAUGUUGUUGUUGUCCUUCCUAGGCUGUAACUAUGUUGUUGUCCUUCCUAGGCUGUAACUAUGUUGUUGUUGUCCUUCCUAGGCUGUAACUAUGUUGUUGUUGUCCUUCCUAGGCUGUAACUAUGUUGUUGUCCUUCCUAGGCUGUAACUAUGUUGUUGUUGUCCUUCCUAGGCUGUAACUAUGUUGUUGUUGUCCUUCCUAGGCUGUGACAGUGCGGGACUCGAUGGCCAUGUCUCUGUACAGCUCUCUGUUUGAUUGGAUCAUCCUGCGCAUCAACCACGCUCUGCUCAACAGACGAGACAUGGAGGAGGCUGUCUCUGUAAGACAACCCAUCACUGUACUAACCCUAACCCAGAGACACCCCGUCACUGUACUAACCCUAACCCAGAGACACCCCGUCACUGUACUAACCCUAACCCAGAGACACACCGUCACUGUACUAACCCUAACCCAGAGACAACCCGUCAGUGUACUAACCCUAACCCAGAGACACCCCGUCACUGUACUAACCCUAACCCAGAGACACCCCGUCACUGUACUAACCCUAACCCAGAGACAACCCGUCAGUGUACUAACCCUAACCCAGAGACACCCCGUCACUGUACUAACCCUAACCCAGAGACAACCCGUCAGUGUACUAACCCUAACCCAGAGACAACCCAAAUCUGUACUAACCUUAACCCAGAGACAACCCAAAUCUGUACUAACCCUAACCCAGAGACAACCCAAAUCUGUACUAACCCUAACCCAGAGACAACCCAAAUCUGUACUAACCCUAACCCAGAGACAACCCAAAUCUGUACUAACCCUAACCCCAACCUUAAGCCUUUCGCUUCACAUUCUGUAACUAUCACUUCCAGUCAAAACCGCUGCCCCACCAUUUGUUUGACAAACUUUCAAUGCAGCUUAACAUAAAGUAUUAGUAAGGGAAAGUGGUACAGAAGCACUGCUGUUGACAUAUGGCCCAGGGGAGGAUAAAUAUAAUCAGAACUGGUUGAUGACAGAAUUCAGGUAAAUCAUUUGCAUUUCAAAUAAUUUAUAAUAAUAUUGUUUGUUUGUUCAAGUGUUUGUCUAUAGGUAUCCUGGAUAUAUUUGGUUUUGAGGACUUCCAGACGAACAGCUUUGACCGGUUCUGUAUUAACUAUGCCAACGAGAAAGUUCAGUAUUACUUCAACCAGCACAUCUUCAAGCUGGAGCAGGUGAAUUCUAUACACUACUAAUAAACCCUUUACUACACCCCUUAAAGGGUACGUUAAUGUAAAGUAUUUCAUAAAAUGUCCCCUUGGUGAUCAAUAAAGCAUUUAUCCAUUUGUCCACUUAUCCAUCCAUCUAUUCACCAAUUCUUCCAUCCACCCAUCCAUCCAUCUAUUCAUCCCUUCACUCAUCCAUCCACUCAUUCCUUCACUCAUCCGUCCAUUCAUCCCUUCACUCAUCCAUCCACCCAUUUAUUAAUUCAUCCAUGUAUUCCAGGAGGAGUACCAGGCAGAGGGGAUCAGCUGGAGCCCCAUUGACUACACAGACAACCUGGGCUGUAUCCAUCUGAUCAGCCAGAAACCCACUGGACUGUUCCACCUACUGGAUGAGGAGAGCAAGUAGGUCUAGAAGGAGGGCCCAGAGUUUUUACCCUACAACUAGGGCCCAGAGUUUUUACCCUACAACUAGGGCCCGGAGUUUUUACCCUACAACUAGGGCCCGGAGUUUUUACCCUACAACUAGGGCCCGGAGUUUUACCCUACAACUAGGGCCCGGAGUUUAACCUUAUUACUAGGGCCUAGAGUUUUACUCUACGACUAUGGCCUAGAGUUUAACCCUACAACUAGGGCCCAGAUUUUUUACCUACAACUAGGGCCCGGAGUUUUACCCUACAAGUAGGGCCCGGAGUUUUACCCUACAAGUAGAGCCCGGAGUUUUACCCUACAACUAGAGCCCGGAGUUUUAUCCUACAACUAGAGCCCAGAGUUUUACCUUACAACUAGAGCCUGGAGUUUUACCUUACAACUAGGUCAGGUCACAUGGCUGUAUCUCAAUAGUCUGUAGUUACAUCCUCUCCUUGUCUUAUACCUUUAUCAGCACUGAUCUAGAGGAAGUGGACAGGUGAAAAUAAACCUACUGGUUGGCUUCCUCUAUAGCUUUUACCUAGCUAGGUCUUUUCAGAUCAGUGUUGAGUGGAGAUUAAUUUAACAGUCUGUCCACUGUCCUUUUUUUCUGUCUCUCUCUCCAUGUCCUCAGUCUCCCCCAUUCCACAGACAACACCCUGUUGGAGAAGUUCAAGCAGCAGCAUCAUGAUAACCCGUACUUCGUCCCCACAACGGUGAUGGAACCAGCCUUCAUCAUACAACACUUCACUGGGACCAUCAAGUACCAGAUCAAGGUAGGGAUGUAAACCAAUGAUGUUGAAGGAAGUUGUACAAAAAAAUUAUACACACAAAAUGGUUGAAAUGCCUAACAUUUUCUGAGGAAAUCCUAGCAGACUUAGAAAUGUGUUUAACAACAUACAGUGAGGGGAAAAAAGUAUUUGAUCCCCUGCUGAUUUUGUACGUUUGCCCACUGACAAAGACAUGAUCAGUCUAUAAUUUUAAUGGUAGGUUUAUUUGAACAGUGAGAGACAGAAUAACAACAAAGAAAUCCAGAAAAACGCAUGUCAAAAAUGUUAUAAAUUGAUUUGCAUUUUAAUGAGGGAAAUAAGUAUUUGACCCCUCUGCAAAACAUGACUUAGUAGUUGGUGGCAAAACCCUUGUUGGCAAUCACAUUGUCAUGCUGGGAUACCCAUCCACGACCCAUUUUCAAUGCCCUGGCUGAGGGAAGGAGGUUCUCACCCAAGAUUUGACGGUACAUGGCCCGUCCAUCGUCCCUUUGAUGCGGUGAAGUUGUCCUGUCCCCUUAGCAGAAAAACACCCCCAAAGCACAAUGUUUCCACCUCCAUGUUUGACGGUGGGGAUGGUGUUCUUGGGGUCAUAGGCAGCAUUCCUCCUCCUCCAAACACUGGUUGGCUUCCUCUAUAGCUUGAGUUGAGUUGAUGCCAAAGAGCUCCAUUUUGGUCUCAUCUGACCACAACACUUUCACCCAGUUCUCCUCUGAAUCAUUCAGAUGUUCAUUGGCAAACUUCAGACGGGCAUGUAUAUGUGCUUUCUUGAGCAGGGCGACCUUGCGGGCGCUACAGGAUUUCAGUCCUUCACGGCGUAGUGUGUUACCAAUUGUUUUCUUGGUGACUAUGGUCCCAGCUGCCUUGAGAUCAUUGACAAGAUCCUCCCGUGAAGUUCUGGGCUGAUUCCUCACCGUUCUCAUGAUCAUUGCAAGUCCACGAGGUGAGAUCUUGCAUGGAGCCCCAGGCCGAGGGAGAUUGACAGUUAUUUUGUGUUUCUUCCAUUUGCGAAAAAUCGCACCAACUGUUGUCACCUUCUCACCAAGCUGCUUGGCGAUGGUCUUGUAGCCCAUUCCAGCCUUGUGUAGGUCUACAAUCUUGUCCCUGACAUCCUUGGAGAGCUCUUUGGUCUUGGCCAUGGUGGAGAGUUUGGAAUCUGAUUGAUUGAUUGCUUCUGUGGACAGGUGUCUUUUAUACAGGUAACAAGCUGAGAUUAGGAGCACUCCCUUUAAGAGUGUGCUCCUAAUCUCAGCUCGUUACCUGUAUAAAAGACACCUGGGAGCCAGACAUCUUUCUGAUUGAGAGGGGGUCAAAUACUUUUUUCUCUCACUGUACAUACUGUAUAUAAACAUGAAUAUUUAUAUAGAACAAGGGGGCAAUGUCUUAUGGCAUGUAGUACAGCUCUGUCUUCACAUCACACUGCUCUCUUAACUCUCUUCCAUCUUUCUCCUCUCUCCCCAUCCUUCCUCUCUCUCAAUUCUCUCUCCCGAUUCUCCAUCUCGUUCCUCCUUCUUCACUCGAUCUCUCCCCAUCCCUAGGUCCAUUCUCUUCCCUUCCCUCUCUCUCACUCUCUUCCUCUACUUCCUUCCACUCUUCCUCUUCCCUUCCACUCUCUCUCCUCCUUCCCUACCUCUCUCUUCUCUUUCCUCCUCUCUCUCCCUCUCUUCCCUUCCCUCUCUCUCACUCUCUUCUCCCUUCUCCCUCCCUCUCCUCUCUUCCUCUCCUCUCUCUCUCUCUCCUCUCACCUCCUCUCUCUCUCUUUCUUCCCCUUCUCUCUCUCUCUCCUCUCUUCCCUCCCUCUCUCUCUCUCUUCCCUUCCCUCUCUCUCCUCUCUUCCCUUCCCUCUCUCUCCUCUCUUCCCUUCCAGCCUCUUCUCCCUCUCUUCUCCGCUCUCGCUCGAUCUCUCUGUCCGGCCUCCUCUCUCGUCCUCUCCCUUCCCCUCGUGCUCCUCGUCUUCUGCCGCUUCCCCACUCGUCUCCCUCUAUCUCUCUCUUCCCCCUUCUCUUCCCUCUACUUCCCUCUAUCAUCCCUCCCCUCUCUCUCCUUCCCCUCUUCAUCUCCUCCCUCUUCAUCUCCUCCUCUCUGUCAGGAUUUCCGGGAGAAGAACACGGACCACGUGCGUCCGGAGAUCGUGUCGUUACUACGCAGCAGUCAGCGGGCGUUCAUGCGUCAGCUGAUGGGGUCAGAUCCUGUGGCCGUUUUCCGAUGGGGAAUCCUCCGGUCCACCAUACGCAUAAUAGCAGUCUUCAAGGAGGCCGGGCGCCGCCGGGCAGCCGCAGGUACACUGCUUUUUAAGGACAUUUACCUUGACCUGUCCAAUCAGAGCUUUUCAAAGAUUUUCUUCAUAACAUGAACUGGCCAAGCCUGGGAAAGCUCUGGGCCAUAUUCAUUAGCAUAUAAGUAGCCUAUAAUUGUAAUUGGCAGAGUUUCUUUUUCCUGGUCAGGUUGAGAUGUGACUUGCCACACUAAGGUAUGGAGAAGAUGAUGAUGAUGAUGAUGAUGAUGAGAUGCCUGUGUUCUGUGUACUCUACAGGUCUGGCGAAACCCACCUCCUGUCGCAUUACAGGGGAACUGAAGAGGAGACCCAUGUUGGCUCUACAGAGACUGUCCAGGUAGGAGAGAGUUACCAGUUAUCCCAGGGUGGUAGGCGAGAGUUACCCCAGGGUGGUAGGCGAGAGUUACCCCAGGGUGGUAGGAGAGAGUGAAGUACCCAGGGUGGUGAGGCGAGAGUUAACCCCAGGGUGAUAGGAGAGAGUUACCCCAGGGUGGUAGGAGAGAGUUACCGUUACCCCAGGGUGGUAGGAGAGAGUUAACCCCAGGUGGUAGGAGAGAGUUCUACCCCAGGGUGGUAGGAGAGAGUUACCAGUUACCCCAGGGUGGUAGGAGAGAGUUACCUACCCCAGGGUGGUAGGAGAAGUUACCGUUAACCCCAGGGUGGUAGGAGAGAGUACCAGUUACCCCAGGGUGGUAGGAGAGAGAGUUACCCCAGGGUGGUAGGAGAGAGUUACCCCAGGGUGGUAGGAGAGAGUUACCCCAGGGUGGUAGGAGAGAGUUACCAGUUACCCCAGGGUGGUAGGAGAGAGUUAACCCAGGGUGGUAGGAGAGAGUUACCCCAGGGUGGUAGGAGAGAGUUACCAGUUACCCCAGGUGGUAGGGAAGUUACUCAGGUGGUAGGAGAGAGUUACCCCAGGGGUGUAGGAGAGAGUUUACCCCAGGGUGGUAGGAGAGAGUUACCAGAUUACCCCAGGGUGGUAGGAGAGAGUUACCAGUUACCCCAGGGUGGUAGGAGAGAGUUACCAGAUACCCCAGGGUGGUAGGAGAGAGUUACCAGUUACCCAGGGUGGUAGGAGAGAGUUACCCCAGGGUGGUAGGAGAGAGUACCUCAGGGUGGUAGGAGAGAGUUACCUCAGGGUGGUAGGAGAGAGUUACCAGUUACCCCAGGGUGGUAGGAGAGAUUACCAGUUACCCAGGGUGGUAGGAGAGAGUUACCCCAGGGUGGUAGGAGAGAGUUACCCAGGUGGUAGGAGGAGUUCACCCCAGGGUGGUAGGAGAGAGUUACCAGAUACCCCAGGGUGGUAGGAGAGAGUUACCAGUUACCCCAGGGUGGUAGGAGAGGUUACCCCAGGGUGGUGAAGGAGUUACCCAGGUGGUAGGAGAUACGUUACCCCAGGGUGGUAGGAGAGAGUUACCAGAUACCCCAGGGUGGUAGGAGAGUUACCCCAGGGUGGUAGGAGAGAGUUACCCCAGGGUGGUAGGAGAGAGUUACCAGUUACCCCAGGGUGGUAGGAGAGAGUUACCAGUUACCCCAGGGUGGUAGGAGAGAGUUACCAGUUACCCCAGGGUGGUAGGAGAGAGUUACCAGUUACCCCAGGGAUGGCCAAUCCUAUCCACAGAGGACUGGUGUGGAUGCAGGCUUCUGUUCCAGCCAAACAGUAGCACACCAGAUUCAACUAACUCAUCCUUCCUCUCUAUCCACAGCUCCUGGCUGGACUUCUCGUUCGAUCGGUCUGAUGACCCCCCUCUGGAGGAGUUAGAGGACGUCUUCGCCAACUAUGAGAACAGGAAGUAAGUGGAAUGGUGGGAAUGCAGGACGCAGGUUGUUGAUGGAAUGUUACCCACUGUACUGCAAACACUGCGAACCUGCUGAAGGCUAGUCUGCUGUAGCCAGGCCUAUCAUUGUCCAGACGUAGAUACAGCGCCUUCAGAAAGUAUUCACACCCCUUCACUUUUUCCACAUUUUGUUGUGUUACAAAGUGGAAUUCAAAUGGAUUUAAAGAUAUACACAAAAUACUCUAAUGUCAAAGUGGAGGAACAAUCCUAACAUUUGUAAAAAAAAUAAAAUAAAAUAAAUACUUCAUUAAAAAAAGAAAAACACUAAUAUCUUGAUUUAGAUAAGUAUUCAACCCCCUGAGGCAAUACAUGUUAUAAACACCUUUGGUGGCGAUUACAGCUGUGAGUCUUUCUGGGUAAGUCUCUAGGAUCUUUCUACACCUGAAUUGUGCAACAUUUGCACAAUUAUUCAAGCUCUGUCAAAUUGGUGGUUGAUUAUUGCUAGACAAUUAUUUUCAGAUUUAAGUCAAAAAUGUAACUCGGCCACUCAGGAACAUUCACUGUCAUUUUGAUAAGCAACUCCAUUGUAGUUUUGGCCUUGUGUUUUAGGUUAUUGUCCUGCUGAAAGAUUAAUUCAUCUCCCAGUGUUUGGUGGAAAGCAGACUGAACCUGGUUUUCCUCUAGGAUUUUGCCUGUGCUUAACUCCAUUCUGUUUCCUUUUUAUUCAGAAAAACUCCCCAGUCCUUAACGAUUACAAGCAUACCCAUAACAUGAUGCAGCCACCACUAUGCCUGUAAAUAUGAAGAGUGGUACUCAGUAAUGUGUUGUAUUGGAUUUGCCCCAAACAUAACACUUUGAAAUCAGGACAAAUGUUUUAUUGUUUUGCCAAAUGUUUUGCAGUAUUACUUUAGUGCCUUGUUGCAAACAGGAUGCAUGUUUUAGAAUAUUUUGAUAUUUUGAUUUUCUCCUAUCACAGCCAUUAAACUCUGUUACCGUUUUAAAGUCACCAUUGGCCUCAUGGUGAAAUCCCUGAGCAGUUUCCUUCCUCUCCGGCAGCUGAGUUAGAAAGGACGCCUGUAUCGUUGUAGUGACUGGGUGUAUAGAUACACCAUCCACAGUGUAGUUAAUAACUUCACCAUGCUCAAAGGGAUAUUCAAUGUCUGCUUUUUUUAUAAAAAUAAAAAAAAUGAGGCAUUGAAAAACCUCCCUGGUCUUUGUGGUUGAAUCUGUGUUUGAGAUUCACUGGUCGACUGACGGGACAUUAAAGAUAAUUGUGUGUGUGUGGGGUACAGAGUUAAGGUAAUCAUUCAUACGUAUUAUGUGACUUGUUAAGCACAUUUUUACUCCUGAACUUAUUUAGGCUUGCCAUCACAAAGGGGUUGAAUACUUAUUGACUAAAGACAUUUCAGCUUUUCAUUUUUUAUUAAAUUUGUAAACAUUUCUAAAAACAUAAUUGCACUUUAACAUUAUGGGGUAUUGUGUUUAGGCCAGUGACAAAAAAUCUAAGUUGAAUCCAUUUUAAAUUCAGGCUGUAACACAACACAAUGUGGAAAAAGUCAAGGGGUGUGAAUAUUUUCUGAAGGCAUUCUAUAUACUGGUCCUUGUCCUCCAUCUUUGGCUGUAAAACCCAGUUCAUCACCAUCUCGGUCUUCUCUCCACAUAGAAAGACCAAAGGCAGGAAGAACAAGCAGCUCAUUCCUAAGGUAAUGUAUUAGUAGUUGACAUUAUCAAAAAGGGAUUUCUAUGGUUUAUAUUACUGUACUACCGUCCAUACACUUUUACCUGGGGCCGGGAGUUGUUCCUGGUUUGGUUCAUGUAGACAGGAAAACCUCAUGGCCUUAUCUAUAACCAUAUUACAACACUACAUCAUUGCAGUGCAGGUGUAAUUUGAUUGAUUGAUGGAUUUGAUUGAUUCAAAUCAAGCUUUAUUUAUCAAGCUUUAUUUAUUUUAUCAAAUCAAGCUUUAUUUACGAUUGAUUGAUUGGUUGAUUGAUUGAUUGACGUGUGUGUUGUCCCACAGAAUCUGAUGAACUCCCGGUCCCUGAAGCACAUAGUGGGUCUGACGCUCCACGACUGCACCACCCGCUCUCUGCUCCACGACCGCACCACCCGCUCUCCGCUACACCCACACCAGAGGAAGCAACCGUCCAGCAUCAGCGCUCAGUUCCAGGUCUGCUUCCCCAACACAGACACGCAGGCCGCGCGCGCACACGCAGGCACACUCACUAACACACACACACACACUCGUAAACAUACACACACACUUGCACGCACACACCCUCACACACGCACAUGCGCACACACUCCCACGCACACACCCUCGCACACACACACACACCCUUGCACACACACACACACACAAACACACACACUCGCGCACACACACACUCGCACACACACUCGCGCACACACACACUCACACACACACACACUCACUCACAAACACUCGCGCACACACACACACACUCACUCACUCGCACACACUCGCACACACACACACACCUACCAGCCUGACCAGAAUAGAGUAGCGUCGUGUAUCACUACAACUCCAUUAAAGAUCACUAAUGGGAGAAGCACACAGCGAGUGGAGCCUCCAUUAACUCAGCUGACUGACGUGAUGCGAUGUUGUUCUGCAGGCGUCUCUCAAUCAGCUGCUGGAGACUGUGGGCAGAGCAGAGCCUUUCUUCAUCCACUGUAUUCGUUCCAAUGCUGAGAAGGUAGGGUCACAUGUAUGCCGUUACGUAGGAUGAUAGUGUUUACAUUUUGGUCAUUUAGCAGACGCUGAAAUCCAGAGCGACUGACAGUCAGUAUUGAUGACAGAAUUUGCAUCACUUUAAUGCAUUUACUGAUGCAACUCUGGUGUCUGUGUUCCUUACAGAAGGAGAUGGUGUUUGACGAUGCUCUAGUCUUACAGCAGAUGAGGUACACGGGCAUGUUGGAGAUGGUACGCAUCAGGAAGUCUGGCUACAAUGCCAAGUUCACCAUCAAGGUAGGCUACACCUUCAGCAUUGUACAAACGAAUGAGCAGACCUCUAACACUGACCCUAAUACAUGAAUGGUACAAGCCACUAACAGUGCACAGAUACUGGGCCAUCAGAUCUCUUAUGCCACUGCCAUUCUCAACAACAACAACAACAACAAAAACGUUGACGUUUUGAAAACUGGAUAUUAAGUGUGGAUAAAAGUAAACCCUGUGACUGUAUAAGGUAAUACUUCUGUUUAUUGAGUCAUUUUGAUAACAGAUGGCCAUAUUACAUGCAGUGAUUGAUUGUGUGUUGCUGUUGGUUGAUGUAGGAGUUCCUAGAGGAGUUUAAGGUGUUGUUGCCUAAAGAAUCCACCUCGGCACCGAAGGACAUAGCUAACCUGCUGCAGAAGAUGGGCCUGGGACAGAGCACAUAUCAGAUUGGGAAAACUAAGGUAACACUUCUUGGCCCCAUAUAAAAACAUCAUAACACUAAUAAUAAAUGAAUGCAUUUUAUUUGUAUAGCACUUUUCAAGAACGGAAAGUACUUUACAAUUCCCAGAUAACGACGUCGUAACAACAUAAUAACGACAUCAUAACGACGUCAUAACAUUCAAGUAGCCAAGGAGCACUAAAUAAAACAAGUAAAAAAAUCCAACAGUAAAAGGGAAACAAGUCCAGUCUAUUUGUCUUCAUCCUUCCCCAGGUGUUCCUAAAGGAGAGGGAGAGGCAGCAUCUGCAGGACACCCUGAACAAGGAAGUGAUGCGUCACAUCGUCAUCCUCCAGCGCUGGUUCAGGACCUGUCUGGUCAGGAGUCACUUCCUCUGCAAGAAAGAUGCCGCCAUCAGAAUACAGGUUUGUACCUAUAUGGCAGAGACCAUGAUCAUACAGGUAGCUAUGGAAACCAUGAUCAUACAGGUAGCUAUGGAAACCAUGAUCAUACAGGUAGCUAUGGAAACCAUGAUCAUACAGGUAGCUAUGGAAACCUUGAUCAUACAGGUAGCUAUGGCAGAGACCAUGAUCAUACAGGUAGCUAUGGAAACCAAGAUCAUACAGAUGGCUAUGGAAACCAUGAUCAUACAUGUAGCUAUGGAAACCAUGAUCAUACAGGUAGCUAUAGAAACCAUGAUCAUACAUGUAGUUAUGGAAACCAUGAUCAUACAUGUAGAUAUGGAAACCAUGAUCAUACAGGUAGCUAUGGCAGAAACCAUGAUCAUACAGGUAGCUAUGGCAGAAACCAUGAUCAUACAGGUAGCUAUGGCAGAAACCAUGAUCAUACAGGUAGCUAUGGCAGAAACCAUGAUCAUACAUGUAGCUAUGGCAGAGACCAUGGUCAUGCAGGUAGCAAUGGCAGAGACCAUGUUCAUGCAGGUAGCUAUGGAAACCAUGGUCAUGCAGGUAGCUAUGGAAACCAUGAUCAUACAGGUAGCUAUGGAAACCAUGAUCAUACAGGUAGCUAUGGAAACCAUGAUCAUACAGGUAGCUAUGGAAACCAUGAUCAUAUAUGUAGUUAUGGAAACCAUGAACAUACAUGUAGUUAUGGAAACCAUGAUCAUCCAGGUAGCUAUGGAAACCAUGAUCAUACAGGUAGCUAUGGCAGAAACCAUGAUCAUACAUGUAGCUAUGGCAGAAACCAUGAUCAUACAGGUAGCUAUGGCAGAAACCAUGAUCAUACAGGUAGCUAUGGCAGAAACCAUGAUCAUACAGGUAGCUAUGGCAGAAACCAUGAUCAUACAGGUAGCUUGGCAGAAACCAUGAUCAUACAGGUAGCUAUGGCAGAAACCAUGAUCAUACAUGUAGCUAUGGCAGAAACCAUGAUCAUACAGGUAGCUAUGGCAGAAACCAUGAUCAUACAGGUAGCUAUGGCAGAAACCAUGAUCAUACAGGUAGCUAUGGCAGAAACCAUGAUCAUACAGGUAGCUAUGGCAGAAACCAUGAUCACACAGGAAGCUAUGGCAGAAACCAUGAUCAUACAGGUAGCUAUUGCUUUAACCCACAACAAUGUGUACAGGGCCUAUCCCAGGUCUUGUAAAAUAGUGUAGUAUUUGGGCAUUUCCAGAGGGCACUGUAUGAUAAAUUCUCCCUGGGAUAUGCCCCUGUGUGAUAGGGUAAGAUUCAUGUACUUUUACAAUGGUGCGGCUACUGUGUCCUAGCCAAAUUUCCCCUCAGGGACGAUAAAGUUGAUCUCAUCUUCUCUUAUAGCGAUGUUGGCGGGCGUUCCGAGCGGACAACAGGUGCCUUGCGGCCACAGUGAUCCAGGCGGCAUGGAGAGGUUCUCAGGAGAGGACAGACUACUUGAGAAAGAGGAACAGCAUCAUGAAAAUGCAGGCAUUCGUCAUGAACAAACAAGGUCCAAACGGGUACUAAGACCAUGUUUUUUUCUAACCCACUAAUGGACAAUAAAGUUGUAGAACUUUGAACUUCAGGGCCCUGAGUUUUUCUGACCAGGACAAAUGUCUGACCCUACUUCUAGCUCCAAGGCUGAGGGAGAGAAGCCCACCACCCCUCCCCAGCUCCCUCCCAAAAUGCAGUCCAGGCACCAGCCCCCGCCCAAGCUCCACACCCAGCACCAGAGAAGCCUGGACAGGACGGAGCUGCACAGUGAGGAACACAGUCCCAACAGAAGCCCCAAGACAGGCCCAGAAGUCAUUGGACAGAAGGCCACCCAGAGGAACACAGAGACGGAGAAGAGAGAGGGAAGAGGCUCUCCACCUCCCCUCAACAGACCUCUCUCCCUCCCUCUAGACCCCAAGGCUGGCAGGUACUGUAUGUUUCACCCCCAUAUCUCACCUCUCUCCCGCUCACCCCAUAUCUCACCUCUCUCCCGCUCACCCCAUAUCUCACCUCUCUCCCGCUCACCCCAUAUCUCACCUCUCUCCCGCUCACCCCAUUCUUCACCACUUACCGCUCCACUGCUAGGUGGAAAAGCAUUAUAUAAAUCCAAUCCAUAUUAUGUUUUUUAAUAGGGAUGGAGGGUGGGAGUCAACCGGCCCCUCCCACCACACAGGCUCCCUGGAGGGCUGCUCCCGCUUGGAGGACAUCAAGGAGCACACUAAGAGAUGGAAGGAGAGCAGAAUGGAGGGAGGACACCAGGAAGACUCCCGCCCUGAGGUCCAGCGCCCCAGGGAUAUGGAGGGGUUGCUGUGGUAUGUUAUGAUAAUGUUAUGAUAAUGUUAUGAUAAUGUUAUGUCCAGUGGUGUAGUGGAGGGUAAACGGCAUUUACGCAACUUUUUUAUUUUUGCAGAAAUGUUUACGCAGCUUUUGCGGAAAAAAGGCAUUGACAGUACAGGGAGCGGUACUUUAUUCACUGUGAACUGCGAUCAGCGUUUACCCAUCUGUUUUCUUACCACUACGUCACUGGUUAUGUCAUGUCUUAGUAUUUCUCUCAACUAUAUCUGUUAGGACCUUUCAAUGUCCCCUCAAUAUGAUCUUGGAUCACUAGCUAGAUAUACACUAAGUGGCCAGUUUGUUAGGUACACCCAUCUAGUACCGGGUCGGACCCCCCUUUGCCUCCAGAACAGCCUGAAUUCUCUGGGGCAUGGAAACGUUGCUCAAUUGGUAUCAAAUGACCUAACGUGUGCCAGGGAAACAUUCCCCACACCAUUACACCACCGCCACCAGCCUGUACCGUUGACACCAGGCAGGAUGGGGCCAUGGACUCAUGCUGUUUACUACAAAUCCUGACUCUGCCAUCAGCAUGACGCUACAGCAGGGUUCUUCAAUUCCGGUCCUGGAGGGCCGAAACAUUUCUGUUUUUUAUUUCUACCUGGUAGUUAAUUGCACUCACCUGGUGUCCCAGGUCUGAAUUAGCCCCUGAUUAGAAGGAGAGGAUGAAAAACAGAGGUGUUUCGUCCCUCCGGGACCGGAAUUGAAGAACCCUGCGCUACAGUAACCAGGAUUCGUCGGACCAGGCAAUGUUUUUCCACUCCUCAAUUGUCCAAUGUUGGUGAUCGCGUGCCCACUGGAGCCGCUACUUCUAGUUUUUAUCUGAUAGGAGUGGAACCCGGUGUGGUUGUCUGCUGCAAUAGCCCAUCUGUGACAAGGACCGACGAGUUGUGCAUUCCGAGAUGCCGUUCUGCACACCACUGUGCCAUUAUUUGCCUGUUUGUGGCCUACCUGUUAGCUUGCAUGAUUCUUGCCAUUCUCUUUAGACCUCUCAUCAAACUGUUUUCGCCCACAGGACUGCCGCUGACUGGAUAUUUUUUGUUUGUCGCACCAUUCUCGGUAAACCCUAGACACUGUCGUGCGUGAAAAUCCCAGGAGGGCGGCCGUUUCUGAGAUACUGGAUCCGGCGCGCCUGGCACCGACGAUCAUACCACGCUCAAAGUUGCUUAGGUCACUAGUUUUGCCCAUUCUAACGUUCAAUUGAACAGUAACUGAAUGCCUCGAUGCCUGUCUGCCUGCUUUAUAUAGCAAGCCACAGCCACGUGACUCACUGUUUGUAGGAGCGAACCAUUUUCGUGAACGGGUGGUGUACCUAAUAAACUGGCCACUAAGUAUACAUCUUUCUUUCCCCAUUCUCUGAUUAUCUUUCAUCAAUAUCUUAUAGACAUUUCUUGAAUUAUAACAAAGAGUUUACAUUUCACAUAUUUCUCUCUGGAAACUCAGGAACUCUGGGUCGGGGUCAGACAGCUCUCCCUCCGCUACUGAGGUACUGUUUUCUCAUACUGUCAUACCUCUACUCCCAUUACACUAUUACGUCAUUACAUAUCACAUCUCUACAUAUCACAUCUCUACGUAUCAUAUCACAUCUCUACAUAUCACAUCUCUACGUAUCAUAUCACAUCUCUACAUAUCACAUCUCUACAUCAUAUCACAUUUCUACAUAUCACAUUUCUACAUAUCACAUCUCUACAUAUCACAUCUCUACAUAUCACAUCUCUACAUAUCAUAUCACAUCUCUACAUAUCACAUCUCUACGUAUCACAUCUCUACAUAUCAUAUCACAUCUCUACGUAUCACAUCUCUACAUAUCACAUAUCACAUAUCUACAUAUCAUAUCACAUCUCUACGUAUCACAUCUCUACAUAUCACACCUCUACAUAUCAUAUCACAUCUCUACAUAUCACAUCUCUACAUAUCACAUCUCUACAUAUCACAUCUCUACAUAUCAUAUCACAUCUCUACAUAUCAUAUCUCUACAUAUCACAUCUCUGCAUAUCACAUCUCUAAAUAUCAUAUCACAUCUCUACAUAUCAUAUCACAUCUCUACGUAUCACAUCUCUGCAUCAUAUCACAUUUCUACAUAUCACAUCUCUACAUCUCUACAUAUCACAUCACAUCUCUACAUAUCACAUCUUUACAUAUCACAUCUCUACAUCUCUACAUAUCACAUCACAUCUCUACAUAUCACAUCUCUACAUAUCACAUCUCUACGUAUUACAUCUCUACACAUAUCACAUCUCUACAUAUCACAUCUCUACAUAUCACAUCUCUACAUAUCACAUCUCUACGUAUUACAUCUCUACAUAUCACAUCUCUACGUAUUACAUCUCUACACAUAUCACAUCUCUACAUAUCACAUCUCUACAUAUCACAUCCCUACAUAUCACAUCUCUACAUAUCACAUCUCUACAUAUCAUAUCACAUCUCUACAUAUCACAUGUCUACGUAUCACAUCUCUACGUAUCAUAUCACAUCUCUACAUAUCACAUCUCUACAUACCGUAUCACAUCUCUACAUAUCACAUCUCUACGUUUCACAUCUCUACGUAUCACAUCUCUACAUAUCAUAUCUCUACACAUAUCACAUCUCUACAUAUCAUAUCACAUCUCUACGUAUCACAUCCCUACAUAUCACAUCUCUACAUAUCAUAUCACAUCUCUACGUAUCACAUCUCUACCUAUCACAUCUCUACAUAUCACAUAUCACAUCUCUACAUAUCACAUCUCUACGUAUCACAUCUCUACGUAUCAUAUCACAUCUCUACAUAUCACAUCUCUACAUAUCGUAUCACAUCUCUACGUAUCACAUCUCUACGUUUCACAUCUCUAUGUAUCACAUCUCUACAUAUCAUAUCACAUCUCUACACAUAUCACAUCUCUACAUAUAUCACAUCUCUACGUAUCACAUCCCUACAUAUCACAUCCCUACGUAUCACAUCCCUACGUAUCACAUCUCUACAUGUCACAUCUCUACGUAUCACAUCUCUACAUAUCAUAUCACAUCUCUACGUAUCACAUCUCUACAUAUCACAUAUCACAUCUCUACAUAUCAUAUCACAUCUCUACGUAUCACAUCUCUACCUAUCACAUCUCUACAUCAUUCACACUCUACAACUAUCACAUCUCUACGUAUCACAUCUCUACAGUAUCAAAUCUUCAUCUAUCACAUCUCUACAUAUCACACUUACAUCACUCUCUACAAUCAUUACACAUCUCUACAUACAUAAUCACAAUCUCUACGUAUCACAUCUCUACAUAUCAAUCACAUCUCUACAUCAAUCACAUUCUACAUUCAACUCUCUACUCUCUACAUAUCAGCUCACAUCAUCACAGUACACACUCCUACUAUCAAUUCUACAUAUCACAUCUCUACGUAUCACAUCUACUAAUCACAUCUCUACAUAUCACACAUCUCUACUACACGAUAUCAUAUCACAUCUCCACAAUACACUCUACACAUCAUCAGACACAUCUCUACAUAUCAUAUCACAUCUCUACAUAUCACAUCGUCUACAUCAUAUCACAUCUCUACAUAUCAUACACACUCUACAUAUCAAUCUCGACAUACAAUCUCCACAUAUCACAUCUCAUCUCUACAUCUCUACAUAUCACAUCACAUCUCUACAUAUCACAUCUCUACAUAUCACAUUUCUACAUAUCACAUCUCUACAUCUCUACAUAUCACAUCACAUCUCUACAUAUCACAUCUCUACAUAUCACAUCUCUACAUAUCAUAUCACAUCUCUACGUAUCACAUCUCUACGUAUCACAUCUCUACGUAUCAUAUCACAUAUCUACGUAUCACAUCUCUACGUAUCAUAUCACAUCUCUACGUAUCAUAUCACAUCUCUACGUAUCACAUCUCUUACAUAUCGUAUCACAUCUCUACGUAUCACAUCUCUACAUAUAAUAUCUAUACAUAUCAUAUCACAUCUCUACAUAUCAUAUCACAUCUCUACAUAUCACAUCUCUACACAUCAUAUCACAUCUCUACGUAUCACAUCUCUACAUAUCAUAUCACAUCUCUACAUAUCACAUCUCUACAUAUCAUAUCUCUACACAUCAUAUCACAUCUCUACAUAUCACAUCUCUACAAAAAAAUGCUAUUGUAUUAUUUAACCAUUAUUUCAUUAGGCAAGUCAAUUAAGAACAAAUUCUUAUUUACAAUGACGGCCUACCAAGAGGCAGAAGGCUUCCUGUGGGGACGGGGGCUGGAAUAAAAACUACAAAUGUAGGAUAAAACACACAUCAUGACGAGAGACACCACAACACUACAUAAAGAGAGACACCACAACACUACAUAAAGAGAGACACUACAACACUACAUAAAGAGAGACACUACAACACUACAUAAAGAGAGACACUACAACACUACAUAAAGAGAGACACUACAACACUACAUAAAGAGAUACACUACAACACUACAUAAAGAGAUACACUACAACACUACAUAAAGAGAGACGCCACAACACUACAUAAAGAGAUACACUACAACACUACAUAAAGAGAGACACUACAACACUACAUAAAGAGAUACACUACAACACUACAUAAAGAGAGACGCCAACACUACAUAAAGAGACACUACAACACUACAUAAAGAGAGACACUACAACACUACAUAAAGAGAGACACUACAACACUACAUAAAGAGAGACACUACAACACUACAUAAAGAGAGACACUACAACACUACAUAAAGAGAGACACUACAACACUACAUAAAGAGAGACACUACAACACUACAUAAAGAGAGACACUACAACACUACAUAAAGAGAGACACUACAACACUACAUAAAGAGAGACACCACAACACUACAUAAAGAGAGACACUACAACACUACAUAAAGAGAGACACUACAACACUACAUAAAGAGAGACACUACAACACUACAUAAAGAGAGACACCACAACACUACAUAAAGAGAGACACCACAACACUACAUAAAGAGAGACACUACAACACUACAUAAAGAGAGUCACCACAACACUACAUAAAGAGAGACCUAAGACCACAACACAAAAUGGCAUAUCACAUCUCUACAACUCACAUCUCUACUACUGAGGUGCGGCUACAUUACAUGUCACACCUACACAGGGAGCUAAGAUGCUGAAGGGCAACUAUAUGUGAAGUGUUUUUAUGUCUUAACACCCUGCUACUGAUGAUGACACACCCAUGGAUUGAUAGAUCCCACUCUUCAGCCGGUCAGUAGGAUGGAUUGAUCCAGCUCUUCAGAAAACAAAAACAUUCAGCAUUCUUAUUGGCAGUUGACCAGGCUACCUCCUCUCCUGCGUUUCUUUCCAACUGUUUUUUUCCUGUUUCGUUCCUACUGAACACAGCCCUGUGACAGUGAUGGAUCUCCCAGUCCCUCACCUUACUUCAUCUGUGCUUCUUGACCUUUCCUGACCACCAUAGGUCAAGGUGCUCUACCGCAAGCAACCCAAGCACAAUCGGGGGUUAGCCACCGCCCACAAUGUGCUGAUGUUUAACAUUGGGGGUUUCCAGGAGGGUGAGUUUUUGGAGUUACCCCCUCCCCCUCAUGAACCCCUCAGAGGGGGUCAGUGGGAUGGGCCAGUCCAGCCAAUCAGCAGUCAACGUCCAUCCUCGUAAAUCCCGGGUCCAGGUACCAACCGGCCUGAGUCCAUGGAAUACUAUUACGGCCCUGGCACACUGUCACUGACUGACUCUGUUCCUGUGCAGGCUUUGUGCAUGUCUAUACAGACAUAUCCUCUCACUACUGCAGCUGAAUGGGUCUGCAGUGUUCUGCACUCUGCAAGGACCUACUUCGGCAACUGCAGGCUGCUCUUCUGCAGAACCAGAGAAACAGAACAGUGGCCAGUCACAACCAUCCCCUAACCAGGCUGCCAUCUAAACACACAGUGGCUGAAUGGAUCGCUGGAUGGAUCUCUGUUUCUGGCUUGUUUUUUUUUGUCACAAUGUUUAGACAAUGUCAGUUAAUCAGUGUACACUUUACAUUCCAGCACUAGUAGCCCAAAGAUAGUUGGGGCUAGCUCUGUAGUUGUUGUUGCUGCUGUUGCGUAUAUGUCCUCUUGUUGACCUCACAUCUGUGAAGGUGAAAGGGUUUGAUUCUGAUCAUAGGAAUGAAUCAAAUAUGUUGUCUUGGAAAUAAUACUAUGGGUUCCUACCAAUCACAGAAUAAUCACUAAUAUCCUAUCUGGUUGAAUAAAGGGCAUAAAUAACAAAAGCAGUAGAUACUUUGGUUAUUGUUAUUUACAGCAAAAAGGUCACAGGUCAUGUGGAGGUUAGGCUGUGGAUUGGUGGUGCAUGCAUUGUCUGGAAGGUGUUUCCACCAUAUUCCUUUACCCCAGUACAUUAUUUUGACAUCCAUGAGGGAGAGUGUACUGUUUGAGAGCUCUCUUCAGGGAGGGGGAGGAUACACUGUAUUAGAGCUCUCUUCAGGAAGGGGGAGGAGAGACUUUAUUAGAGCUCUCUGUAGGGAGAAGGGGGAGGAGAGACUGUAUUAGAGAUCUCUUCAGGAAGGGGGAGGAGAGACUUUAUUAGAGCUCUCUUCAGGAAGAAGGAAGGGGGAGGGGAGAGACUGUAUUAGAGAUCUCUUCAGCUCUCUUCAGGGAGGGGGAGGCGAGACUAUUAGAGAUCUCUUCAGGGAGAAGGAAGGGGGAGGAGAGACUGUAUUAGAGAUCUCUUCGGGUAGAAGGAAGGAGGAGGAGAGACUGUAUUAGAGCUCUAUUCAGGGAGAAGGAAGGGGGAGGAGACUGUACUAGAGCUAUCUACAGGGAGGGGAAGGCGAGACUGUAUUAGCGCUCUCUUCAGGGAGAAGGAAGGGGGAGGAGAGACUGUUUUAGAGCUCUCUUCAUGAAGGGGGAGGAGAGACUGUAUUAGAGCUCACUUCAGGAAGGGGGAGGAGAGACUUUAUUAGAGCUCUCUGUAGGGAGAAGGGGGAGGAGAGACUGUAUUAGAGAUCUCUGUAGGGAGAAGGGGGAGGAGAGACUGUAUUAGAGCUCUCUUCAGGAAGGGGGAGGAGAGACUGUAUUAGAGCUCUCUGUAGGGGGAAGCGGGAGGAGAGACUGUAUUAGAGAUCUCUUCAGGGAGAAGGAAGGGGGAGGGGAGACUGUAUUAGAGAUCUCUUCGGGUAGAAGGAAGGGGGAGGAGAGACUGUAUUAGAGCUCUCUUCAGGAAGGGGGAGGAGAGACUGUAUUAGAGCUCUCUUCAGGAAGGGGGAGGAGAGACUGUAUUAGCGCUCUCUUCGGGUAGAAGGAAGGGGGAGGAGAGACUGUAUUAGAGCUCUCUUCAGGAAGGGGGAGGAGAGACUGUAUUAGAGCUCUCUGUAGGGAGAAGGGGGGAGGAGAGACUGUAUUAGAGAUCUCUUCAGGGAGUGUGGGGGGGUGGAUGCUGUAUUGUGCUAAGGAUGUGGUGGCUGCUGUAGGUUAACUAACUAACUCUGGUGUUGCCGGGCCUGGGAGUUAUGUGGUACUGCUACACGUACAGACCCUGGGGAAAGGGGAUGGUCUGAAAACAAACUGGCUUCAUAUGAAAGCAAACUUCUCUGUUCUUAAAGGGAUAGUGCGACAUUUUUGUAAUAAAGCCCAUUUUCAACUUAUCCUUGACAAAAUGUUGCACUAUCCCUUUUAAUAGUUUCUUUUCUAGGCACCAACACUCCCCACAUGUUACCUGUUAAUAACGACCCCACCUGAUUGGCCCCCCAGCAUGGUUGUGUUGUCUCAUGUCAUACAAUCUCAGAUGUUCAGUAAUUGUUUUAUCUCUCAGUUUCCGAAAUCUUCUGAUAUUUCCACGGACGGGGCUAGGUUCAGCCGCCCAGAUGAGCGCGCAACCCUCAGAGACUCCAGCCAAUCCCAGCCGACCACUCCUGAGAGGUAAAGGCCAUUCAGCCAACUAGGACACAGGAGGCUGUGAACCAUAAUCGAUUUGUCUGAGUUAUUGUCCAUACAUUGACUGGAUGUGAUACUGUAUGUCAGUAUUUUUGUAUGGAGGUCUAUGAGAGUGUCGAAUUACGUGAGGCUUAUUUGAUCAAAUGGAAGUUUGGGAAUGUUUAGGCUGUUACAGUUGUACUGAUAUAAGUGGAUGCACGUGGCAUUCCGGAAACUUUGAGAAAAAACGACUUAGUUAUGACUGUUGUUCACAUGCGUAUCUACCCUCUCAUUGGCUAGAAUGGUCCCACCUGAUCUUGCCUCCUCCCGCCUGCCUUCCAUUAUUGAGGACAUAUUUCCGUUGUUAGAGUGGUAACUCAAGCAUCUUGUCAAUAUAAUAGAUCAUCUUUGCCUGGACCGAGUGUGGUAAACGCUGCUGUAUGUUCUUUGCCAUGGUUACAUGUUAACCCUUUUGUGUUCCACAGGCUUGGCAUCUUCAGUAAAUUUCGGAAGAAACGAAAUGCGUACGGGAUGGUGACCAAUGAGAAUGCACCAUCUGGGAGAGGAGGUACUGUAAUCCCACCCCCUACAGCAAACUGCUUACUGUGCUGUCCACCUUUUAGCCUGUGCUAUGAUGAUAAACUAUUGUAAUGUCUUUCACGUCGUGUCUCCUCCACUACCCUCUAGUGGUCAAUGGUAUAAUCUCAACCACACGUCCCCUCUCUCUCUCUCUCUGUCUAAACACACACACGUAUCCUUACCUUACCUAUAGCCACCUCUACCUCCUCCCCGUACUCUGGACGGCGUCCUAACACCACCAUCAGGAUCAGCCGAGCCACGCGGGUCUCCGAGCAGUGGAAUGCUUCUCUGGAACGGGAGAUCACCGACACCAACGAGCUCCGACACCUGGAUGAGUUCCUGGGGAACCAGGUGGGAUACCUGUCAGGCACUCACCUGUAAUCACCUCAGCCUCAGGAGUGUAUUGUUUACGGUUUAUUGGGAUCUCUAGCCUGGUGUUAGGUCUAUUUGUUCAUCAUUUUCAAGCACCACAAACUAAUCUGGGUCCAGGUUACCAAAGCCUUAGUCUUCAGAGGGUCUUUCAAGAGCAGUUUUUGACUGACUAACUUUCUCAGUCACUCUCUCUCUCUCUCUCUCUCUCACUCACUCACUCACUCACUCACUCACUCACUCACUCACUCACUCACUCACUCACUCACUCACUCACUCACUCUGACACUAACACUAACUUAUUCCUUCACAUGUCCUUGCAGUGCAUCUUUAGAAAGGUUACCAGUUACACAUCUUAUUGCAGAGGAUUUUAAAGUUGAAUCUGGGCUAUUUUGAGUAGUAUACUAUGAAAUAAUGUAACUUCCCAUACCUCCCAGGUGAAUGAGCUGAGGACCAGGGUAAAGGAGCUGUCAGCGACAGAGAGCAUCUUUCUCACAGCCACCAUGCAGUUCAGAGAGACCAUCAAGGGCAUGUACUCCAUCUCUGUGAGUUUACUUCCUGACCUUGGCACCAGAAGAGAUGGUUGUAUGACGGUUUAGGUUUAAGUAUGCAUGGUGUAUUAAUCAAGUUUAGAAGACUGUCUGGAAAGAGAUGUGAAACCAACUCAAUAGCAUAUAGAUCUUGACUAGGGCCAGGAGUACACACACGGUAAGUGCUUUAUAAAGCACUUUGGAGCACCAAUUACCCCCCCACACCCUUCAUUAACCCGGUUCUCUCCCCUCCCCUGGUCAACAGAAGCCCCAAAUCAGCUACAAGGACCUGAUGACGGGCUACCACAACUGUGUGUCCAGUCAUGCUGGAGCCAAGCAGCUGACUGAGGUCAGCCUGGUGGUCAACCUGUUCCAGUCCGUCCUGGACGGCUUCAUACGGGGAGAGAUCAAACGAGAGGGGGUUGGGCCGGUCAAGGUAGUUCUGAGUCGGACACAUGCACUUGCACACAUCCACACACACACGGAUACUGUAUACACACAUGCAGGCACACACACAUAUGUUACACACACAUCUUUGGGUUUGACCUAAAGCAUCUUUGACUUGAUAUCUUUGACCUAAAGUAUCUUUGACUUGAUAUCUUUGACCUAAAGUAUCUUUGACUUGAUAUCUUUGACCUAAAGUAUAUUUGACUUGAUAUCUUUGACUUGAUAUCUUUGACCUGAUAUCUUUGACUUGAUAUCUUUGACCUGAUAUCUUUGACCUGAUAUCUUUGACCUGAUAUCUUUGACUUGAUAUCUUUGACCUGAUGUGGUCCUCUGUAGCUCAACUGGUAGAGCACGGCGCUUGUAACGCCAAGGUAGUGGGUUCGAUCCCCGGGACCACCCAUACACAAAAAUGUAUGCACGCAUGACUGUAAGUCGCUUUGGAUAAAAGCGUCUGCUAAAUGGCAUAUUAUUAUUAUAUUAUUAUAUCUUUGACUUGAUAUCUUUGACUCUUUUUUAACGCUCCAGAGCAUCAGUACAUAUAGUUUUGAGAAGUGUAAAACAUCAGUUGUAGGUGUAAUUCUGAGAGGUUCAGAGAUGUAUUCCACAUCUGAUCUACUUUACUAUUUGUUGCAGACCAUGAACAAGCCAAAGACCAGAGGGAAAAAGAAAACAUGUGUAAGUUAUGACAAGUUGAAUUGUCUCAUUAUGACAUCACUAAGUUGAAUUGUCUCAUUAUGACAUCCCUAAGUUGAAUUGUCUCAUUGUGACCAUCACUAAAUUGAAUAUCACUGUCACAACCCAGGUCAAUGCAACCCAGGUCAAUGCAACCCAGGUCAAUGCAACCCAGGUCAAUGCAACCCAGGUCAAUGCAACCCAGGUCAAUAGUCUGGCUUGAAUGAUGUGUAUUGUGUGUUUCCAGCCCAACAGCCCUUUAGGUCACAUGUUCAGUACGUACCAGGUCAACAUCAGGCAGUCCUGUGACCUGUGUGGUUUCUACAUCUGGGGCAUGGAGAAGGCCUACAUGUGCAGCGGUGAGUAGCUAUCUGUUGUUCACCAUUAAACAUAGAAUUAGAAUGCAGAAGAGAACAUUACAAUGCAGAAUUUAGACGAGAACAUAAGAACAUUCCCUCUAUGAUCUUAUCAUUGUGUUCUUUUGUCCUCUGUUCUUUUGUUUAGCUUGCAAAUUGAUAUGUCACAAGAAAUGCCUCUCCAAAAUCAUCACUGACUGCUCAACUCGAUGUGCCAGGCUGGUGAGCAGUUUGUCAAGUAAUGUUUGGUCAAGUCAAGUUUGCCAAGUCGAGUUUACCAAGUUGGUUUGUCAAGUCAAGUUUAUGAAGUAAAGUCUAACCAAGUUAAGUCUGACAAGUAAAGUUAACUCAGUGAAGUCAAGUUUGUCGAGACUAUUGAUUCAUCCUGUGCGUUUAGGACGAUGGGGGACCUGGCCGUCUGCACUUUGGGGUGCAGGUGUGUGUACUGACCAGUAAGACCUACCCGAUCCCCAUGGUACUUCGGAUGAUGCUGGAGCAUGUGGAGAUGAAUGGCCUGUACACAGAGGGCAUCUACCGCAAAUCUGCUUCUGUCUCGCGCGCACGGGAAUUACACCAGCUACUGGAGACUGGUGAGUCCAUUUAUCAACGUACCAGAAAACAUUGUUUUCCCAUUAAACAUAUUAUGUGGGGAACCAUCUGCCGAGACACUGGUGUCAGAACAGAGGACCUACCAAGCUGCCAUGAGCAACAGAGAGCUAUGGCACGCCAUCAUCUGGCGCAUUGCAAGUACCAGUGGGAAACUACUGUAAAAUAAAGUGCAAUCUCUUUUUUUUGGGUCAGACCCUGAGACAGCGACUCUGGAGAACUACUCCAUCCACACGGUGACAGGCCUGGUGAAACGAUGGCUCAGAGAGCUGCCUGACCCCCUCCUGACUUACCGCCUCUACAAUGACUUCCUGCACGCCGUCGGUGAGUCUGUCUCAUGGGUUCUGUUCAGAAGGUCACAGCGUAGCAAAAAAGGUUUAAAAACCUGUGCAUUUUUGCAUGUACAGAGUUGACAGAGAAAUCCAUUUAAUAUACUUGCGUGCUUGAUUUAGCUUGCCUACUAGACUACAAUUGACCCAAUGGUACAGUCCCAAAAGUGCAAACUCUGCAGACCCCCACCCACCCUGCAUGCCAGCCAGUCAAGCUAAGUCAAGCGCACCUCGAGUACUUAAAAUAACUGUAUUUGACAUUGUGACAUUUCAUGUGCAGAGUUGCCAGAGCAAUCUGAGCGCCUUCGUGCGGUCUACCAGAAACUGGACGAGCUUCCCUCCGCUAACUUCAAAACACUGGAGAGAUUGGUCUUUCACCUGGUCAGGUAGGUUAUACCACCCUUUCUGUUUUUCACUCUUUUACACAUACAAUACCAGUCAAAAGUUUGGAUACACCUACUCAUUCAAGGGUUUUUCUUUAUUUUUACUAUUUUUUACAUUGUAGAAUAAUAGUGAAGACAUUAAAACUAUGAAAUAACACAUAUGGAAUCCUGUUGUAACCAAAAAAGUGUUUAAAUUUGAGAUUCUUCAAAUAGCCACCCUUUUGCCUUGAUGACAUCUUUGCACACGCUUGGCAUUCUCUCAACCAGCUUCAUGAGGUAGUCACCUGGAAUGCAUUUCAAUUAACAGGUGUGCCUUCUUAAAAGUUAAUUUGUGGAAUUUAUUUCCUUCUUAAUGAUUUUGAGCCAAUCAGUUGUGUUGUGACAAGGUAGGGGGGGUAUACAGAAGAUAGUCUUUACCAAAUAGGGCUAAGUCCAUAUUAUGGCAAGAACAGCUCAAAUAAGCAAAGAGAAAUUACAGUCCAUUACUGUAAGACAUGAAGGUCAGUCAUUACGGAAAAUUUCAAGAACUUUGAAAGUUUCUUCAAGUGCAGUCGCAAAAACCAUCAAGCGCUAUGAUGAAACUGGCUCUCAUGAGGACUGCCACAGAAAUGGAAGACCCAGAGGUACCUCUGCUGCAGAGGAUAAGUUCAUUAGAGUUACCACCCUCAGAAAUUGCAGCCCAAAUAAAUGCUUCACAGAGUUCAAGUAACAGACACAUCUCAACAUCAACUGUUCAGAGGCGACUGUGUGAAUCAGGCCUUCAUGGUUGAAUUGCUGCUAAGAAACCACUACUAAAGGACACCAAUAAGAAGAAGAGACUUGCUUGGGCCAAGAAACACGAGCAAUGGACAUUAGACCGGUGGAAAUUUGUCCUUUUGUCUGGAGUCCAAAUUUGAGAUUUUUGGUUCCAACCGCCAUGUCUUUGUGAGACGCGGUGUGGGUGAACGGAUGAUCUCCGCAUGUGUAUUUCCCACCGUAAAGCAUGGAGGAGGAGGUGUUAUGGUGUGGGGGUGCUUUGCUGGUGACACUGUCUGUGAUUUAUUUAGAAUUCAAGGCACACUUAACCAUCAUGGCUACUACAGCAUUCUGCAGCGAUACGCCAUCCCAUCUGGUUUGGGCUUAGUGGGACUAUCAUUUGUUUUUCAACAGGACAAUGACCCAACACACCUCCAGGCUGUGCAAGGGCUAUUUUACCAAGAAGGAGAGUGAUGGAGUGCUGCAUCAGAUGACCUGGCCUCCACAAUCCCCCGAACUCAACCCAAUUGAGAUGGUUUGGGAUGAGUCGGACGGCAGAGUGAAGGAAAUGGAGCCAACAAGUGCUCCUUCUUGGAGAUUCUCCUUCAAGACUGUUGGAAAAGCAUUCCAGGUGAAGCUGGUUGAGAGAAUGCCAAGAGUGUGCAAAGCUGUCAUCAAGGCAAAGAGUGGCUAUUUGAAGAAUCUCAAAUAUAAAAUAUAUUUGGAUUUGUUUAACACUUUUUUUGGUUACUACAUGAUUAUAUAUGUGUUAUUUCAUAGUUUUGAUGUCUUCACUAUUAUUCUACAAUGUAAAAAGAAAGAAAAACCCUUGAAUGAGUAGGUGUGUCCAAACUUUUGACUGGUACUGUACGUGCAUCAUGUUGACUGUAAAUCGCCAUCUAUCGAACAAAGGCUUUCCCGCUAUGCUUGAACUUAGGUCUCUGAGUUUUCCCUUAGGUCCCUGAAUUUUCCCUUAGGUCUUUGAGUUGUUCCUAACCACGUGACCUGACCAGGGAAAACUCUGGGCCCUGGUUAUGGUCAUUUAUAACCCAUGUUGUGUAUUAGGAUGAUGAUAGAAUAGUAUUUACUUCCUCCAGAGUGACAAAGUUGGAAAAUCACAACCGGAUGUCAGCUAACUCCCUGGCCAUAGUGUUUGCCCCCUGCAUCCUGCGAUCCCCAAACACCACUGACCCCUUCCUAGGCAUGAAGGAUGUCUCCAAGACAACUACGUGAGUCUCUAUAUAGGAAAAGAUUACACACGCACAUCCAAUGUCUUUGAUCAGGAAUUAGAUAUCACAAAAAUAUGUUCAGCAAAGGUUAAAAAGAGACUGCACAAUGGAAUACAGUAUAUGCUAUUUCCCAGUUUAGGGUUACAUGUGUGCACAUACAGUAUAUCUCAAGGUAGGAUGCAGUCAGUCCUUAGUAAGCAUUCUGUGAUUAUUUUGUUGUAAGAAGCCCUGACCUUAACCCUGACCCCCUGACCUUACCUCUCUCCCCCAGGUGUGUGGAGAUCCUGAUCUCAGAACAGUUCAGACGGUACACUGAGAAGAUGAAGGAUAUCACCGAGCUGGAGUACGCUGAGGCCGUGGCCGUCAACCAGCUCAAACUCAAGAGACGGAACACUGUAAGGACACCAUACUCCAUACUGUUGUCACAAAGUUGGAAGCACAGAAUCGUCUAGAAUGUCAUUGUAUGCGUUAAGAUUUCCCUUCACUGGAACUAAGGGGCCUUACCCCGAACCAUGAAAAACAGCCCCAGACCAUUAUUCCUCCUCCACCAAACUCUACAGUUGGCACUAUCCAUUGGGGCAGGUAGCGUUCUCCUGGCAUCCGCCAGAUCCGCCAAAACCACUCCAGCCGACGCUUGGCAUUGCGCAUGGUGAUCUUAGGCUUGUGUGCGGCUGCUCGGCCAUGGAAGCCCAUUUCAUGAAGCUCCCAACGAACAGUUCUUGUGCUGACGUUGCUUCCAGCGGCAGUUUGGAACUCGGAAGUGAGCACUCGGCGGUCCCGUUCUGUGAGCUUGUGUGGCCUACCACUUCGCAGCCGAGCCAUUGUUGCUCCUAGACAUUUCCACUUCACAAUAACAGUGAAUAUAAACUUGAUAUACUGAGAAUAUCUGUGAACACGGAUAUGGAUCACUGUGGGAAGUUCUGCCAUUCCCACUGGGAAUUUCACUUUGGGAAUGCCGUUCCCAACUUCCCACGUUCCCAAAAGUGGUUUGUCUUCCUGUCUUGUCCCUAGUGUAUUGACUCAUCUACUGUAUAUCUACAGAUCUCAGAGAAACCUUCAUCGAAGCUGGACGCCCCUCACAUGGACAACCUUGCUCCGUCGGAUAUAGACAUGGAGUCAGAGAGGACCCUCAUCGAAAGGAUCAAAUCCAUCAAGCAGGAGAAGUGAGUGAAGAGACGGAGACUCCUCUAGUUCGCUGUUGUCGGGGGCAACAUGUAGUCUUGAACCUAGAACAACACAUCUGACUGAAACUAAUCGGAUGUUUUUAAAGAGAAACACACGGUCUCAGUUGGUACUGUAGAAGCUGUCUAGUUCUGUACGUUUCAUGUGUUAGUGUGUUUGUAACGUGCUGGACUCUGUGAAAAAUAUGAAUGAUAUUAUAGUUAGUAUGUUACAACUGGUACUAACUACCAUACAGCUCAGCUCAGUGUUUUCUUCAACUAGUUCCUGGAGGACUUUUAGGGGGUUGCAGAAUUUUGUUCUAGUCCAGCACUAACUCAUGUGAUUCAAGUAAUCGCUGAUCCAUUGUGUGUGUGUGUGUGUGUGUGUGUGUGUGUGUGUGUGUGUGUGUGUGUGUGUGUGUGUGUGUGUGUGUGUGUGUGUGUGUGUGUGUGUGUUUCAGGGAGGAUCUGGCAUGCAGGUUGCCAGAGCUGGAGCAGGAUAACUCGGACAACGACAACAUGGACUCUGAGUCAUCAAUCAGCUCAGAGAGCCUGAUGGAGGAUAGAGUGGGGAGCCUGGACUCAGAAGGUCAGUAGAGAGGUACGGGAGGCCUACACCGUCCUACUAGAGGAUAGAGUGGGGAGCCUGGACUCAGAAGGUCAGUAGAGAGGUACGGGAGGCCUACACCGUCCUACUAGAGGAUAGAGUGGGGAGCCUGGACUCAGAAGGUCAGUACACCAUCCUCUGCCUUCUUGCACUUCAACUUUUUUCAACUGUUUGUUUUCGGUAAUGCUUUAUUUUACAGCCCACUAUUACAGCAAAUUAUUUAUUUUACAGCCCACUGUUAUAGCCAAUUAUUUAUUUUACAGCCCGCUGUUACAGCCAAUUAUUUAUUUUACAGCCCGCUGUUACAGCCAAUUAUUUAUUUUACAGCCCGCUGUUACAGCCAAUUAUUUAUUUUACAAGCCCGCUGUUACAGCCAAUUAUUUAUUUUACAGCCCGCUGUUACAGCCAAUUAUUUAUUUUACAGCCCGCUGUUACAGCCAAUUAUUUAUUUUACAGCCCGCUGUUACAGCCAAUUAUUUAUUUUACAGCCCGCUGUUACAGCCAAUUAUUUAUUUUACAGCCCACUGUUACAGCCUAUGCUUUAUUUUACAGCCCAGGUAGAAACUUAGAAAUUACUUUAUGAAAACAAUAACCUAAUAAGUGCAUUGUGAUUGCACUACUAUGAUAUUCUUAAACCGGGCUGUAAAAUAAAGCCUUGUUUUUUAUCACUGGGACAUUGGUUGACAUACUGUAUUUUAGUUUGUUUUACCCAACUCCUGCUAGCCAACUCAUGGUUAUAUUAGGGGAGAGAUUUGAAGAAACAAGUGGUGUAUUCCCUGUUAAAGUGGGUCAUGCAUGCAGUCUGCAUACAUUUAGUGCAGGUUUUGUGUAACCAGGUAAAUGAUUUACUGACAGCCUUACCAGUAACUAUGGUAUUUCUGCGUUUUGUGUAACCAGGUAACAGUAACUAUGGUAUUUCUGGGUUUUGUGUAACCAGGUAACAGUAACUAUGGUAUUUCUGGGUUUUGUGUAACCAGGUAACAGUAAGUAUGUUAUUUCUGGGUUUUGUGUAACCAGGUAACAGUAACUAUAUAUUUAUGUGUGUGUGCUCAUUCUACUGUGUCUUCGUCUUUGUUCAUUUCUGAAUGAGGAACCUUUUUGUAUUAUUAUCAGGAGCAGGCCGACUGUGUCAGCCUGUUGUACUAGUCUGGUCCCAAAUCUGUAUGCGCUUCGUGUAGCUCAGUACCUACAGAUCUGGGACCAGCUGCUAUUCGAUUAAUCCAGAGUGUCUCUACCAGGCCCUGUUUUAACUAGCCUGCUGGUCCCAGAUCAGUAUGUGGUUUAGCCAAUGCCUCUUACUAAUCCAGACUAGUUUCUCCAACAGGCAGAGUGAACCUGUUGUGGAGGAGCCAGAGGCAGGAGUGCCCUCCUAAGCCCCCUGAUCUGGCCCAGAGAACUACUACAGCCACAGGCCAUGACCAGGCCAGAUGGACAGAACCCCUAGCCCACAACAAGACCAGGAGCAGGAACUUCUCAGAGCUGGACAUCCCCUUCAUAGAUGAAGAAGAGGACUAGCCUGAGUGGCAGUCAGUUUUUUUGCUCCCAGUUGAAUUGUCAUGCCCAAACAUGACUGGACAAUGACAGCAAUGGAGUUGGAAAGAGCACUAAACAGAUCUGGGACCAGGCUAGAGGACAUCUAUUGACCUCCGACAGGUGGCGUCACUAAUACACCAAUGCUAGUCCUUCGACUGAUAGCACUGGAGCUGUAUACCGGCAACAGGAACCAAGCACAUUCUGUAUAUUUCCUACGUCCAUUAAUGUGUGUGUAAAUGAUCAUAGCUCAAAUCAAAUCUAAUUUUGUUUGUCACAUGCGCCGAAUACAACAGACGUAGACCUUACCUUGAAAUGCUUACUUACGAGCCCUAAGAAAAAUGUGUUAAAUAAACUGAAGGAAAAAUAGUAACAUAACAAUAAAUAAUAAUAACGGGGCUAUAUACAAGGGGUACUUACCGAGUCAAUGUGCAGGGGUACGGGUUAAUCGAGGUAAUUGAGGUAAUAUGUACAUGUAGGUAGGGGUAAAGUGACUAUGCAUAGAUAAUAAACAGAGUAAUUAUAAUAAAUAAGAGGGUCAACGCUGUCAUGACUUCCGCAGAAGUUGGUGCCUCUCGUCACCGGCUUUCUAGCUGCCACCGAUCUGCGUUUCUGUUUUCAAUUGGUUUUGUCUUAUUUGUACACACCUGGUUCCCAUUGUAUGAUGAUUAUUUCCCUAUUUAACCCUCUGGUUCCCACAUGGUUUUGUGCGUGUUUGUUCGUUGUGUCGUGUCAUACACUUUUGUGAGCUGGUGUGUUUUCCCUGUGUGGAAAUUAGUGUUUGUUUUGCUAAGUAAAGUACGUUGUGUACUCAGUUCUGUGUCCUGCACCUGACUCCGUCCUACCGCUGCACAUUUUGACACCUGACAAACGCAAAUAGUCCGUGUGGCCAUUUGAUUAACUGUUCAGCACUCUUAUGGCUUGGGGGUAGAAGCUCUCAAGGAGCCUAUUGGUCCCAGACUUGGCGCUACGGUACCGCUUGCCAUGCAGUAGCAGAGAGAACAGUCUAUGACUUACAUUUUACAUUUUAGUCAUUUAGCAGAUGCUCUUAUCCAGGGCGACUUAUAGUAGUGAGUGCAUACAUUUUUAUAUUUGUUCGUACUGGUCCACCGUGGGAAUCGAACCAACAACCCUGGCAAGUGCCAUGCUCUACCAACUGAGCCACAUGGGAAGUUUUUGGGCUUUCUUUUGACACUGCCUGGUAUAGAGGUCCUGGAUGGCAGGAAGCAUGGUCCAAGGGAUGUACUGGGCCGUACGCACUACCCUCUGUUGCCAUACCAAGCGGUGAUGCAACCAGUCAGGAUGCUCUCGAUGGUGCAGCUGUAGAACCUUUUGAGGAUCUAAGGACCCAUGCCAAAUCUUUUCAGCCUCCUGAGGGGGAAUAGGCGUUGUCAUGCCCUGUUCACAACUGUCUUGGUGUGUUUGGACCACGAUAGGUCGUUAGUGACGUGGACACCGGGGAGCUACAGCCCCGUCUAUGUGAAUGGGGGCGUGCUCGGCCCUCCUCCUCCUGUAGUCCACGAUGCUGCUGUGGAUGUUGAGAGCCUCCGAAGAAGGCAUCUGUGGUUCUCUAAUGAUGUCAUAAUGGAAUUACACAAGACACAGUGCAGUCUAUACACCUUUGAUUUUAGCCAUGUACAAUCUCAUAUUAUUGUAAAGCCAAGUAUUUUGGAUGUCUCACCUGUGGACAAUAGUAUAACGAGGACCAAAUCAUUUAAAUCCAUAAUACAUGAACCUUGUUUGCAAUGGACUACUUAUAUGCCACCUAGUUUGGUACUUUGUGAAAUAAAUGUUAUAUUUUAUUGCUAAUUAACCUAAAAUGAAAACAAUACAGUCAAGAUUGUUUUAAGUUCAUCAGCAUAUUUGUGUUUUUCUCUGUUUUCUGUGAAAGUGAGAUGGAUAUUUUCACCUUGGUCUUCCCUUGAACAAAAUAUUGAUUGCCAUUUUCAAAUUUUCACAAGCAUCCCCCCAAAAAACACGACAAUUUAAAGGUCGACUCAGCUAAAUGACGAGCAGCACUGCAGAUAUUGCGAUGAGCGAGACGCAAGACUUCGCUCUUAGACAGAAUCUGCACAGGUGCAUGAGUUACAAUGUGAUGCGUACGGGACCAAAACAGCAGAGAGGUUUAGCCUCACUUCAACUCUCUUAGUUGUUGCGUAAAUUGACCGACGAUGCUGUUUACUUUGUCCAUCUACUUCAUAUCACUGACUCUACCUUUACUAUAGUGCACCUUCUCUCUCCCUCCUCAUAGAUUGACUGACUGCCUGCUCACAUAAGUAUUUUUGGACAGUACUUUAUCAAGUAUCACAAAUUCAUGCAGUUUAGAAUGUCUGUGUAUUAUGAAUGGGGUAAUUCCAUUCAUAUAAACGCAACAUGCAACAAUUUCAAAGAUUUUACUGAGUUACAAGGAAAUCAGUCAACUGAAAUAAAUGAAGUAGGCACUAAUCUAUGGAUUUUACAUGACUGGGCAGGGGUGCAGCCAUGGGGGAGCCAGGCCCAGACAAUCAGUAUGAGUUUUUCCACACAAAAGGGCUUUAUUAAAGACAUAAAUACUCCUCAGCACAACAAAAACAUAUAAAUGCAACAUAUAAAGUGUUGGUGCCAUGUUUCCAUAAGCACAAAAAUCUUAUUUCUCUCAAAUGUUGUGCACAAAUUUGUUUACAUCCCUGUUAGUAAUAAUUUCUCCUUUGCCAAGAUAAUCCAUCCACCUGACAGGUGUGGCAUAUCAAUAAGCUGAUUAAACAGCAUGAUCAUUACACAGGUGCACCUUGUGCUGAGGACAAUAAAAGGCCACUGAAAUGUGCAGUUUUGUCUCAAGUUUUGAGGGAGCAUGCGAUCGGCCAGGGAAUUUAAUGUUCAUUCAACAUCAUUUUAGAGAAUUUGGCAGUACUUCCAACCGGCCUCACAACCACAGACAACGUGUAUGGUGUCUGUGGGUGAGCGGUUUGCUGAUGUCAACGUUGUGAACAGAGUGCCCAAUGGUGGCGGUGGGGUUACGGUAUGGGCAGGCAUAAGCUACAGACAACAAACACAAUUGCAUUUUAUUGAUGGCAAUUUGAAUGCACGAAAAUACCAUGACGAGAUUUUGAGGCCCAAUUUUUUUUUUUUUUUAGGUAUCAUUAGUGCCUAAUGAAUGUAUUUCAACUGACUGAUUUCCUCGAACUGUAAAACCAAUGAAAUUGUUGCAUGUUGGGUUUUACCUUACAUAUGAUGGACAAGUCUCUGCCCAAAAACACCAAUACACGAAGACGAGGUGAGAAGGUAACUAACUGUUGGCUACCUGUUUUUUUUUGUAUGGUAAAAAAAAUGACAUAUGAACACAUGCCUCCUCCAAUUAAUGAUAAUAGUCUCGGAGCAUGUGUUACUGUACUGCCCGAAAGGAUGUCCCUCUGUUGUCGCAAACCCUACAGAUGUUGCGGACAAAAUACAUUUUGUGAUCGAUGGUACAAACAUUUUACUGAACCUAUCAAAUGUAGAGGUUCCUCUUCCGCCUCCUUUAGCGUCUGCCAAUCAGGGCUAAGUGUCGUGCCGGAGGGGCGGUGUGCUAUAUACACAGGAAGAUGGAUCAAAAUGAGGUGGGGAUAUGUGCAUUGGGCAAUCACUUGCUGUGUAGCCGGAGAAGGCGAAGUCAAAUAUUGAUAUUUUCGAGAGCUUAUUCCUGAAGUUACCCCUCUGACAUCAAGAAUGGACAUAAGUUAACAAUGACGGGAGAAAAGAAGAAGAAGAAGCGGCUGAACCGCAGCAUUCUUCUGGCUAAGAAAAUUAUUAUAAAAGAUGGAGGCAGUGUGAGUAGCUAAAAUAUGUAGCUAUUUUUCUUCGUUAGCUAGGUACAUUGUUAUGUUUUGCAUAAUAUUGGUAACUAGCAUGAUAUUUUGUUUUGCUUACUUUGUCAAAUUUAGCUACCAGUUGUUUGCGGGCUGGGCCGUUUAACAUGUCGUCAGCUCACUAGUGUCUCAUGUCAAACGAGCAGCUGUUGGCUAGCUAACGUUAGCUAGGUGGGACAGGUUGUACUGUUAGAGGAAACAAGACACGGCGAGCUAGCAAGUCAGCAUUGAGCCACGCUUCAUCCGAGUUUGUUUUGUCUUUAGUUACUAUGUAUGUUUGACGUAAGAUUUAGAUCGUUUAUCAUUCUAAUUUUGCCUCAAGUGUAUGCGCUAACUAGCCAAGCUACUGUAGUAGUCAAACAAAGCAAAUCGAACACCUUUAACUCGAGGUGUUGUUGGCAAUGGUGUACAGUGUACAAAACAUUAGGGACACCUUACUAAUAUUGAGUUGCACCCUCUUUUGACCUUAGAACAGCCUCAAUUCGUCGGGGCAUGGACUACAAGGUGUCAGAAGCGUUCCAUAGGGAUGCUGCCCACGUUGACUCGAAUACUUCCCACGGUUGUGGCAAGUUGGCUAGAUGUCCUUUGGGUGGUGGACCAUUCUUGAUACACAUAGGAAACUGUUGAGUGUGAAAAACCCAGCAGUGUUGCAGUUCUUGAUACAAACCGGUGCACCUACCACCAUAAUCCAUUCUAAGACACUUAAAUAUUUUGUCUUGCCCAUUCACCCUCUGAAUGGCACACAUACACAAUGCAUGUCUCAAGGCUUAAAAAAUCAUUUAACCUGUCUCCCCCCUUCAUUUACACUGAUUGAAGUAGAUUUAACAGGUGACCUCCAUAAGGGAUCAUAGCUUUCACCUGGUCAGUCUGUCGUGGAAAGAGCAGGUGUUCCUAAUGUUUUGUAAACUCAGUGUGUAUGUUAACUUAAAGGAGAUGGUAUCCUACCGUCUGAUUGUUACCGUAGUGUGGAGAACUAUACUGAACAAAAAUAUAAAUGCAACAGUUUCAAAGAUUUUACUGAGUUACAGAUCAUAUAAGGAAAUCGGUCAAUUGAAAUAAAUAAAUUAGGCCCUAAACUAUGGAUUUCACAUGACUGGGAAUACAGAUAUGCAUCUGUUGGUCACAGAUACCUUAUCACGCUGAAACAUGAGGUGAUGGCGGCGGAUGAAUGGCACCACAGUGGGCCUCAGGAUCUCAUCACGGUAUCUCCGCAUUCAAAUUGCAUUCGCUAAAAUGCAAUUGUGUUCGUUAUCCGUAGUUUAUGCCUGCUCAUACCCUAACCCCAUCACCACCAUGGGGGCACUCUGUUCAGCACACGUAGUCUGCGUUUUGUGAGGUCGGUUGGAGGCGGCUUAUGGUAGAGAAAUGAGGAAAAAAUAAGAAACCCGCACACUGCUCUUGCUAGUAUCACACAGGAAACUGUUGAGCGUGAAAAACCCAGUAGCGUUGCAGUUCUUGACACACUCAAACCGGUGUGCCUGACCCCUACUACUCUCUGUUUUAAAGGCACUUAAAUGUCUUGCCCAUUCACCCUCUGAAUGACACGCAUACAGUUGAAGUCAGAAGUUUACAUACACUUAGGUCGGAGUCAUUAAAACUAGUUUUUCAACCACUCCACAAAUGUCUUGUUGACAAACCUAUAGUUUUGGCAAGUCUGUUAAGGACAUCUACAAACGUAUCUAUAUCCACAGUAAAACGAGUCCUUUAUCGACAUAACCUGAAAGGCCGCUCAGCAAGGAAGAAGCCACUGCUCCAAAACCGCCAUAUAAAAGCCAGACUACGGUUUGCAACUGCACAUGGGGACAAAGAUUGUACUUUUUGGAGAAAUGUCCUCUGGUCUGAUGAAACGAAAAAUAGAAUUGUUUGGCCGUAAUGAACAUUGUUAUGUUUGGAGGAAAAAGGGGGGCCUUGCUGCCACCCCCGUGCUUCACGGUUGAGAUGAUGUUCUUCGGCUUGCAUCAUGCUGUGGGGGUGCUUUGCUGCAGGAGGGACUGGUGCACUUCACAAAACAGAUGGCAUCAUGAGGAAGGAAAAUUAUGUGGAUAUAUUGAAGCAACAUCUCAAGACAUCAGUCAGGAAGUUAAAGCUUGGUCGCAAAUGGGUCUUCCAAAUGGACAAUGACCCCAAGCAUACUUCCAAAGUUGUUGGAAAAUGGCUUAAGGACAACAAAGUCAAGGUAUUGGAGUGGCCAUCACAAAGCCCUGACCUCAAUCCUAUAGAAAAUGUGUGGGCAGAACUGAAAAAGCGUGUGUGAGCAAGGAGGCCUACAAACCUGACCAGUUACACCAGCUCUGUCAGGAGGAAUGGGCCAAAAUUCACCCAACUUAUUGUGGGAAGCUUGUGGAAGGCUACCUGAAACGUUUGACCCAAGUUAAACAAUUUAAAGGCAAUGCUACCAAAUACUAAUUGAGUGUAUGUAAACUUCUGACCCACUGGGAAUGUGGGAGAAAUGUUGUCAGUAGUUUAUAGAAUAAAACAAAAAUGUUAUUUUUACUAUAAAUAGUAAAACGAGAGAAACUGAUACUUUUUCCGCAGCUGUAUACACACACACACACACACAAGAUGACUGACAGGACUCGCUGUUUUGACAUUUCACAUUCUUAAAAUAAAGUGGUGAUCCUAACUGACCUAAGACAGGGAAUUUUUACUAAGAUUAAAUGUCAGGAAUUGUGAAAAACUGAGAUGAAAUGUAUUUGGCUAAGGUGUACGUAAACUUCCGACUUCAACUGUACACAUUCCAUGUCUCAAGGCUUAAAAAUCCUAAUUGAACCUGUCCCCCCCCCCCCCCCCCCUUCAUCUACACUGAUUGAAGUGGAUUUAACCAAUGAUAUCAAUAAGGGAUCAUAGCUUUCCCCUGGUCAGUCUGUCAUGGAAAGAGCAGGUGUUCCUAAUGGUUUGUACACUCGGUGUAGAUAAACAUUGGAUUGGUGAUGCUAUGUAUUGGCCAAUGAGAGGCUUUGAAGCUAUAGGUCGGCCAUAUUGGCACUCCCCAGUAGGAGACCUCCAUAGGAAUGAAUGGAAUUCUAUAGUAUUUCAAUUAAAAAAAAAUUAAAACAACUAAUUAACCGACGUCGGUUCAGCAUUUAGUUCGUUUUUUUUUUCUCCCGUUUUUCUGUGCGCUCAUCAAAUUUUUUUAUUUGUAUGUUUAGCUCACAUAAUAUAAUUUUGAAGUAUGCAUUAAGGUGUCUGUAAUAGAAUAAAUGUUGCAAAAAAAAGUCAUUAAAUGCAAUUUCUAUAGCUUCCAAAAUAUCUUUUUACAGUGGCGGGGGAGUGGCAAGAUGGAGGCACGGUGGCUUCAAAACAGCGAGCCCUGUCAGUCAUCUCGUGUGUAUGUGUGUGUAUACAGCUGCAGAAAAAAUUUAAUAAUAAUAAUAAUAUGCCAUUUAGCAGACGCUUUUAUCCAAAGCGACUUACAGUCAUGCGUGCAUACAUUUUUGUGUAUGGGUGGUCCCGGGGAUCGAACCCACUACCUUGGCGUUACAAGCGCCGUGCUCUACCAGCUGAGCUACAGAGGACCAUUCGUUUCACUAUUUAUAGUAAAAAUAACAUUUUUGUUUUAUUCUAUAAACUGCUGACAAUAUUUCUCCCAUAUUCCAAAUUAAAAUAUUGUCAUUUAGAGCCUUUAUUUGCAGAAAAUGACAACUGGUCAAAUAACAAAAAGAUGCAGUGUUGUCAGACCUCGAAUAAUGCAAAGAAAGUUCAUGUGCAUUUUUAAACAACACAAUACUAAUGUUUUAACUAAGGAAAAUCAAUAUUUGGUGGAAUAACCCUGGUUUUCAAUCACAGCUUUCAUGCGUCUUGGCAUGCUCUCCACCAGUCUUUCACAUUGAUGUUGGGUGACUUUAUGCCACUCCUGGCGCAAAAUUUCAAGCAGCUCGGCUUUGUUUGAUGACUUGUGACCAUCCAUCUUCCUCUUGAUCACAUUCCAGAAGUUUUCAAUGGGGUUCAGGUCUGGAGAUUGGGCUGGCCAUGACAGGGUCUUGAUCUGGUGGUCCUCCAUCCACACCUUGAUUGACCUGGCUGUGUGGCAUGGCGCAUUGUCCUGCUGGAAAAACCAAUCCUCAGAGUUGGGGAACAAUGUCAGAGCAAAAGGAAGCAAGUUUUCUUCCAGGACAACCUUGUACGUAGCUUGAUUCAUGCGUCCUUCACAAAGACAAAUCUGCCCGAUUCCAGCCUUGCUGAAGCACCCCCAAAUCACCAUCAAUCCUCCACCAAAUUUCCACAGUGGGUGCGAGACACUGUGGCUUGUAGGCCUCUCCAGGUCUCCGUCUAACCUUUAGACGACCAGGUGUUGGGCAAAGCUGAAAAUUGGACUCAUCAGAGAAGAUGACCUUACUCCAGUCCUCUACGGUCCAAUCCUUAUGGUCUUUCGCAAACCUCAGCCUGGCUCUUCUUUGCUUCUCAUUGAUGAAGGGCUUUUUUCUAGCUUUGCAUGACUUCAGCCCUGCCCCUAGGAGCCUGUUUUCGAACCGUCCUCGCCGUGCACUUCACCCCAGCUGCCGUUUGCCAUUCUUUUUGUAGGUCACUUGAUGUCAUCCUACGGUUGUUGAGUGACAUUUGAAUGAGUUGGCGGUCAUUCCGGUCAGUAGAGUCGUUUUUUCGCCCUCUGCCGGUCUGUAGCUUUGUUGUCCCCAAUGUCUGCUGCUUGACCUUGUUCUUAUGAACUGCUGUCUUUGACAUUUUAAGGAUGGAAGCAACCUGAUGCUCACUGUAUCCCUCUGCCAGAAUUGAACCCUUCUUUUCCUCACUCAAAACUUUCCUUUUCAACUCUUUUGGCAUGGUCAAUAGUUAUUUUUUGAUUAAUAUUACCUUUGAGGUAUUAUUAGCACUAUUUUUGCCAUCCAGCUGGUCCUAUUGCAAGAGGAUAGUGAUGACCACAGCAGUGGUUUUGAUACUUUUCCAUGUUAAAUAAGAUUAUGUUUCGGUGAUCACCUAAUCAGUACCUAAUUCAGUAGAAUGAGGUGUGCCUGUGUUGGAAUUCAACAGACAUUGGAAUGGCUGUCAUACAUGUAGAGAUGCUGAUUUAAGAAACAUUUGCAGUGGUCUCUUAAUUUUUUCCACAGCUAUGUAUGUGUAUGUGUAUGUAUAUAUAUAUUUUAGAUUCUUCAAAUAGCCACCCUUUGCCUUGAUGACAGCUUUGCACAAUCUUGGCAUUCUCAACCAGCUUCACCUGGAAUGCUUUUCCAACAGUCUUGAAGGAGUUCCUCACAUAUGCUGAGCACUUGUUGGCUGCUUUUCCUUCACUCUGCCGUCCGACUCAUCCCAAACCAUCUCAAUUGGGUUGAGGUCGGGGGAUUGUGGAGACCAGGUCAUCUGAUGCAGCACUCCAUCACUCUCCUUCUUGGUCAAAUAGCCCUUAUGCAGCCUGGAGGGGUGUUGGGUCAUUGUCCUGUUGAAAAACAAAUGAUAGUCCCACUAAGCCCAAACCAGAUGGGAUGGCGUAUCGCUGCAGAAUGCUGUGGUAGCCAUGCUGGUUAAGUGUGCCUUGAAUUCUAAAUAAAUCACUGACAGUGUCACCAGCAAGCAUCCCCACACCAUAACACCUCCUCCACCAUGCUUUACAAUGGGAAAUACACAUGCAGGGAUCAUCUGUUCACCCACACCGCGUCUCACAAUGCCACGGCGGUUGGAACCAAAAAUCUCCAAUUUGGACUCCAGACAAAAGGAUACAUUUCUACCGGUCUAAUGUCCAUUGCUCGUGUUUCUUGGCCCAAUCAAGUCUCUUCUUCUUCUUGGUGUCCUUUAGUAGUGGUUUCUUUGCAGCAAUUCGACCAUGAAGGCCUGAUUCACUGUCUCCUCUGAACAGUUGAUGUUGAGAUGUGUCUGUUACUUGAACUCUGUGAAGCAUUUAUUUGGGCUGCAAUUUCUGAGACUGGUAACUCUAAUGAACUUAUCCUCUGCAGCAGAGGUAACUCUGGGUCUUCCAUUCCUGUGGCAGUCCUCAGGCGACUGCACCUGAUGAAACUUUCAAAUUUCUUGAAAUGUUCCGUAUUUACUGACCUUCAUGUCUUACAGUAAUGUUGUUUUUCUUUGCUUAUUUGAGCUGUUCUUGCCAUAAUAUGGACUUGGUCUUUUACCAAAUAGGGCUAUCUUCUGUAUACCCCCCCUACCUUGUUACAACACAACUGAUUGGCUCAAAUGCAUUAAGAAGGAAAUCAAUUUCACAAAAAAUAAUUUAAGAAGGUACACCUGUUAAUUGAAAUGCAUUCCAGGUGACUACCCUCAUGAAGCUGGUUGAGAGAAUGCCAAGAGUGUGCAAAGCUGUCAUCAAGGAAAAGAGUGGCUACUUUGAAGAAUCUCAAUUAUAAAAUAUAUUUUGAAUUUAGCACUUUUUUUGGGGUUACUACAUGAUUCCAUAUGUAUUAUUUGAUAGUUUUGAUGUCUUCACUAUUAUUCUACAAUGUAGAAAAUAGUAAAAAAAUAAAGAAAAACCCUUGAAUGAGUAGGUGUGUCCAAACCUUUGACUGGCACUUUAUAUAUAUUUUGUUGGGUGUGUUGCUUUCCUAGUUAGCUAGCUGAAGCAUGAGGUUGAUACAAUGUCUGUAGAGAUGAUGGCUAUAAAAUGCAUGUUUUUAAAUGUAAUCUGAAAGGACUAUCAAACUUCAUGUAUUGUCGGUUAAUGUGACUUUGUCAGUUCACAGUACAUCAAACAAAAAGGCAUCUAGCUAGGUAGCUAGCCGAAUAUGCUGUGAGUUUGCUUGGUUUUGUCAGUUUGGUGCCUUCAAUUCAAGCUUCAAUAAUAAGCAAAAGGUCACUGAUCUUGAUUGAGUUACGUGGUCCAUUGGACAACGAGAUCUCACGAGAACCAUAUCUUCUCAACAAUAAUUAUUUGUCAUACACUUGACAAUCCUGUGCUGCAGACUAGCUUGGUUGGACGCAGUCCCAAUGAGACGAGCUGUACUUGACAUUGCAUUGCAUGAUUUGGGGUCUUGACUGAACCAACCACUGUCUGUAGAGUGGACCAAUCUUUACAGCCACAUGCUUUCCCACUCUAUCGUCAAUAGCCUGUUACGUCUCUGGAAGUGUCCUGCGAUUCCUCCCACGCAUUUAAAAGGAUUGGAUUGGUGUUCGCAUGGGUAGAGCUGUUCCGCAAUUCCCCGUCUUUAGUUUGUCAAUCCCAAACAGAAGUCCUGGGAAGGGUCCCUCGCUAUACUCUGCACCUGUUGCAGUUUGGUGGACGUUCACACUUCUUUUGAAAUGUUUGUUGUCCGUUAGCUAUUUAAAUGAAAGUGUGUUGGAUGUGCAUACACCAUUUUGGAAUUGUAUGUCUGUCAGCUAACUGUUGUCGUCUUUUCUCAUCCUCCCUCUCCCUCCUUUUUCUCUUAUCUCUCUCUUUUCUGCUCCUCCUCUCUCCAUCUCUCCGUUCCGUAGCCCCACCAGGGGAUGGGUGAGCCCAGCGUCUACCAUGCUGUGGUGGUGAUCUUCCUGGAGUUCUUUGCCUGGGGUCUGCUCACCACGCCCAUGCUCACGGUAGGUUAACCCCCUGAGCCCACGGUCACGUCCCGAGAGUGCACUACCUUUUGACCAGGGCCCAUGGGGCUUACUCAGUGAUAGGUACAACACAUAGGACUGCUCACAGCUGAGCCCACCUGCUCACCACCCCCAUGCCCACAGUAGGUACUCUAGAUGGGUAAACCACCCCACAGCUGAGCCCACCUGCUCCCCUCAAAUAUGGAGCUUACCUAGGACUACAUUACAUACAGUAGGGAUACAACCCAUGCCUAUGGUAGCCCAACCCACCACCACACCUAAGCCCACCUACAGGGAACAGGAACACAACACGUAGUGAUACACACCACGCCCACAGUAGGUACUGUGGGUAGUUAUACAACGGGGUGGGUCUAAUCCUGGAAGCUGAUUGGUUUCAAACCGUGUUCUAGCCGGUGUCUGUUCCACAAGUUACCAACGGCUAAAGCUAUGGCGUCUCGGGCCUAACAACGCCCAUGCCAAUAUAUCCUCCAAACACCGGCUUCUCUGGCAUUAUCACAGAAGUAAACCACCACCUGAUCCCCAACUGCUCCCCUCCACUAUAAAACACACGGUUAGUGGUUACUUAGGGAUACAUACAGUUGGGAUAUACAAUGCAUGCUCAUGAGCUUCCUUAGGGAUACAGGACAUGCAUUACAGUAGGGAGACAACACAUGCCCACGCUAGCCUAAACCGCCACCACACCUGAGUCCAUCCACCUGUUCCGCUCUAGUGUGGAACACCAAGCUUCCUUCGGGCUACAGAACAUACAGUAGGGAAUAGGCUACACACAAUGCAUGCAGUACGCUUAGUGCCCUGAGUCGUUCCCCACCACCACCACUAAACACUGAGCCUACCCUGUUCCCCACCACCACUAAACACUGAGCCAACCCUGUUCCCCACCACCCCUGUUCCCCACCACCACUAAACACUGAGCCACCCCCGUUCCCCACCACCCCCGUACCCCACCACCACUAAAGACUGAGCCACCCCAGUUCCCCACCACCCCCGUUCCCCACCACCACCACUAAACACUGAGCCAACCCUGUUCCCCACCACCACUAAACACUGAGCCAACCCCGUUCCCCACCACCACUAAACACUGAGCCACCCCCGUUCCCCACCACCACCACUAAACACUGAACCAACCCUGUUCUCCACCACCACUAAACACUGAGCCAACCCCGUUCCCCACCACCACUAAACACUGAGCCAACCCCGUUCCCCACCACCACUAAACACUGAGCCAACCCCGUUCCCCACCACCACUAAACACUGAGCCAACCCCGUUCCACACCACCACUAAACACAACAAGCUCAUUAUAAGUCGCUCUGGAUAAGAGUGUCUGCUAAAUGACCAAAAUGAUAAGAGCCCCCUUCCCCCAAAAGGACCGGACUGUAUAAAGCAUUCAUAAUGACUGUUUUAUAUUGCAUUCAUACCUCCCACCCAUUCCUAAUUUGUUCCAACCCCUACCAGACAACCAGGGAGUGACAUUUCCCCACAAACAGCUGCACUAACGGCUAUGAAUAAUUGAAUUGAUAAUGAAAUGUUGAGCAAGCCUGAUGACGCAACCUGUUGUGUGGAUGAGAGGCUCUGUGUCGGUAGGAACUAAUGGACUGAAUAUGUAAAGGGACAUCAAACAGUGUAUUAUUUGAACGAGGUCCCUUUCACUUUUGAAAGGGCUUAUCAGAGAGCGAGGGGGAGAGAGAAGUUCAGCGCAAGGUUGUUGUUAGACUAUAGGGUUCAGUCCCAAAUGGCACCCUAUUCCCUAUGUAGUGCACUACAUUUGAGAAGGGCCAAUAGAUCUCUGGUCAAAAGUAGUGCACUAUAUAUAGGGAAUAGGGUACCAUUUGGGACUGGCCCUAGAUAUUGUAGACACAGGCAGAUGUAAACAUGACUCCCCUCAAUGGAAGAACUAAUCAUAUCAGACAAACUAUAUACAAUGAACAAAAAUAUCAACGCAACAUGUAACAAUUUAAAAAUAUUUUAUUGAGUUGCAGUUCAUAUAAGGAAAUCAGUCAAUUGAAAUAAAUUCAUUUGGCCCUAAUCUAUGGAUUUCACAUGACUGGGAAUACAGGUAUGCAUCAGUUGGUCACUGAUACCUUAAAAACCACCGUUUGCCUCAAGUAACGCGACACAUCUCCUUUGCAUAGAGUUGUUCAGGCUGUUUAUUGUGGUCUGUGGAAUGUUGUCCCACUCCCCAUCAAUGGCUGUGCGAAGUUGCUGGAUAUUGACGGGAACUGGAACACGCUCCAGAGCAUCCCAAACAUGCUCAACGGGUGACAUGUCUGGUGAGUAUGCGGGCCAUGGAAGAACUGGGACAUUUUCAGCUUGCAGGAAUAGUGUACCGAUCCUUGCGACAUGAGGCCGUACAUUAUCAUGCUGAAACAUGAGGUGAUGGCGGUGGAUGAAUGGCAUGACUAUGGGCCUCAGGAUCUCGUCACGGUAUCUCUGUGCAUUGAAAUUGAUAAAAAUAAAUUGUGUUCAUUGUCCGUAGCUUAUGCCUGCCCAUACCAUAACCCUACCGCCACCAAGGGGCACUCUGUUCACAACGUUGACAUCAGCAAACCACUCGCCCACACAACGCCAUACACGCUAUCUGCUAUCUGCCUGGUACAGUUGAAACCCGGGAUUAAUCCAUGUUUAGUUGAGACCAUGUCCUCCUGACCAAUACUCAGACUCUGGCUGUGUCAGAAAUGGCACACUAUUCCCUAUAUAGUACACUACCUUUGACCAUAUAUAGUGCACUACUUUUGACCAGGGCCCGUAGGGAAUAGGGUGGUGCCAUUUUGGGAUGCAACCCUAGUAAUUGUUUGUUCUCUCAGGCCUGUCUGACUCUGAACAUGCAACAGGGUCACGUUCCUACUGGUGUCAUUGACCCCCUCCCUCACUUGUUCUCAAGCUGUGCCCCCCCCCAUCUCAAAUACUGUAGACUUUAAACUGUAGAUUUAGGCCUGUAUUUGGACUGUAUUUUGUAUUUCAUGCCUGACCUCUGUUUGUGAAUUUGAGGGAAAUUAUCCAAUCUGCCUGCUUGCCUCAGUGUGUUUCGGUGACCUUCCUAGACCUCCUUCAGUUAACAAUGAAACAAAACGUUGUACUUUAAAAGAUACCUAACUUUACACAGUGUGCUGGUGUCCCUUCAACCUUUCUACCUCCGUUUAGUUUCUAUGACCUAACUAACCAUAUUUGUUUCUCUCAGUAUCUCAGACGCAGAAAGGUCACUGUCAAACAACGAAGUGGAUAUUGUGUGAAGGGUAUUUUCCUGUGCUAUAGUGUGACUAACUGUUGACUAAGUGAUCGUUUUAAAUUGUUGUCAUUUAGCAGACUCUCUUAUCCAGAGCGAUUUAUAGUUAGUGCAUUCAUUCUUUUUUUGUUAUUUUGUUUAUAUUUAGUUGUUGUUGUUGUUGUUGUUGUUUGGGGGGGGGGGGGGGUAACUGAAGUUACUGUAGUCAAGACCAGUCACCGUAGGUCACAAGUCUGUUACGCUGUACUUAAACAGGCACAGCAGUUUAUUUUUGUGUUCUCUUUAUAUUGAAGUGGAUAUUGUGUAAGUGAAUGCAUGGGUACUUCCCUCUGCUUUAGUUUGACUAACACUGAAGUGUAAACCAGUCACUGUACGGAGUAGGUCUGCUCACUGUAUGGACACAACAGUUGAGGUGUUAUCUGUGUUUGUUUCCCCAGGUCUUACAUCAAACAUUCCCUCAACACACGUUCCUGAUGAAUGGCCUUAUUCACGGUGUCAAGGUAAGAUAACGCCAGAUAACAGCGGCCUAGCCUGUUGCGCCAGGGUUUAGCCUAUAGCUUGGACACUCAGUCGUUUUAGAUUUUUUUUUUUUUUAAAUCAGUCUGUCACUGCCGGGGGGGAGGCGUGUUUUAUUUAACCACUGUUAGCUGCACUAGUGCAUGAUGUGGCCUGAACUCACCAUGUUCCAUUUGAAUCUCAGGUUGUCUGUGUAGUGGGGUGUGUAGGUGCUGUUCAUCUCAGGUUGUCUGUGUAGUGGGGUGUGUAGGUGCUGUUCAUCUCAGGUUGUCUGUGUAGUGGGGUGUGUAGGUGCUGUUCAUCUCAGGUUGUCUGUGUAGUGGGGUGUGUAGGUGCUGUUCGUCUCAGGUUGUCUGUGUAGUGGGGUGUGUAGGUGCUGUUCAUCUCAGGUUGUCUGUGUAGUGGGGUGUGUAGGUGCUGUUCAUCUCAGGUUGUCUGUGUAGUGGGGUGUGUAGGUGCUGUUCAUCUCAGGUUGUCUGUGUAGUGGGGUGUGUAGGUGCUGUUCAUCUCAGGUUGUCUGUGUAGUGGGGUGUGUAGGUGCUGUUCAUCUCAGGUUGUCUGUGUAGUGGGGUGUGUAGGUGCUGUUCAUCUCAGGUUGUCUGUGUAGUGGGGUGUGUAGGUGCUGUUCAUCUCAGGUUGUCUGUGUAGUGGGGUGUGUAGGUGCUGUUCAUCUCAGGUUGUCUGUGUAGUGGGGUGUGUAGGUGCUGUUCAUCUCAGGUUGUCUGUGUAGUGGGGUGUGUAGGUGCUGUUCAUCUCAGGUUGUCUGUGUAGUGGGGUGUGUAGGUGCUGUUCAUCUCAGGUUGUCUGUGUAGUGGGGUGUGUAGGUGCUGUUCAUCUCAGGUUGUAGCUGUUCAAGGUUGUAGAUGUUGAAGGUGGGGAGUGUGCAUGUCUAGUAGAGGAGGUUGCAUCAUGGGAAAGCAUGGACUAUUAGACCAGAGCCACAUGCAGUCCAUGUUAGUUAACUGUUAGUUACUCAUUAGCUCAGUGCACAGAUCACCAAGGUCUCAUUCCUCUCUGUCUGUCUCUUUCUCUCUGUCGCUCGCUCGCUCCCUCCCCUCAGGGUAUUUUGUCGUUCCUGAGUGCUCCUCUGAUUGGUGCGCUAUCAGACGUAUGGGGGAGGAAGUCCUUCCUGCUGCUAACAGUCUUCUUCACCUGCGCCCCCAUCCCCCUGAUGAAGAUCAGCCCAUGGUGAGAACACACACACACUCUACUUACUACAUCACUAAUACAUCUAUCUCUAUGGGCUGUGAUUGUGCAUAGCCAGAUUAAUAAAAAGCAUGGUCAACUUCCAAGUGUGCGGAGACAUGAAGGUGUUUUUAAAGAUGCACUGUGCAGAAAUCGCAUAGCCAUUUCCUGGUUGCUACAAUUGUAAUAGUUCUCCUAAUUUCAGUUUGUGACAAAAACAAGCGAGUAUAGUGUGGGGCCUUCAAACUCUGCUCUGGACCUCCAAGCCAGUUCCACUGUAUGUUUUCAUUGUUCCCCUUCUAAUCAGGGAUUGAUUUAGACCAGGGACACCAGGUGUGUGCAAUUCAUUAUCAGGUAGAACAGAAAACCAGCAGCCUCCGGACCUCGUAGGGUAAUAGUUGAGUACCCCUGGUGAGAAUCAUUGUACCAUCUAAACCGCUGUGAAAUAUAUUUUCCAUAACCAAAGAUAUUGUAUUUUCAGUUGUUUUGAAGCUGGUGUACAAAACUGAAAGUAAAAGACGCAAAAACUAAACUUAACAACGGGAAGCAUAGAAAUAGCGCACAUAGAACAGAUCUACCACUUCUUAGAAUUGCUUUCGAUGCGAAUGACAGAUCUAUAACACACAUUUCUGUGUGAAUUUGGGUGUGUCGCCCAAAAAGUUACAUAUUGCAGCUUUAAGUUCAGGAGUAGAAUAUGCAACUGGCCCCAUAUCUCUGCAGCUGGCCCCAUAUCUCUGCAGCUGGCCCCAUAUCUCUGCAGCUGGCCCCAUAUCUCUGUCAGUUUCCCCGUGGUUCAACAGGACCUUCACUGUAGUGGUAUCCACAGUCACAAUAGAGAGCUAUACAGACUUGCUAACAUACCACCUCACUCAUCUCUUCUGCUCCCUCCGUUCUCCUUCCCGUUCUUUCUCCUCUCUCCUCCUCUCUUCAGGUGGUACUUUGCGGUCAUUUCCAUGUCCGGUGUGUUUGCCGUCACCUUCUCUGUGAUCUUUGCGUAUGUGGCAGACAUCACGGCAGAACACGAUAGGAGCACAGCCUAUGGUUUGGUGAGGAGGGACACUGAAUAACAACCUAUAUGGACAUCCUAUCAGUGUUGUUUUAGCUGUUAUAUAUAUAUAUAUAUAUAUUCUUCCUCUCCUUUGUCCCCCCCCCCCCCCCCCCCCUUCAGGUGUCCGCUACCUUUGCAGCCAGCUUGGUGACGAGCCCGGCCAUUGGAGCGUACCUGUCGGUGACUUACGGUGACACCCUGGUAGUGAUCCUGGCUACGGCCAUCGCCCUGCUGGACAUAAUUUUCAUCCUGGUGGUCGUCCCCGAGUCACUGCCCGAGAAGAUGAGACCGGCCUCCUGGGGAGCACCCAUCUCCUGGGAGCAGGCUGACCCCUUCGCUGUGAGUACUGUAGUACUAUAUACUAAUAUAUUAUAGUACUAUACUACCUCCUGGGAGCAGGCUGACCCCUUCGCUGUGAGUACUCUAGUACUAUAUACUAAUAUAUUAUAGUACUAUACUACCUCCUGGGAGCAGGCUGACCCCUUCGCUGUGAGUACUGUAGUACAAUAUACUAAUAUAUUAUAGUACUAUACUAUACUACCUCCUGGGAGCAGGCUGACCCCUUCGCUGUGAGUACUGUAGUACUAUAUACUAAUAUAUUAUAGUACUAUACUACUCAUAGUAUAGUACUAGUAUAGUACUAUACGUGGUCCUCUGUAGCUCAGCUGGUAGAGCACGGCGCUUGUAACGCCAAGGUAGUGGGUUCGAUCCCCGGGACCACCCAUACACAAAAAUGUAUGCACGCAUGACUGUAAGUCGCUUUGGAUAAAAGCGUCUGCUAAAUGACUUAUUAUUAUUAUUAUUAUUAUUAUUAUUAUUAUUAUUACUACUACCUCCUGGGAGCAGGCUGACCCCAUCGCUGUGAGUACUGUAAUACUACAGUGAGGGGAAAAAGGUAUUUGAUCCCCUGCUGAUUUUGUACGUUUGCCCACUGACAAAGAAAUGAUCAGUCUAUAAUUUGAAUGGUAGGUUUAUUUGAACAGUGAGAGACAGAAUAACAACAACAAAAUCCAGAAAAACGCAUGUCAAAAAUGUUAACAAUUGAUUUGCAUUUUAAUGAGGGAAAUAAGUAUUUGACCCCUCUGCAAAACAUGACUUAGUACUUGGUGGCAAAAACCUUGUUGGCAAUCACAGAGGUCAGAUGUUUCUUGUAAUUGACCACCAGGUUUGCACACAUCUCAGGAGGGAUUUUGUCACACUCCUCUUUGCAGAUCUUCUCCAAGUCAUUAAGGUUUCGAGGCUGAUGUUUGGCAACUCGAACCUUCAGCUCCCUCCACAGAUUUUCUAUGGGAUUAAGGUCUGGAGACUGGCUAGGCCUCUUCUUGAGCCAUUCCUUUGUUGCCCUGGCCGUGUGUUUUGGGUCAUUGUCAUGCUGGAAUACCCAUCCAUGACCCAUUUUCAAUACCCUGGCUGAGGGAAGGAGGUUCUCACCCAAGAUUUGACGGUACAUGGUCCCAUCCAUCGUCCCUUUUCAUGUGGUGAAGUUGUCCUGUACCCUUAUCAGAAAAAUACCCCCAAAGCAUAAUGUUUCCACCUCCAUGUUUGACGGUGGGGAUGGUGUUCUUGGGGUCAUAGGCAGCCUCCAAACACGGCGAGUUGAGUUGAUGUCAAAGAGCUCCAUUUUGGUCUCAUCUGACCACAACACUUUCACCCAGUUCUCCUCUGAAUCAUUCAGAUGUUCAUUGGCAAACUUCAGACGGGCAUGUACAUGUGCUUUCUUGAGCAGGGGAACCUUGCGGGCGCUGCAGGAUUUCAGUCCUUCACGGCGUAGUGUGUUACCAAUUGUUUUCUUGGUGACUAUGGUCCCAGCUGCCUUGAGAUCACUGACAAGAUCCUCCCGUGUAGUUCUGGGCUGAUUCCUCACCGUUCUCAUGAUCAUUGCAACUCCACGAGGUGAGAUCUUGCAUGGAGCCCAAGGCCGAGGCAGAUUGACAGUUAUUUUGUGUUUCUUCCAUUUGCGAAUAAUCGCACCAACUGUUGUCACCUUCUCACCAAGCUGCUUGGCGAUGGUCUUGUAGCCCAUUCCAGCCUUGUGUAGGUCUACAAUCUUGUCCCUGACAUCCUUGGAGAGCUCUUUGGUCUUGGCCAUGGUGGAGAGUUUGGAAUCUGAUUGAUUGCUUCUGUGGACAGGUGUCUUUUAUACAGGUAACAAGCUGCGAUUAGGAGCACUCCCUUUAAGAGUGUGCUCCUAAUCUCAGCUCGUUACCUGUAUAAAAUACACCUGGGAGCCAGAAAUCUUUCUGAUUGAGAGGGGGUCAAAUACUUAUUUCCCUCAUUUAAAAUGCAAAUCAAUUUAUAACAUUUUUGACAUGCGCUUUUCUGGAUUUGGUUGUUGUUAUUCUGUCUCUCACUGAUCAUUUCUUUGUCAGUGGGCAAACGAACAAAAUCAGCAGGGGAUCAAAUACUUUUUUCCCUAACUGUAUAUACUAAUAUAUUAUAUAAUAAUGUACUAUACUACCUCCUGGGAGCAGGCUGACCCCCUUCGCUGUGAGUACUAUUCAUGGGUUGCAUUUCCGUCACUCGGAUUGCGUCGUUGCCAUUGUUAUCAACGUUCUACAGACGCCACAUUCAUAUUGAUGCUCAAAAGUAGAACUGGGGCUAAUGACUUUGAACCGGAUCUAUUGACUGUGUUGUCUAAAUUACACUGUAGGUUACUUUGGAUUAUGAUGAUAUUGAUAAAGCAGGCACACAUUUAGUAGGAAACAACUUUGCUAUCAUCAUGUUGUCUAAUUUACUUUAGACAGAUGGCAAUGUUGCAGUGGUGGAAAAAGAACCCAAUUGUCAUACUUGAGUAAAAGUAAAGAUGCCUUAAUAGAAAAUGACUCACGUAAAAGUGAGUCACCCAGUAAAAUACUAAAUGUAAUUGCUGAAAUAUACUUAAGUAUCAAAAGUAUAAAUCAUUUCAAAUUCCUUAUGUUAAGCAAACCAGACGGCACAAUUUUAUUUUUUAAUUUUUUAAUUUACAGAUGGCCAGGGACACACUCCAACAUUCAAACAUAAUUUACAAACAAAGCAUUUGUGUUUCGUGAGUUCUGCCAGAUCAGAGGCAGUAGGGAUGACCAGGGAUGUUCUCUUGAUUAGUGUGUGUGAAUUGGUCCAUUUUCCUGUCCUGUUAAGAAUUCAAAGUACUUUUGGGUGUCGGGGAAAAUGUAUGAAGUAAAAAGUACAUAAUAUUCUUUAGGAAUGUAGUACAGUAAAAGUUGUCAAAUAUAAAUAGUAAAGUACAGAUACCCCAAAAAAACUACUUCAGUAGUACUUUCAAGAAUUUUUACUUAAGUACUUUAAACCACUUCAAUGUUGUCAUUAGCUAGCAAAGUUUGUCAAAAAUAGCUAACAAUGCUAACGUUAGCUAUCUAAAAUCUCUCCUCAAUAUUAGCUAGAUAGCCAACGUUAUACUGCAUCUAAAGUCAAAUCAAAAUAAUGACAAAAGGUUUUCCUACUAAUUAUUUGCGUUCUUUAGAAUUAAGACCAAAUCUUCAUCAGUGCCUUAUGAGGAUGCAUUGAGUAGACUGCUCUGUUGGGCAUCAGUCCUAAAACGAACAUUCAAAACAAUAGACGCAACGUGCAACUAUGAAUACUGUAAUAAUUCUUAGGAACAGGACAAUCAAUCUGUGUUUAUGUGACAACAAAAUUCAUCUGAAUCUAAUGUGUUGUGUGUGUGUGUGUGUGUGUGUGUGUGUGUGUGUGUGUGUGUGUGUGUGUGUGUGUGUGUGUGUCCUCUCCAGUCCCUGCGGAAGGUGGGCCAGGAUUCCACGGUGCUUCUCAUCUGCAUCACGGUGUUCCUGUCUUACCUACCUGAGGCCGGACAAUACUCCAGUUUCUUUCUCUAUCUCAGACAGGUACUGACAACACCUAGCCUCACCCCCUACAGGGUUCUCCAACUGGUGGCCCGCAGGCCGAAUUUGGCCCGCGUGUGAUUUAAUUUAGCCCCACAGGUUUUCUGAGCAAUUUUUUAUUUGUUUUUAUUUUUUUAUUUUCUUUGAUCAGGGUUUACACAGACAACAAAACAAAGUGUACCACACAUAUGUAGUACAUGGAGUUUAGUAAAAAAUACAGUAAAAAAACAUAUUCGAAAAAAUUAGCAUUUGUAAAAUAAAAAGACAGCAGUAUCUUCUAUGUGGCAUUUAUGGCAGGCUUUCUACGUAUGACCAUAAUGGUGACCAGAUUUUCCAGAACUUUUCAGUCCUCGUACAGGUCAAAAGUGAGUUUUUUGGGGGGGGCUGUAUAAUAGUAGAAAGCUGAAAGCCACAUCCUCGCAGACAGUAUUUCAGGUGUGGACCUUCAAAAUAGACGAGUAUUAAACAGAUGUUCAAAAGAGUCGGGAUCAAAUAAAAUGUUAGUCAAAAUAAAGUAGUUAUACGUUCGGUGAAAGAGCAAAUUGUCUAAGAUCUUCUGAAUUUGUAAAUGAACCUCAUUCCAAAAUACGUGCAUAAAGGUGCCAGUAUCUUGUUGACAUUUGAAACAAAUUAAGGCAAACAGGUGUAAAGUAGGUUCUAUGAAAUAAUGAAACGUAGUUAUUGUAUGCUUAUAGAGGUGCAUUUGGGGUAGACCCUUUAACAGAUAGCAGUCCAGUCCUCAUCACCAAAUGCACUCCCAAUGUCUCUCUUCCAAAUAUACAGUGGGGAGGACAAGUAUUUGAUACACUGCCAAUUUUGCAGGUUUUCCUACUUACAAAGCAUUUAGAGGUCUGUAAUUUGUAUCAUAGGUACACUUCAACUGUGAGAGAUGGAAUCUAAAACAAAAAUCCAGAAAAUCCACUUGUAUAAUUUUUUAAGUAAUUAAUUUGCAUUUUAUUGCAUGACCUAAGUAUUGAUACAUCAGAAAAGCAGAACUUAAUAUUGUGGUACAGAAACCUUGUUUGCAAUUACAGAGAUCAUACAUUUCCUGUAGGUCUUGACCAGGUUUGCACACACUGCAGCAGGGAUUUUGGCCCACUCCUCCAUACAGACCUUCUCCAGAUCCUUCAGGUUUCGGGGCUGUCGCUGGGCAAUACGGACUUUCAGCUCCCUCCAAAGAUUUUCUAUUGGGUUCAGGUCUGGAGACUGGCUAGGCCACUCCAGGACCUUGAGAUGCUUCUUACGGAGCCACUCCUUAGUUGCCCUGGCUGUGUGUUUCGGGUCGUUGUCAUGCUGGAAGACCCAGCCAUGACCCAUCUUCAAUGCUCUUACUGAGGGAAGGAGGUUGUUGGCCAAGAUCUCGCGAUACAUGGCCCCAUCCAUCCUCCCCUCAAUACGGUGCAGUCAUCCUGUCCCCUUUGCAGAAAAGCAUCCCCAAAGAAUGAUGUUUCCAUCUCCAUGCUUCACGGUUGCGAUGGUGUUCUUGGGGUUGUACUCAUCCUUCUUCUUCCUCCAAACACGGCGAGUGGAGUUUAGACCAAAAAGCUAUAUUUUGUUCUCAUCAGACCACAUGGCCUUCUCCCAUUCCUCCUCUGGAUCAUCCAGAUGGUUAUUGGCAAACUUCAGACGGGCCUGGACAUGUGCUGGCUUGAGCAGGGGGACCUUGCGUGCACUGCAGGAUUUUAAUCCAUGACGGCGUAGUGUUACUAAUGGUUUUCUUUGAGACUGUGGUCCCAGCUCUCUUCAGGUCAUUGACCAGGUCCUGCCGUGUAGUUCUGGGCUGAUCCCUCACCUUCCUCAUGAUCAUUGAUGCCCCACGAGGUGAGAUCUUGCAUGGAGCCCCAGACCGAGGGUGAUUGACUGUCAUCUUGAACUUCUUCCAUUUUCUAAUAAUUGCGCCAACAGUUGUUGCCUUCUCACCAAGCUGCUUGCCUAUUGUCCUGUAGCCCAUCCAAGCCUUGUGCAGGUCUACAAUUGUAUCCCUGAUGUCCUUACACAGCUCUCUGGUCUUGGCCAUUGUGGAGAGGUUGGAGUCUGAGUGUGUGGACAGGUGUCUUUUAUACAGGUAACGAGUUCAAACAGGUGCAGUUAAUACAGGUAAUGAGUGGAGAACAGGAAAAACUAACAGGUCUGUGAGAGCUGGAAUUCUUACUGGUUGGUGGGUGAUCAAAUACUUGUCAUGCAAUAAAAUGCAAAAUAAUUACUUAAAAAUCAUACAAUGUGAUUUUCUGGAUUUUUGUUUUAGAUUCCGUAUCUCACAGUUGAAGUGUACCUAUGAUAAAAAUUACAGACCUCUACAUGCUUUGUAAGUAGGAAAACCUGCAGAAUCGGCAGUGUAUCAAAUACUUGUUCUCCCCACUGUAUCUCAAUGUGUCAGAUUAAACCCCUCCGAACAGUAGAAUUAAAAACAGUUUUUCCAACCACAGUAAUUUGAAAAUAUUGUUUAACCACUUUAUUCUGGCCCUCUACAAAAUGGGUGGGUGGGUGGGUGAAUGAAACAACAAUACAAAUGAAUUAUAUAUAUAUAUAUAUAUAUAUAUAUAUAUAUAUAUAUAUAUAUAUAUAUAUAUAUAUAUAUAUAUAUAUUUACAGCUGUCCUUACAUAUUUGUCCCUUAUUUGGGGGAAAGUCAGGAUUAAGAGUAAUCGGUGACCAGAGUGAUAUAUGGUGUGGAUUCUGCAAGUAUCUCCUUGCAUCUCUCCAAGCUAAGCGUGUAUUACAUGUUAUUAAAUGGUCAGAUGAGACCAGAAUUUUUUUUCACAAUUAUUAAUAAAUGGUAACGAACAUAAGGCACUUGGAAUGACAUUCUGUUGAUUCCAUCCCAACCCAAAGUGAGUCACAUCUGUCUAGGCACAAACACGUGCUUGAUGUGAGCAGGCCAAUGAUAUAGUAGAGCCCUCGCAAGUCCUUACGCUUAAUUAGUUUGUUCAAUUUGAUUCUAGGUUUCUUAUUGUUCCAGAAAUAUUUAGAGAUAAUGGCAUUCACAUAAAAAAAGUAUAAUAUAUAUAUUUAAGGACUGAUAGGUGACAGUGAAGACUUUGGAAUAAACAAUUUAAUUGAGGAAGGAUGUUAAUCUUGCCAAAAAGAGAGUUUGGUAAAACAGACCGGUUAGCCGGGUCCUGCUUAAUUUUUGUGAGCAAGGCACAUCAUUUGAGGAUAACAGCUCUUUUAAGGUAUGGUGUGGCAAACAGUGACCUCCAGAAGUAUUGGGACAGUGACAAUUUUGUUGUUGUUUUGGCUCUGUAGUCCAGCAAUUUGGAUUUGAAGUGAUACAAUGACUAUGAGGUUAAAAUGCAGACUGUCAGCUUUAAUUUGAGGGUAUUUUCAUCCAUAUCAGGUGAACCGUUUAGAAAUUACAGCACUUUUUGUACAUAGUCCCUUCAUUUUAGGGGACCAAAUGUAUUGGGACAAAUUCACUUAUGUGUAUUAAAGUAGUUAAAAGUGUAGUAUUUGGUCCCAUAUUCAUAGCACGCAAUGACUACAUCAGGCUUGUGACUCUACACAUUUGUUGGAUGCAGUUGCUGUUAUUUUUGGUUUUGUUUCAGAUUAUUUUGUGCCCAAUAUAGAAAUGAAUGGUAAAUAAUGUAUUGUGUCAUUUUGGAGUCACUUUUAUUGUAAAUAAGAAUAUCAUAUUUUUCUAAACACUUCUACAUGAAUGUGGAUGGUACCAUGAUUACGGUUAAUCCUGAAUGGAUCGUGAAUAAUGAUGAGUGCGAAAGGGUCAAUGAUCAUACCCCCAAGACAUGCUAACCCUCUCACCGUUACAAUUACAGGGGAGGUUAGCAUUUUUGCGGGGGUAUGAUAUUUGUGCGUCUAACUUUCUCACUCAUCAUUAUUCACGAUUUCAUUCAGGAUUAUCCGUAAUCAUGGUAACAGCCGCAUCAAACCAACCCCUAACCCCUAGCCUCAUCCCCUAUUUUGGUGGGUAGAUUCAGUGAUGCAUCAGCAAAUUUAUAGUGGAGUACAAAAAUAGUACAAUGUGGUCUGCUUCAUAUCUGUCUAUUCACUGAAGGCCUUCCAACGAACUCCCCACAAACUCCUUAGAAAGUGGCCAAGUAGGGCAACUGUUACAGUGUCGUCAACAUGGUCUAGUCUGUCCCUAGUUAACUACAGUUAGAGAACUAGUCAGCCAGCAGUGCUCAAAACUGCACCCAAAACACUCGCAUUUGCGGCCCUUUGACAUGGCAGUGUGACACCAGUUUUUUUUUUUUAUUGGUCGCUGGGUGCCAGUGAAAUAAAUGUAGCUGGUUCGAGUAAGUUUUUGUUCUUAAUUUGCUUCUUUUUUUUAUUAUCAAGAUUUAUUCAAACAGCAAUGGGUAUGCAAGCAAGGUAUUCAAAAAAGUUUGGUCCAAAGUCUUGGUUGAAUCAAUGCGAUUCUCAAUUCAGUCGUGCGCUGUUUGAAUGAACAUUUCUAAAGGCUUUCCCAAAAAACCUUCCCAUUUUAAAUGUUGACUGCAAAGUAGGCCUACCUGGCAGAAUUAUAUAAUGAGGAUUUGUAUCAAUCGGAUGGAAUUUGUUUAGCAAACUCUGCCAUCACAUGUAGCCUACAUUGUACAGUACAAAAACCAGUGUUAGCCAAACACAACAGUCUCUUGCUAGGUACACAAUUGAGUUAAAGGGCAACGACACCCUCUGUGUUGUAUUGUUCCCAGACCUGAAAGUAGUCUCCUGAUGUGGUUUAAGCAUUGUUGUGGACUUAGAGCAUCCAUUUGUUGUGAUUAUUUCUUUUGGGCUGGAAACCUGAAUAAUAUAGGACAACUCGGAAACCUGGAAAAAUAAAACGGUGAAAAAUUUACCGAAAGAUACAACUGAUUUUAUAGGGCCCUACAACUGGAGAGCGACUGUUCAAAAUCACUAACAAUAAAACCCUCUGAGAUUGCGCAAGGAUUUUAUUUUUUCCCCUCCAAACGAUCAAUGUAAAUAUGAUAUCGUCGUGUUAAAAUAUUAUUUUUGUAUUUAUUAAUGAGGCAGCAGCUACUCUUCCAGGGGUCCUGCAAUAUAAGGCAGUUAUAUACAAUUUAAAAUAUUACAUGACAUUAUAUUUCAUAACACUUUACCCAAAUACAUUUAGUGUGUUCCCUCAGUCCACUACUCCACUAUCACAUAUUUACAAUACAACAUCCGUGUGUACGUGUGUGUUUAGAGUGAGUGUCUAUAUGUAUGCGUGUGUGUCUAUUCACAGUCCCCGCUGUUCCACAAGGUGUUUUUUUGUGUAUGGAGCACAGGAGGCUGCUAAGAGGAGGACUGCUCAUAAUAAUGUCUGGAAUGGAGUGUUAUCGAACACAUUGAAACCACUUGUUUGAUACCAUUCAAUUUAUUCCGUUCCAGCCAUUACUAUGAGCCCGUCCUCCCCAAUUAAGGUGCCACCAGCCACCUGUUGUACAGAAGGUAGAUUAUUAUAGGCUGUAGGAUAAUUGCUCAGCCCGCAAAUUAAAGAUGACAUUUAAAUGAUGCGCGCAUCAUCCACUUUCCUGGGCCAGUAUUAUUUUCAUUCUGGCCAGUAGCUUUCAGUUGGCACUGGCCCAGAGUGCCCCUUUGCAAAUUUACCUGAAUGUCAAGCCCUGCAAGGGCAUGCAUAUUUAAAAGAUGGCUAGUCAUUAUUAGCCUGGUUCUGUAUGGAAUGCAGUUACAUUAUGGGAUACAGGUCAGGUCAAUAUCAUAUAAAAAUGUGUGCGCCCAAAGAAUGUGCUGGUGCCAUCAACUGAAAAAGUUUGUAGCACCAGUGCCACCAGUGGAAAACGUUAGUGUAGACCCCUGGGCCAGUCUAGCUCUCUGUUUGUGUCCCAAAUGGCACCCCAUUCCCUACAGAGUGUGCUACAUUUGACCAUAGUGCACUACUUUUGAACAGAACCCUAUGUAGGGAGUAUGGUGACAUUUUGGUACUCAACCACUGACUGACUGACAAAUAGAUCCACUACCAGUAAACACUGAAAAGGCCCUUGUGUUAUUCAAGGACAACAGUAGCUGUUAACGGAACACCAGCCACAGCGCCUCUGUGGUGUCUUCAAGGUUGUGAGGAGGAGUGUGAAGAAUGUGGAGAGAAUUCCUCCAGAGAGACUUCUCAUAUAAGUAUCUGUUGUGUUUGUCUGCUGAAUGUCUUGUGACAGUUGGAAUUCAAUUCUAGUCAUUGUUUGCAAACUAUUAUCACUGCCCACAGAAAUAUUUCUUACUGUGAAAACAGGAAGCAUCUCCCAGUGAGGGGAGUUUAGCCCUUUCCCUGAAUCCAAAAUCAACACUGCCUAGGAGGUAGGGUUUGAUGUGGGAUUCAGGGUCUGUGUAUAACCUCUGUGAGCCCUUUGUCUGUCUACCUUAACAUGUAUUUGAUCUACUCUAACGUGUACUGUAUAUGUACAUGACGUUCAGAAAGUAUUCACACCCCUUGACAUAUUCCACAUUUUGUGUUACAGCCUGAUUUUUUAAAUCUAUUAAAUUGAGAUUUAGUGUCACUGGCUUACACAUAAUACCCCAUGAUGUCAAAGUGGAGUUAUGUUUUUAGAAAUUUUUACAAAUUAAUUAAAAAUGUCAAGCUGAAACAUCUUGAGUCAAUACGUAUCCAUCCCCUUUGUUAUGGCAAGCCUAAAUAAGUUCAGAAGUAAAAAAUGUGAUUAACAAGUCUCACAGGUUGCAUAGACUCAGUCUGUGUGCAAUAAUAGUGUUUAUCAUGAUUUUUGAAUGACUACCUCAUCACUGUGCCCCACAUAUACAAUAAGGUCCCUCAGUUGAGCAGUGAAUUUCAACACAGAUUCAAUCACAAUGACCAGGUCCCUCCCCCCAGGUGCCUCCUCCCCCCAUGUGCCCUCCUCCCCCCAGUUCCUCCUCUAACCUGUCUCCUCCCCCAGGUGAAUCCCCCCCCAGGUGUCUCCUCCCCCAGGUGCCUCCUCUAACUGUCUCCUCCCCCAGGUGCCUCCCUCUAAACUGUCUCCUCCCCCAGGUGCCUCCUCCCCAGGUGCCCCCCCCAGGUGUCUCCUCCCCCAGGCCUCUCUAACCUUCUCCUCCCCCCAGGUGCCUCCUCUAACCUGUCUCCUCCCCCAGUGUCUCCUCCCCCCGGUGUCUCUCCCCCCUCUCUAUUGGUCUCUCUCCCCCCAGGUGUCCUCCUCCCCCCAGGUGUCUCCUCCUCCUCUAACCUGUCUCCUCCCCCCAGGUGUAACUGUCUCCUCCCCCCAGGUCUAUCCUCCCCCCAGGUGCCUCCUCCCCCCAGGUGCCCUCCUCUAACCUGUCUCCUCCCCCCAGGUGACCUCACUUCUCCCCCCAGGUGCCUCCUCCUAACCUGUCUUCCUCCCCCCAGGUGACUCUCUUCCUCCCCCAGGUGCCGCCUCUAACCUGUCUCCUCCCCCCAGGUGACUCCUCCAUCCCCCCCAGGUGCCUCCUCUAACCUGUCUCCUCCCCCCAGGUGACUCCUCCCCCCAGGUGCCUCCUCUAACCUGUCUUCUCCCCCCAGGUGACUCCUCCCCCCAGGUGCCUCCUCUAACCUGUCUUCUCCCCCCAGGUGCCUCUCUUCCUCCCCAGGUGCCUCCUCUAACCUGUCUCCUCCCCCCAGGUGACCUCCCCGUCCCCCCCAGGUGCCCUCCUCUAACCUGUCUCCCCUACCCCCCCAGGUGCCUCCUCUAACCUGUUCUCCCCUCUCCCCCAGGUGCCCCUGCCUCCCCCCAGGUGCCUCCCUCCUAACCUGUCUCCUCCCCCCAGGUCCUCCCUCUACCAACCUGCUCCCCCAGGUCUCCCCCCCCAGGUGCCUCCUCUAACCUGUCUCCUCCCCCCAGGUGACUCCUCCCCCAGGUGCUCUCCUCUCCCCCCAGGUGUCUCCUCCCCCCAGGUGCCUCCUCUAACCUGUCUCCUCCCCCCAGGUGCCUCCUCUAACCUGUCUCCUCCCCCCAGGUGCCUCCUCCCCCCAGGUGUAACUGCCUCCCCCCCAGGUGCCUGCCUCUAACCUGUUUUCCUCCCCCAGGUGCCUCCUCUAACCUGUCUCCUCUCCCCCCAGGUGUCUCCUCCCCCCAGGUGUCUCCUCCCCCCAGGUGCCUCCUCUAACCUGUCUCCUCCCCCCAGGUGCCUCCUCUAACCUGUCUCCUCCCCCCAGGUGCCUCCUCCCCAGUGCUCCUCCCCCCAGGUGCCUCCUCUAACCUGUCUCUCCCCCCAGGUGUCCACUGCCUCCUCCCCCCAGGUGCUCCUCCCUGUCUCCUCCCCCCAGGUGCCCCCCUCCCCCUCCAGGUGCCUCCUCUAACCUGUCUCCUCCCCCCAGGUGCUCCUCCCCCCCCAGGUGCCUCCUCUAACCUGUCUCCUCCCCCCAGGUGCCUCCUCCCCCCAGGUGCCUCCUCUAACCUGUCUCUCCCCCGUCCCCCCAGGUGCCUCCUCUAACCUGUCUCUCCUCUCCUCCCCCAGGUGCCUCCUCUAACCUGUCUCCUCCCCCCCAGGUGCUCCUACCCUCCCAGGUGCUCCUCUCCUCCUCCCCAGGUGCCUCCUCUAACCUGUCUCCUCCCCCCAGGUGCCUCCUCUACCUGUCUCCUCCCCCCAGGUGCUCCUCUAACCUGUCUCCUCCCCCCAGGUGCCUCCUCUAACCUGUCUCCUCCCCCCAGGUGUCUCCUCCCCCCCAGGUGCCUCCUCUAACCUGUCUCUCCCCCCAGGUGCUCCUCCCCCCAGGUGCCUCCUCUACCCUGUCUCCUCCCCCCAGGUGCCUCCUCCCCCCAGGUGCCUCCUCUAACCUGUCUCCUCCCCCCAGGUGCCUCCUCCCCCCAGGUGCCUCCUCUAACCUGUCUUCUCCCCCCAGGUGCCUCCUCUAACCUGUCUUCUCCCCCCAGGUGCCUCCUCUAACCUGUCUUCUCCCCCCAGGUGCAAAGGUUCAGUUCAGAGACAGUAGCAGCCUUCAUAGCUGUGGUGGGAAUCCUCUCAAUUGUUGCUCAGGUUGGUGACUUUUGACACUUGUUGUGUUGUUUUUAUACUUUAGUAUAGAUAUUCUGCCUCGCAAUAGGUCCCAGAGCCAGAGUUGACAUAUAUGUAAUGAAUGACUGAUUGUUUGGUCGAUUGAUUGACUACCUGCUAUGUUCCCUUUGUCAGACGGUGGUUCUGGGGAUCCUGAUGCGCUCCAUAGGGAAUAAGAACACCAUCCUACUGGGCCUGGGCUUCCAGAUACUACAGCUGGCCUGGUACGGCUUCGGAUCUCAACCAUGGUCAGUACCAACUACCUACUACCAUCUAAUAUACUAACCCUAACCCUGGUACGGCUUCGGAUCUCAACCAUGGUCAGUACCAUCUAAUAUACUAACCCUGGUACGGCUUCGGAUCUCAACCAUGGUCAGUACCAACUACCUACUACCAUCUAAUAUACUAACCCUAACCCUGGUACGGCUUCGGAUCUCAACCAUGGUCAGUACCAACUACCUACUACCAUCUAAUAUACUAACCCUGGUACGGCUUCGGAUCUCAACCAUGGUCAGUACCAAAUACCUACUACCAUCUAAUAUACUAACCCUAACCCUGGUACGGCUUCGGAUCUCAACCAUGGUCAAUACUAACUACCUACUACCAUCUAAUAUACUAACCCUAACCCUGGUACGGCUUCGGAUCUCAACCAUGGUCAGUACCAACUACCUACUACCAUCUAAUAUACUAACCCUAACCCUGGUACGGCUUCGGAUCUCAACCAUGGUCAGUACCUACUACCAUCUAAUAUACUAACCCUGGUACGGCUUCGGAUCUCAACCAUGGUCAGUACCAACUACCUACUACCAUCUAAUAUACUAACCCUAACCCUGGUACGGCUUCAGAUCUCAACCAUGGUCAGUACCAUCUAAUAUACUAACCCUGGUACGGCUUCGGAUCUCAACCAUGGUCAGUACCAACUACCUACUACCAUCUAAUAUACUAACCCUAACCCUGGUACGGCUUCGGAUCUCAACCAUGGUCAGUACCAACUACCUACUACCAUCUAAUAUACUAACCCUAACCCUGGUACGGCUUCGGAUCUCAACCAUGGUCAGUACCAUCUAAUAUACUAACCCUGGUACGGCUUCGGAUCUCAACCAUGGUCAGUACCAACUACCUACUACCAUCUAAUAUACUAACCCUAACCCUGGUACGGCUUCAGAUCACAUCCAUGGUCAAUACUAACUACCUUUAAUAUACUAUCACUAACCCUGGCCUCCACCCUUACCCUAACAUACUGACCACACUAACCCUGGCCUCCACCCUUACCCUAACAUACUGACCACACUAACCCUGACCUCCACCCUUACCCUACCAUACUGACCACACUAACCCUGACCUCCACCCUGACCCUACCAUACUGACCACACUAACCCUGACCUCCACCCUGACCCUAACAUACUGACCACACUAACCCUGGCCUCCACCCUUACCCUAACAUACUGACCACACUAAACCUGACCUCCACCCUUACCCUAACAUACUGACCACACUAACCCUGACCUCCACCCUGACCCUAACAUACUGACCACACUAACCCUGACCUCCACCCUUACCCUAACAUACUGACCACACUAACCCUGACCUCCACCCUUACCCUACCAUACUGACCACACUAACCCUGACCUCCACCCUUACCCUACCAUACUGACCACACUAACCCUGACCUCCACCCUGACCCUAACAUACUGACCACACUAACCCUGACCUCCACCCUGACCCUACCAUACUGACCACACUAACCCUGACCUCCACCCUUUCCCUAACAUACUGACCACACUAACCCUGACCUCCACCCUUACCCUAACAUACUGACCACACUAACCCUGACCUCCACCCUUACCCUAACAUACUGACCACACUAACCCUGACCUCCACCCUUACCCUAACAUACUGACCACACUAACCCUGACCUCCACCCUGACCCUACCAUACUGACCACACUAACCCUGACCUCCACCCUGACCCUAACAUACUGACCACACUAACCCUGACCUCCACCCUGACCCUACCAUACUGACCACACUAACCCUGACCUCCACCCUUACCCUAACAUAAUGACCACACUAACCCUGACCUCCACCCUGACCCUACCAUACUGACCACACUAACCCUGACCUCCACCCUUACCCUAACAUACUGACCACACUAACCCUGACCUCCACCCUUACCCUAACAUACUGACCACACUAACCCUGACCUCCACCCUUACCCUACCAUACUGACCACACUAACCCUGACCUCCACCCUGACCCUACCAUACUGACCACACUAACCCUGACCUCCACCCUGACCCUAACAUACUGACCACACUAACCUGACCUCCACCCUUACCCUAACAUACUGACCACACUAACCCUGACCUCCACCUGACCCUACCAUACUGACCACACUAACCCUGACCUCCACCCUUACCCUACCAUACUGACCACACUAACCCUGACCUCCACCCUGACCCUAACAUACUGACCACACUAACCCUGACCUCCACCCUGACCCUAACAUACUGACCACACUAACCCUGACCUCCACCCUGACCCUACCAUACUGACCACACUAACCCUGACCUCCACCCUGACCCUACCAUACUGACCACACUAACCCUGACCUCCACCCUGACCCUAACAUACUGACCACACUAACCCUGACCUCCACCCUACCCUAACAUACUGACCACACUAACCCUGACCUCCACCCUGACCCUAACAUACUGACCACACUAACCCUGACCUCCACCCUUACCCUAACAUACUGACCACACUAACCCUGACCUCCACCCUUACCCUACCAUACUGACCCUUUAAGCACAACUUUUUGUGGAGCAGGGGGACUGAAGGGACAGGGUAGAGAAAGUAGUCCUGAUACAGUCCUGAUGCUCUGUGUUGUUAGUGGUUAGGCCCCGGGAGAGAAAGUAGUCCUGAUGCAGUCCUGAUGCUCUGUGUUGUUUGUGGUUAGGCCCCGGGAGAGAAAGUAGUCCUGAUGCAGUCCUGAUGCUCUGUGUUGUUGGUGGUUAGGCCCCGGGAGAGAAAGUAGUCCUGAUACAGUCCUGAUGCUCUGUGUUGUUAGUGGUUAGGCCCCGGGAGAGAAAGUAGUCCUGAUACAGUCCUGAUACUCUGUGUUGUUAGUGGUUAGGCCCCGGGAGAGAAAGUAGUCCUGAUACAGUCCUGAUGCUCUGUGUUGUUUGUGGUUAGGCCCCGGGAGAGAAAGUAGUCCUGAUGCAGUCCUGAUGCUCUGUGUUGUUAGUGGUUAGGCCCCGGGAGAGAAAGUAGUCCUGAUGCAGUCCUAAUGCUCUGUGUUGUUAGUGGUUAGGCCCCGGGAGAGAAAGUAGUCCUGAUGCAGUCCUGAUGCUCUGUGUUGUUAGUGGUUAGGCCCGGGAGAGAAAGUAGUCCUGAUACAGUCCUGAUGCUCUGUGUUGUUAGUGGUUAGGCCCCGGGAGAGAAAGUAGUCCUGAUGCAGUCCUGAUGCUCUGUGUUUGUGGUUAGGCCCCGGGAGAGAAAGUAGUCCUGAUGCAGUCCUGAUGCUCUGUGUUGUUGGUGGUUAGGCCCCGGGAGAGAAAGUAGUCCUGAUACAGUCCUGAUGCUCUGUGUUGUUAGUGGUUAGGCCCCGGGAGAGAAAGUAGUCCUGAUACAGUCCUGAUGCUCUGUGUUGUUAGUGGUUAGGCCCCGGGAGAGAAAGUAGUCCUGAUACAGUCCUAAUGCUCUGUGUUGUUAGUGGUUAGGCCCCGGGAGAGAAAGUAGUCCUGAUGCAGUCCUAAUGCUCUGUGUUGUUAGUGGUUAGGCCCCGGGAGAGAAAGUAGUCCUGAUGCAGUCCUGAUGCUCUGUGUUGUUAGUGGUUAGGCCCCGGGAGAGAAAGUAGUCCUGAUGCAGUCCUGAUGCUCUGUGUUGUUAGUGGUUAGGCCCCGGGAGAGAAAGUAGUCCUGAUGCAGUCCUGAUGCUCUGUGUUGUUAGUGGUUAGGCCCCGGGAGAGAAAGUAGUCCUGAUGCAGUCCUGAUGCUCUGAUGCUCUGUGUUGUUAGUGGUUAGGCCCCGGGAGAGAAAGUAGUCCUGAUGCAGUCCUGAUGCUCUGUGUUGUUAGUGGUUAGGCCCCGGGAGAGAAAGUAGUCCUGAUGCAGUCCUGAUGCUCUGAUUCUCUGUGUUGUUAGUGGUUAGGCCCCGGGAGAGAAAGUAGUCCUGAUGCAGUCCUGAUACUCUGUGUUGUUAGUGGUUAGGCCCCGGGAGAGAAAGUAGUCCUGAUGCAGUCCUAAUGCUCUGUGUUGUUAGUGGUUAGGCCCCGGGAGAGAAAGUAGUCCUGAUGCAGUCCUGAUGCUCUGAUGCUCUGUGUUGUUAGUGGUUAGGCCCCGGGAGAGAAAGUAGUCCUGAUGCAGUCCUGAUGCUCUGUGUUGUUAGUGGUUAGGCCCCGGGAGAGAAAGUAGUCCUGAUGCAGUCCUGAUGCUCUGAUUCUCUGUGUUGUUAGUUGUUAGGCCCCGGGAGAGAAAGUAGUCCUGAUACAGUCCUGAUGCUCUGUGUUGUUAGUGGUUAGGCCCCGGGAGAGAAAGUAGUCCUGAUACAGUCCUGAUGCUCUGUGUUGUUUGUGGUUAGGCCCCGGGAGAGAAAGUAGUCCUGAUGCAGUCCUGAUGCUCUGAUGCUCUGUGUUGUUAGUGGUUAGGCCCCGGGAGAGAAAGUAGUCCUGAUGCAGUCCUGAUGCUCUGUGUUAGUGGUUAGGCCCCGGGAGAGAAAGUAGUCCUGAUGCAGUCCUGAUGCUCUGAUUUUCUGUGUUGUUAGUGGUUAGGCCCCGGGAGAGAAAGUAGUCCUGAUACAGUCCUGAUGCUCUGUGUUGUUAGUGGUUAGGCCCCGGGAGAGAAAGUAGUCCUGAUACAGUCCUGAUGCUCUGUGUUGUUUGUGGUUAGGCCCCGGGAGAGAAAGUAGUCAUGAUGCAGUCCUAAUGCUCUGUGGUGUUAGUGGUUAGGCCCCGGGAGAGAAAGUAGUCCUGAUGCAGUCCUGAUACUCUGUGUUGUUAGUGGUUAGGCCCCGGGAGAGAAAGUAGUCCUGAUGCAGUCCUAAUGCUCUGUGUUGUUAGUGGUUAGGCCCCGGGAGAGAAAGUAGUCCUGAUGCAGUCCUGAUGCUCUGUGGUGUUAGUGGUUAGGCCCCGGGAGAGAAAGUAGUCCUGAUGCAGUCCUGAUACUCUGUGUUGUUAGUGGUUAGGCCCCGGGAGAGAAAGUAGUCCUGAUACAGUCCUGAUGCUCUGUGUUGUUAGUGGUUAGGCCCCGGGAGAGAAAGUAGUCCUGAUGCAGUCCUAAUGCUCUGUGUUGUUAGUGGUUAGGCCCCGGGAGAGAAAGUAGUCCUGAUGCAGUCCUGAUGCUCUGUGUUGUUAGUGGUUAGGCCCCGGGAGAGAAAGUAGUCCUGAUGCAGUCCUGAUGCUCUGUGUUGUUAGUGGUUAGGCCCCGGGAGAGAAAGUAGUCCUGAUGCAGUCCUGAUGCUCUGAUUCUCUGUGUUGUUAGUGGUUAGGCCCCGGGAGAGAAAGUAGUCCUGAUGCAGUCCUGAUACUCUGUGUUGUUAGUGGUUAGGCCCCGGGAGAGAAAGUAGUCCUGAUGCAGUCCUGAUACUCUGUGUUGUUAGUGGUUAGGCCCCGGGAGAGAAAGUAGUCCUGAUGCAGUCCUAAUGCUCCGUGUUGUUAGUGAUUAGGCCCCGGGAGAGAAAGUAGUCCUGAUGCAGUACUGAUACGCUGUCUAGUGUUGUCUUCACCUGUUUUGAAUGUUAUAUUGUUUUUGUGCAUCUCUGAUCGAUGUUCUACCAAUUUCCAGGGUAAUUUCAUGUUUUCAUGUGUAUCUGAGAUAUUGCCGUUCAAACAGGAAGAAAUGUGUCAGUAUGACAUAGCAUUGCGAUAAAGCCGCUCCCACUACACUGGAAGUUAAUAGGAAUACGACUUUUAGAAUAGAAAAAAAAAGUAUUGAGUUAAUAAAGCCGCAUACAAACGUGGUCUCUUUUUUUUUUUGUCUGCCUGUCUGUUUCAUCCCCGCUCCCGACACGUUCAUUACUAUGGGACAGCUGGAGAUCGAAUUUGAAUAUUGAAACAAUGUUGCAAAUGUAGGCGAGACCGACAGCAAGGUUUAUACAAAUCUCCACUGUUGAAAACAAAAUGCUAGUCUAAAAGAAAUGGGAGAUAAUGUCUAGAUGCUUUUUAUCGUGGAGAUCAUGUUUAUAAAUUGCCUGGCUGGGCUGAUGAGAGAGUGGAUUGCGCAGUGAGAUGGAACAGAGUAAAUAGGCAUUUCAACGUCAUAGAUUUAGCCGGUGGUAACCUGUGGAAUAGACAACGGCUGGAAUGCGGUUUUAACCAAUCAGCAUCCAGGAUUAGACCCACCCGUUGUAUAAAACUUAAUCGCCUGGCCCUAGUGGUCAUACAUGCGUAAUAGGACCAUUAUUCUGCAUUGUAAAUUGAUGUGCAAUUUUAUGAAUUUUUUUCUUAGCGUUUUUAUGGAAAACUGAUAAAUGGCUGUUUUUUUGUUUUUUUUGUCACAUCCCUAGUGUGUAGCUAUGUUUGCUAGCUAGCUAGCAAGCCAGCCCAUAGAGAGAGCAUGGCAUUGUGGGUUUUGUAGUCGACUUGAGCUGCAACAGAUAUCCACAACGAUUUCCACGUCGCUACCAACCUUUAUUAUAACGACGAAAUGAAACAUUUAUUCACGAAAAAUGUUGUUCUCACAUAUUAAAAGGGGCAGCUGAAUAUUUUUGUCUCGCCUAAUGAUUGUGCACAAGGACUUUUAUUCAUGAACUUUUAGUAAUUUCUUAUCAUUAAAACACUCGUACUUUAAUUGAAUGAUGUCUCUGACAAGGAGUCCUAUAGUCCAGGACUCCUUUUGGACUAUAGUAAUACAUUAGCCAUAUCACUCAUGUUGUGGCAGGGCAGGCGCUUUGUUGAUUAGUGAUGUAGAACUGUUAAUCUGUUUUUUUACUGUUGUAUCUAAAUUAUUUAUUUUAACAUGCAUUAGUUAAAAGACGCAGGUCCCAAAAAUGAACUUAAAUAAACGAUAUACCCCAUUUACUUCUUACUGGUAAUACAUGCUUAUUCGUUAUAUUUUUUGGGUGUAAUUAUGGCACAAAAUAUUUUGGCUGGUUAAAAAAAAAUCUGUGGUUGGUAGAUUUUUUUAAAAUCUAUUUGCCGCAGUGGCUGGUGGACUAAAGUUCAUUCCCCACCCUGGGUGUGUGCUCUGCUACCCGACCUGAGCCCGACAGACCCCGACAUUAUACAUCGAGGUUAGGGCUGGGUAGGACCUGUACUUUCAUUAAUAACUAGGGUACGGGCAGGGCUCUGGUAUCACUAAAUUGAUUACUAACAUUUUGAAGCUGAGCCAUUUGCACGUGUUCUGCCCGCACAGUACAGACAUAGCUGACCAAGAUCAUAACAUGGUGUCAGAAGUCAAAUGUAAAACAGGAGAGAUUAUUUCACAGAAAAUAAUGUUCCUUGAGUUUUGUUGGCGUUUAUAGUGAUUUUAAAUAUAGAUAACUGCUGUCUCAUGUCUCGUGAUUGAGCAGAGCAGCCCAAGCGGAGCCGUUGCUAUGGAUACUCACAGACUCAGAACUCGCAUGAGCAGAGUGCAUGCAGGGUGAGCUGCCUGCGCACAGAGAGCGAGUUACAGACCGAGAGGGCAGCUAAUGGAUUUACUAACCGAGGAAGUGGUUUCGGGCAGGGCUGAGCUUUUAAAUUUGGCAGAAGCGAUCGGGCCUGGGUAGAGUAGGGCCUGAAUAUUGCGGGCAUGGGUAGGGCUUAAAAUUCAACGCUCGUGCAGGGCUCUAGUGUGUGACGAGGUGUGUGUAACGUUGUGUGUGUGUGUGUUCUCUCUCUCCCAUCAGGAUGAUGUGGGCAGCAGGAGCGGUAGCGGCUAUGUCUAGCAUCACAUUCCCAGCCGUCAGUGCCAUCGUGUCCCGCAACGCAGACCCCGACCAGCAGGGUGAGCUAAUACAACCACAGCCAAAAACUGUAUUAGCCCCAAUACAAGACUGCCCUAAUCAUAAAUUGACCCCUUCUUUCUCAGAUCUGAAAUGUUAUUCUAGAUCAUGUACAAUGCUCAGUCUUGUAAAUUUGCUCUCGAGAUUGCAACCCACAUAUUCAUCAUAGUUAUUAUGCAAGACCAUUGUAGUGAAUAUGUCAACGUUAUAUGGGGAAACGCAGUAGCUGAAAGUUGGGCUGGGUGAUAUGCCCAGAAUAUCAUAUCACAACAUUUUUCUCAUUUUUGACAGUAUUUGACGGUGUUUUAUGUUUUUUAAUAAUACAAAUUCUAACUGCUUUCUGAGUAGUUCAUGACCCUAGGGUGGCAACACAUAAAUUAUAAGUGAUUUCAAUAAGGUUUUCUCUCUUCUGAUUUUGUUUUAUACUGUUCAAACUUCAACCAAAUUUUCCAUUAUCAGAAUAAUUAUUUUCCUCUAAACAGGCCUCCAUCCAACUUUUUUUAUGCGAGGAAAGUUCGGAUAAAAAAAUGUAAUGACAGGCCUGAUGGAAACAGCAAAUUUGUCUGUAAACUUUCCAAAUGUCAACAGAAUAAAAUAUGCUAGACAAGAUGGGAUCUUUUUGUGUCGGUAAAAUGUAUUAUGCGAGAAAUGGUGGUGGAAACUCCUUUAUGCGCACAUUGAUAUAAUAACCAUCCUAUGGAAGUAAACUUGGAGUGAUGCGAUAUGUUGUGUAGCCAUGUACCUUUUAAUACCAUUUACAAAGGUAUUUCAAAAUACAAUGGUAUGAUUUUUCCAUACUGUAAAAAAAAAAAAAAAAUGUCUGUAUAUGUAUUGGGGUGCUAUACUAUUUGAAAUCUAAGAUAAUGAAAUUCUCCAGCUUUGCAUGUGGUUUGCUAACUUGCUAGUAGCUAAGUGGCUAGAUGUCAAGAUCAAGCUUCUUGGUUACAGCAGAGACAUUCAAUCCCCUCCUGGAUCAAGAUCCCUGUUGCCUAAAUUGUUUUGUGCGUCAAAAUAAUAAUUAACGUUUAUUUUUACGGCGCCCCUUGUGUGCACUUCCGGUAAUACCAUAUACACGGGUAUGGUACAGAAACGGUAUGACGGUAUGAACAUCUGGAUACCGCCAAACCCUCAUCCUCCCGCUACAACUCGGGAAGCCAUGUAUUUUAUUAGGUUACAGAGGGAGUUCACAGGGUGGUGAAAGUGACCGGUGAUGAGCUUGAUGCUGGUUUUAUUUUACCCCCUUUUUCUCCCCAAUUUCGUGGUAUCCAAUUGGUAGUUACAGUCUUGUCCCAUCGCUGCAACUCCCGUACGGACACGGGAGAGGCUAAGGUCGAGAGUCGUGCGUCCUCCGAAACACAACCCAACCGAGCCGCACUGCUUGUUGACACAAGAAGCCAGCCGCACCAAUGUGCCGGAGGAAACACCGUACACCAGGCGACCGAGUCAGCGUGCGCAGCGCCCGGCCUGCCACAGGAGUCGCUAGUGCGCGACGGGACAAGGACAUCCCUGCCGGCCAAACCCUCCCCUACCCUAGACAGCGCCGCCCCGUGGGUCUCCCGGUCGCGGCCAGCACUCCUUGUUCUCUUUUGUACAAAACCAUUAGUAGAGAUGAAAAUGCGAUGGAAACCCAUUUAACUUGUAGUUUUUUUUAUUCGGUGCGUUGGAAUUUAACCGCAAAAGUCAUUUUGAUGUGCCCUACGUCAUCGCGUACAACCUUUUAUCCGUAACAAGUUAAUCUGGUGGGAAAAUGCACAUAUUGUUUUUAAUGCGGAUUCUAGAAUACUCGCAUGACAAUCUGUCGCCAGUUGGAUGGAAACCUAGCUGGUGACAAUGUAUUUUCAAUGGAUUAAAUGGCAGUUCUUACUUUCGCCACAAGGUGCAUUGUGCCGAUUUUCGAGAGUACUUUUGGCGCCAGCACUUUCUCACAGGCCAGAUUCAUGGCAAGAAAGUAAAUGUGCAUCCAAAGCUCUUGCUAGCUAAUUAGCAGUUCUCAACCGUUAGCAGUCCCUUACUGGUGGUAAGAACAGACGAUUGACGUCAUUUUUCGAGUUUCGUCUCUCAGUUAUUACAUUUAUAUUACAUUUAACAAACCAAACAUUGAAAUACCUGUAUGUAAAGUAAAAACCCAAACCGAACCAUGCAUCAAUACUGGUAUAUAGUACGGUUUACCGCCCGGCCCUAGCUGAAAGUGCAUAUUAAUUGAAUGGCUUUGUAUCCGUCUCUAGGUGUUGUCCAGGGGGUGAUAACAGGUAUCCGUGGUCUGUGUAACGGUCUGGGCCCAGCCUUCUAUGGCUUUAUAUUCUACCUGUUCCAUGUGGAGCUGACUGAUCUGGACGCUGUAGACAGCCAUGGGAAAGAAACCAAACCUAACAUGGCCAACCCUGCUGACGAGGUGAGACCACGGAGUGGUGGAUGGGACAGGACUGAGGAUAGAUCCAGACACUAUUUAGAUCCAACAGUAUUGGAUAGGCCAAAGCUAUAUCAUGGCGUUCACUUGCCUAUAAGAAGAUGGAGGUCUUCAUUCAUAAUCUCCUACCUACUGUACAUCUGACUGAAGGAACUGUUGUAGGGCACUUUGCUAAAACACACACAUCCCCCCUUUCACAAAUACCCUCCCCAUUAAACAUCAGUUUCUCUCUUCCUCCAGAGUUCCAUCAUCCCCGGCCCUCCCUUCCUGUUCGGAGCAUGCUCCGUACUACUCGCUCUGUUAGUAGCCCUGUUCAUCCCAGAGCACAGUGGCCCGGGGGUCCGGCUGGGAGGCUACAAGAAACACAGCAACGGGGCCCAGAGCCACUCACACAGCCCUCCCAGUAGCGGGGCCGAGGGCAAGGAUCCGCUACUGGAUGGCAGCUGUGUAUAACACCAGCCUGGGGGCACACACACCACACCAGCUCCCCCCUGAGCCCGAACAAGUGAACCGUUAUGAAACAAACCGUUAUUCUAACACUUUCACACACGUAUCCAGAUGAGUGGCCUCUUCUACGGGCAGGGAAGAUGUGUGGUCUGAACACCUCGUGGGCUGUCAUUUAUCUGAAGCACCGGAGUUGUGACGGUGUGGUGUGAAGAGUUACCAAAGGCCCUGAAAGGGAUGGAGAGAGAGAGAGGACGGGUAGCGCUGUGGAUUGGUGUUCUGUUGGGAGAGACUUGGUUGAGCUGAUCUCUGCCCUGAGCAGGAAGUGAGGCAGGAAGAGGAUAAAGGAGGUGGGGAUGUAGAGGUCCUGCCAGAGAGCCAUGCAGCACAUGGACGGGAUCUGGUUGGGGUGAAGGUUCAAGGCUAUCUGAACUGUUACUAAGCUCUGUGUGAUGAUGGAUUUGUCCCAAAUGGCACCCUAGUCCCUAUAUAGUGCACUUCUUUUGACCAGGGCCCACUAGGG